GAGGAAGAGAGGGAUGAGGGAAGAGGAAUGGCGGGGGGGGGGACUCCUUCCCUCCCGCCCCGCAGAAGGAAGCGCGGGCUCGUCGGCUGAGGGCAGGCGGCGGGGGCGCGAGUGCGGAGGAGAAGGGGCUGGCGCAUGCGUGGUGGCGCUGGAACCCUGGACCUGGGAGGGAGAGGGCGCGCGCACGUGCGUGUGGCUCCGCGCUCGCUCGCUGGCUCGCGCGCCGCUUAGCCUGAUCCUUCGGAGCUGCAGCUGCUCUUGCAGCAGCCGAGGAGAGCGGCUUCCCGUUCGGCUUCUCGGGCGGCAGCAGCAGCAGGUACGUGGCUCCUUUGGGGCGGGGGGUUUCCUCCCCCCCCGCAACCCCCCCACCUCUCUGCCUCUCCCGGCCUCUGCAAAGGCGCACGUGCUCACCUGCUGCAAUGGGAGGCGCUGGGGUCCCCAAUCCCGACUGCACUACCGAGCCCUGCAAAAGAGGGGGGGAUCCAGGGUGACAGCGGAGCAUCCCCCCCCCCCGAAUUGCGCCUGGGGUGCGUGCGUGCGUGUGCGCGCGAGAGGGAAGUCCCCUCCGGCUGGCCGAGCUGGGCAGUGGGCUUCCUGUGCCAAGGAGCCCGGCAUCCCCCACUGCAGAGGAGGAGGAGGAGGAGGAGGAGGAGGAAGGCGGCGGACGAACACCGUGCGAGUGUCAUGGUGGCGGGGAUAUCCUGUCUGCUAAGGUGCGAGGCAUCCCUUUUGUGAGGGACGGACAUAUUGCACAUUAAGAGGUUGCAUUAGUGGAGGAAGAGGGAUGGGGACUGGCUUGUUAGGAGUGCCGGGGACUCCCUUCUACAAAUUUUGUUUUCUUAAAAGCAGGCAUUUCUCAUGUGAGGAUCUGCACCACAAGCCGGGGAUUCCCUGUUGCCUCCCAAAUGCAGUUCAUACUUGACGUUGCUUUGUGGUGAGAUGCUCAGCAUCCUUCCCUUCAGUCCAAACUCAUUCUUAAAGCUGUAGAGUUAAAAAGAUUAGGGCAAUGAAUUGUCCCUUCCAUCAGCUUAUACAUAAAAGGUGCAUAUUUCUGUGGUGGAGGACCGGUCAUCAUUUUAUCCUGUUGCCACUGUAGUGGUGCUGAACUCCAUGGGAUUCUUUUAAGUGUUGCCACUGCAACACUUUCUCCAUAAGAAGAAGAAGAAAAAAAGAAUACAGUGUAUGGUUUUCCCCAAGGGAGACUGUUUUCCUUAAUCUUUCUUUCUCUGUACCAGAUUGCAAAUCUCACCACAGCAGGGAAAAGGAGGAGUGCAUGCUUUAUGAGCCAUUUAUCUGCAAAAAGGUGAUGAGGUACCCUUUGCCAAAGUGUGUUAGGAAGGCAUUCCUCUCUGCCCAUUGAAUUUUUUGAAGGUUCUCUCUGGUUACCUACAUACUUGAAAUAGAAAUAUGAAUUUACUACUUGUCAAGUUCAUAGAGUUGAUUAUGUGGCAAGGAAACAGUCCUUUGCUUUGUCACUGUAAAACAGUAUGCGUGUCAGGGUGGGUCUAGUGAGAAGUUCAUGAAUUUUCCUAUGGAAGUGUAUGUAGGACAAAUCCUAUUGAUGUAGUACUUUUUUGGAAUUCAUUCAUGGGCGUAGCCAGGAUUUUUGUUAGGGGGGCAGAACCUUAGUAAAGUAUUUUUCUUGAUUUAAUUGAUGGGGGCAGCUGCCCCCCUGCCCCCCUUGGCUAUGCCCAUGAAUUCAUUGUGGGUUUUUGUAUACAAGCUUGGUUGGCCUUUUGGGAAGGCUUGAGGGAAUCCUUUGUAUUUAAGAGAGGUGACUUUUGAUGACUUGUUAAAUGAGUGGUACUUGAAAGUCAACUGCUAUGAUCCUAGUGAUUUUUUUCCUACAGUAAGGGUAGUGGGAAGAGGUAAAACAACAGAAUUCUAUAUGACAGGGAAACAGAUUGUUUUGGAGGUCUCCGCCUUGGGCUUAACUGUAGUUGGUAAUUCAGUUAUUUCCUAAAACUGUGUUUUACAUGAAACUAAGAGGAGAGCUUUCCUUAAUGGCUGACUCUAAAAUAAGACAUUUUGAGUUACUUCAUGUUGAAAGCUCUUCUUUUUAAAAAGGUGCAUGACUAAGGGCAUUUCUGCACAGCAACGGGCUGUUUAGUGCAAUAAAUAUGCUUUGCUGUGCACUUGUUGCACAUGGAUUUGGGUUGCAGAGCCUCUCAAAGUGAAUGGUAGCAUACCUCUUUAUUUUCAUUUGCCUCUUUUUAGUUUUUCUGAGUGGCCUUGACAUGCUUUUCUUUUGCAUUGAAAAUUAAUUUGCAACAAUACAUUGGCCUGCAUUAAUAAAGAUUGCUCACUGACUUUCAAAGACCUAAUUUAAUGAUAUAUUGGUUCCUUGGUAUUUGGGUAACAGUCUGAUUUAUGUGUCCUUAACCACACUAGUUUAUGUAAUAUAGGCCGAAUUUGGGGAAAAAACCACAACACCAACCAAAUGAAAGCUAAACUUGACAAAGGACCAAGUUGGAGCACAUCAUAAGGUAGUUAGACUUUGUGCAACUCUUCUUCAUUUUGACCUGCUUCUCUUUAUGUGAACACAGUAUUGCUGUAUUUUUUUUUAGCUUAGGUUUGCUGGUAUGCAGAACUAAUGUACCUGCAUGUCUGCCUGCACACACAUGUGUACCAAAGGGUGGCUUGGGCCAUGGGUCUGGCAAGUUAUUUGCUCUAUCAAGUACCCAACUGAAAGACAACUAGAUCUGUGACUCUUGGAACACUUAAUUACAUAUUGAUCUUGUCAGCAGUUUUCAUUUAUCAUGCAGUAACUUGUCUUUUAAAUUUUACUGUUACCUACCAUCAACAAUGUAAGUUAUCACUUGGGCAAAUAUCUGCUGAUUAGCUAGCAAAUAAAUGCCAUCUUGAUUGUGAGACUGUAGGUCUAAAUUGCUUUUACCUAGAUUAAAAUGCAAUAGUGACCUCCUAAUUAGCAAUCUCUUCACAUGAGAAAAAUACUCCCAUGAGGCAUUUGCUUCUUCCUAUAUUACAUUAGUUAGCUGUUUACUGAUAAAAGAGAUAUUCCAAUGUGACUUUACCCAAAGUCAUACACCCCCCCCACAGCUCUAGAACUGCCACCUUGGUAACAGCGUUGUUUCAUUUUUAUUAGAGCAGCUGAUGAAGGUAAAUGCUUUGCCACGUGAAAACACACAAGUAACCUCUGUUAAUCACAGUAGCAUAAGUAUUAUUUUAGUGAUUAACCAAAUCCUAAAAGGGAUCCAAAGGAAGUGUGAAGUGUUUGUUGCUUUUAUAACUGUGUGUGCGUAAACCUAAGAGCAGGAGAUACCUGCAUGCAGAAAUGCACACACCGCUCUCUUACAGAGUUGUGUGUGGGAUGAGCUGGAAAACCCUAGCAGUGAGCUUGCAUCUGGUCUCAAAUCAUAGAGGAGGGCUGCUGUAUCCAGUGGCUUAGCAGCUGCCCUUCCCAAGAUCAAAAUAAGUGAUCAAUUCACUUGGGUGGGGCUCACCACCAGUGGCCCCCUGCAGCCCCAUGCCUCUUAGCACUCCCCUAGGUAAUCCCACAGCACCCUUUGGUAGCUAGGGCUAUAUACCUUAAAUCAUAUGGUAGUCAUAUUCUAGAGGUGUAAGUUUAAUUGUCUACUUUUCUAAAUAACUGUCCAAAAUCUGCAGUGGUUUUUUACCUAAAUGCAAACGUCUUAUGUAAGGUAAAUGGUGGUGUUGGAGAACGCCUCUGACUUCUCUGCCCUUGUAUUCUAUUCUAUUGCUAUGGCACCUUCCUUUGGCUGUCUCUUGUGGCUUCUGAAAAAGUUCCCCCCCUCCAUGUUAAUGUAACAAAGGCUAAUAGAGUUGUGCAAGUGUGAUGUGAAAUCUUUUCUGCCUUAAACAUUAUCAGAAAUCAGUUGGCACUUCUAUUUCCAGAAAACGAUUCUAGAUUCAGGUAGGUAGUCGUGUUGGUCUGACGCAGUCAAAAUAAAUUUAAAAAAUUAAAAAAAAUUGUCCAGUAGCACCUUAGAGACAAACUUAGUUGGUCUCUAAGGUGCUACUGGACAGUUUUUUUCCUGUUUUUUUAUUUAUCCAGAAAACGAUGUUGUUGAAAGUGAUGUACCAGGAACUAUCGUUUUCUCUUCCCUUCUCUCUCUCCUUCCCUCCUCCAGCUUCCUUGUAAGUGUCUCUCGAGUGGGGAGGAGCUCCUGGUACUAGCUGCUAGUGAUACCUAACAGUACUGCACACAGGAGUCUGAGGGUGCCCCUUUCAAAGAUGGUGCCAGGCUAUGUCUUGCGCUGGGACACAGAAUGAGUGUUGCAGGCAGCAGGGGAGGGUUUGCGACAAGCAGACACCCUGGUUGUUUUUUAAAUGGAGGAACAAAGUCAGUGAUGAAACAGACCCUUGCCAGGCAGUGCAUACAUUAGGGGCCUGCUUUGUCUCUGGGGAGCAGGAAGUGAGAAAUCCAAACCUCAGUGAUACUAAAACCGUCAUUGACUCUGAAACUCAGUGAAUAGUUGAAAUCUGUAGGUGAUUAAUUUCCCCACAAAACUAGUUUCAGCCAUGGUUAUUGGUGGUGUUAAGGGGCUGCAUAAGUUUGAAGAGUGCAGGAGCCAUAGUGCUUAGCAGGCACCUACAUUUUAAAACUACAACAAUACUGAAAGAGAAAAAGGGCAGGCUCAUCUUUGUUAGGGGGAACACUAGAUGGCAAAACUACCGUAUUUUUCGCCCUAUAAGAUGCACUUUUCCCCCUCCAAAAAUGAAGGGGAAAUGUGUGUGCGUCUUAUGGGGUGAAUGCAGGCUCCUUGGCUUCAGCGAUAGCAACGCGAAGCCUCCGAAGCCUGCGCUCCGGAGGCUUUGCGUUGCUUCCACUGAAGCCAGGAGAGUCUGCUCUUUGAGGCUGGCGGUGGGGGAAAGCAGCGCCUCCUCCAUCGCCAGCCCCAGAGGAUGGGGGGCAGCGGGAAGGCGCCGCGACGCCUUCCCGCUACUCUCCGACCCGGCUUUGAGGCUGGCAGUGGGGAAAGCAGCGCUUCCCCAAUGGCCAGCCCCAGAGGAUGGGGGGCAGCGGGAAGGCGCGCGACGCCUUCCCGCUAUUCUCCAACCCUCCUGUGGGCUUUUGCGGGAGAUGGGGGAAUUCCCCCACCUCCCACAAAAGCAGGCAAAAGCCGCGCACUCUUUAAAGGGGCUCCGCGGCUUCUGCUGGCUUUUCUAGGAGGUGGGGGAAUUCCCCCACCCCGUAGAAAAGCCCGCAGGAGCCGCGCACCCUUUGAAGAGCGCACCGCUCUUGGGGGCUUUUCCCCGAGGAGGGAGAAGGGACUGACUUGCCAUUUCAGUCCCUUUUCCCUUCUGGUCGAAAAGCCCGUAGGAGUCGCGCACGGCUCCUGUGGGCUUUUGCGGGAGGUGGGGGAAUUCCGCCACCUCCCGCAAAAGCAGGAAGAAGGUCUUGGAGUAGCGCACAGGCUGCGUGCAGCCUGUCCGCUGCUCCCAGAGCUGCGGGGGGGGGGGAAUCAUACUUUUUUCCUUGAUUUCCCACCCCUGAAAACUAGGUGCGUCCUAUGGGCCGGUGCGUCCAAUAGGGCAAAAAAUACGGUAAAUUGACAAUUGGCCCCAAACUCAAAACAGUUAGAUUUUAUCCAGAAAAGACUAAAUAAACUCAUCUCCUGGGGAAACAAUUCUAGGAGGUGACUUCAACCUAAACACCAGAGAUACCUCUCCAAGACAUUCACCCCCAAAUCCUCUGGACAACCUUCCUCUGAAGGAAGCCAAAAAAAGAGCAGCAGAGACUCCUAUAGACUACAGUCGUACCUCGGGUUACAGACGCUUCAGGUUGCAGACUCUGCUAACCCAGAAAUAGUACCUCGGGUUAAGAACUUUGCUUCAGGAUGAGAACAGAAAUUGUGUGGCAGCGGCGGAGCAGGAGGCCCCAUUAGCUAAAGUGGUGCUUCAAGUUAAGAGCAGUUUCAGGUUAAGAACAGACCUCCGGGACAAUUUAAGCACGUAACCAGAGAUACCACUGUACUAAAAAUGCUGAAAAACGAAGGCCUGUAUGAAACAUGGGGUGACAAGAACCCAGGCAGCACCAGUCUCACAUUCCUGUCUGGAUGCCAUGGCACAAGGUCUAGGCAGGACUGACCAUGCCAACCCUAACUGCAGAGGAACAAGAAUUAUGGACAGCCCUAUUACCCCAGAGGAAAAAGAGACUGUCCUCAAAAAUGUAGAACCACACAAAGCCCUGGGCCCAGAUGGCUUUACAGCAGAAUUCUGCAAGAAAUUCAAAGGCACCCUGAUUCCCUUUAUGGCACGCCUGUUCAACGACCUCAUAAAAGGAGCCCCAUGCCUCCUCCAAAAUAGUCUCUAUCCCAAAGCCAUUCAAAGACAGCACAGCCUCAAAAUAGAAUCACACCGCCCAAUUUCGCUGAUAAAUCAAGACUACAAAAUAUUCACAUCAAUUCUGGCCAACCAUAUAAAAUGUUUCUCACACAAACUUAAUAGCCUUGGACCAGGCUGGCUUUGUCCCCAGUUGCAGUAUAACAGACCCCAUUAGGAAACUACUGAAUUUGAUUGAACACAGCAAAACAACCAGGUAUUUCCAUUCCAAACAAUCAAAGGUUUUAAGGAUAUACCCAAGGUAGUCAGUGGGGAUCUGGUUGUUUUGCUGUGUUCAAUCAAAUUCUAAUAGUACUAGGCAGUUUUUGAAAUUAGCCAGGUGCCGGGCGCAUUUUGCACCUGACUAUCAGCCACUUGCUACCACUUUGCACAUCUACUCUGCAAAAGAAUGAAAGUUCAUCACCCACCUUCUUUCUCCCUGCCCCACCUCACAGUGCCUAUGACGCCAGUGCCUCACACCGAAUGUAACUGACAUGUAGAAAGGACUCUGAAUUGAAACAGAGACAUUGUAUGUACCCUUGUGAAAAUGCUUUAAUAAAAACAAAUUAUAUAUUUUUUGAAGCGUGUGCAUGGAAGCAAUUCAACUUAGACAUGUGAUCAACUUUUAACUGGAGGGUGGGAUAUCUGCUCACCUUCCCAAAGUGGGAAUUUGCCCGUUUCCAUCCUUUGUUGAUGUUGUGCUGCUGUGAUCUGAUCAGAUUAAAACAGUAAUCUUUCACGGGCGCUCUCUCCCUCCCCCCACUUUUUGCAUGGGUGAAAUGACAUUUCACAAAGCAUUUGCUCAAGAUGGUUGCAACAUUCCUACUGGGAAAGGAUGACUAUAGGAACUUGCUAGGGAUGAAAGUAACAGCAGGUGAAUAUAUGCAUGUAGUCCUUCACAUCUUCUGAAUUAAAAUUUGGGCUCACGUGCUACAAAAACUGCACCCUUAAACAUUUUGGAUAACUUGGACUGUUGCUAUCCUGUAGGCAAAUACAGACACAAAAGUUUGAUUAAAUCAUGACUAAAAAGUAUAUCCAGAUUUUAAGAUGUAGACCAUGGACAGAAAUGCAUUCCCAAUUUUUAAACGUCAUAAAAUUUGUAGCCACUCUCCCAGCACAGAGCUGAAAUAUAUAUUUCACAUUCUUAAGUGGUGACACAUGAGACUUAAGCCACUAGGCCCCUGGGUUUCCCCCUCUGCUUUGACCUUAGCCGGUUUAAGGUCCAGUGAAUCCAUUGCCAUAAUUCACAAACAGGCCUGUUAGUAUUAAAGGCCAACUAAACUCCCCGUAGCCAUUUGUUGAACAACCAUGCCAUCAUUAAUAAUAAUAAUAAUAAUAAUAUUUUUUAUGUAUACCCCGCCCUCCCCAGCCAAGGCUGGGCUCAGGGUGGCUAACAAGCAAAAAUAAAAACAAGUUGAAUGAAUACAACUUAAAAACAAAAUUAAAAUACAACAUUAAAAUAUUGAAACAUUAAAAUAUUAAAAUGUAGCCUCAUUGCAGGAGGAGAAAGGAAAAGAAAAAAGAAAGAGGGGGAGGGAAUCAAAUUGACUCCAAGUCAAAGGCCAAGUGGAACAACUCUGUCUUACAGGCCCUCCGGAAAGAAAUCAGAUCCUGCAGGGCCCUGGUCUCAUGAGGCAGAGCGUUCCACCAGGUCGGAGCCAGUGUUGAAAAAGCCCUGGCUCUGGUUGAGGCUAAUCUAACUUCCUUAGGGCCCGGGACCACUAGGGUAUUGCUAUUUAUGGACCUUAGGUCCUCCGUGGGGCAUACCGGGAGAGGCGGUCCCGUAGGUACGAGGGUCCUAGGCCAUGAAGGGCUUUAAAGGUCAAAAGCAGCACCUUAAAUCUGACCCUGUACUCCACCGGGAGCCAGUGCAGCUUGAAAAGCACUGGGUGAAUAUGCUCCCAUGGCAGAGACCCCGUGAGGAGCCUCGCUGCAGCAUUCUGCACCCGCUGGAGUUUCUGGGACAGCUUCAAGGGCAGCCCCGCGUAGAGCAAAUUACAGUAGUCAAGCCUGGAGGUGACCGUUGCAUGGAUCACUGUGGCCAGGUCGGGGCGGGAAAGGUAAGGGACCAACUGCUUGAUGCGGCGAAGGUGGAAAAAUGUCGCCUUGGCUGUUGCUGUAACCUGCACCUCCAUUUUCCAUGGAGGCGUCAAGGAUUACACCCAAACUCUUAACGGAAGGCAAUGGCACUAAUUGGACCCCCGCAAGAGAAGGGAGUUAAUCCCUCAUCCCCAUGCCAUCCCGACCCUGCCAUAGGACCUUCCGCUCCCACGAAACCAUCCAGCCACAACUUCUAAGCAUCAGGUCAGUGUGUCCGGGGCCGAGUCGGUGUGGCCAUCCAUCAGCAGAUAGAGCUGAGUGUCAUCAGCAUAUUGGUGACAGCCCAGCCCAAAGCUCCAGACAAUCUGGGCAAGGCGACGCAUAAAGAUGUUAAAAAGCUUCGGGGAGAGGAUUGCGCCCUGCGGCACUCCACACACCAAGGAGUGGCGCGACAACAUUUUCCUCCCUAGUGCCACCCUCUGUCCCCGACCAGAGAUAAAAGAGCACAGCCAUUUACGGGCUAUGCCCUGAAUCCCCACGUUGGCAAGGCGGUGGUCCAGAAGAUCAUGAUCGACCAUGUCAAAGGCUGCUUACAAAUCUAAAAGGAUCAGCAGUCCUGACCCGCCUCGAUCCAGUUUUCUACGGAGAUCAUCUGUUAGGCAACCAGAGCCGUCUCGGUCCCGAAACCAGGACGGAAACCGGACUGAAAUGGAUCUAAAGCCGAUGUUUCCUUCAGAAACCUACCAAACUGUUCAGCAACCACUCUCUCAAUUACCUUACCCAGAUAUGGAAGAUUUGAAACUGGGCGGUAAUUGGAUAGGUCUAAAGGAUCUAGUGAAGUUUUCUUUAAGAGCGGACACACCACUGCUUCCUUCAGUUCCCCUGCGAAUGUCCCCGUGCCAAGGGACAAAUUGAUAAUUUCAACCAGGGGGGUCCGCGCGACAUCUGGACACAAUUAAUUACUUAAUUAAGCAAUUAAUGAUGCUUGGGGAAUGUACCAGAAAUCCUGUAUUGUAACUCAUCUCCCAUUAAAUCUCUCAUGACCAGUAUGUGAUACAUAAUGUAUGUAUUUCCAACCUGACUUUUUAAACAAAUGGAAAUCUUCAAGGGGUUGUGCAGUUUCUGCUUAAUAUCUUACAUGAUCCUUAGCUGUUGUUGUCAUGUGGGAAAACAAAUUGAACCCUAGCUGAUUUAUUUUAAUAAGAUAUUUUUAAAUAGAAAUCAGCAGCAUUAAAGUUAUGGUCUUAAUUGUGAUCCUAUUGUAAAAUAUGGGGGAAAUGGUAUCAAAGGGUCUUGGAGACCGUGCUGGUCACUCAAGAGCCUCGGACGUGCUCCCUUAGGCAGAAGAAACGCUCCACGUACACUGGAGGGCCAGGCUUAAUUAGUGAGCGGCUCUAGACCUUGUUCUUCAUGACAAAAAGCUGGAACUUUGAAGAGGAAAACUAAUAAAUGCCUCUGAGUACAUGCAGAGUGCUUUUCCUUCUUCAUUUAAUAGCCAGAACAUAGAGCUUCACUCCUGGGAUGUGGGCGCAGGGCUUUCCUUUGGCUUCAGAAAUUUUGCAGAUAAUGCGUUUUUAUGAUAGAGAGAGAGAGAUUGAACUAGGAUUGUCCUUGCUGGCUGUGGAAAUGGCAGCAGCACCCCGGUGGAAGGUUGGGAUACGAAUGUAAUAUUAUACAGGCAACGCCCCAUUUACUCAGGGGUUAUGUUCUAAGGUACUGUGUGUUUAAGUGAAAUCACGUAUAUCUGAAACACCAUUGAAAAAGCCUGCAAACAUAGCUUUAGUCACCUAUCUAGACUUUCUUGUACUGUGUGUGCCCAUUUUCAGACUUUUCUGCCAACUAGAAGUGUAUUGGACUAUAUGUGCCCCAAAUGUGAGCUUUCUACCUGCCAAUCAGUUUCUUGGCCCAAGUCAAAGUGAUGGUUUUGACACAUAAAGCCUUAAACAGCUUAGGAUUGCAAUCAGUGCUUCUUUUCUGGGGGGGACACAGUGUUACACAUACCCCUAAACAUUUUGUGAAUCUUUGUACUUUUUUCCAUUUACUGUAUUUAUUCCCCCCAAUUUGAACUAUAAAAUGCUGGUUUUCUUGAGUCAAAAUGAGAGUAUCCCUAAACAUUUUUUUAGGAAAAAAAAAAGCACUGACUCCAAUACCUCAAAGACUGUCUCUCCCCGUGUGAACCAACUUGGACCCUGUGAUAAUCACCCGAGGCCUUUAUUUGUGUGCCUCCUCCAUGAGAACGGGCCUGUUUGUGGAAUGCUCACCCCAGAGAGUCUUGCCUGGCGCCUUCAUUAUACGUAUUUAGGCACCAGGUGAAAACAUUCCUCUUCAACCAGGCCUUUGGCGGAUUGACAUUCUAUGUCUUUUUAGAUGUGUUUGUGGGGUAUGGGUUUGUUUUGCUCUUGUUUUUAUUUUGUAAUUUUAUGCUGUGGACCGUCUUGAGAACUUUGGAUGAAGGGUGGUAUACAAAUUUAAUAAAUAAUAAAAAACAAUACCUAGUGUGUCAGCAAUGUAGUCAUUUUGAUGUGCAUUUCACGGGCUCAUUAUUACUAUACAUUUACGUAUACCCCACCUUUUUCCCUUAUGGAACUCAAAACAGCUGACAGAUAAAAAUAAGAAUCAUUAAAAACAUAGAGAAAAUAAUUAAAUAACAGUUAAACAAUAGAAUUAAUAGAACUAUAUACACAUGUAAAAUAGGUUUAGAACGUACAAAUAAUUACAGUAAAAGCAGCAUGGCACCAGCCUUCCAGCAAGAAUGAAACAAGAAUGUCUUCACCUGCCUGUGGAAGGAGAACAAGGAGGGAGCCAGUCUAACUGCUCUAGGGAGGUUGUUCCAGAGCCUGGGGGCAGCCACCAAGAAGGCCCUUUUCCACGUCCUCACCUAGUAUGUCUGUGAGAGUGGUGGGACCAAGAGAAGGGCCUCCCCUAAAGACCUCAGAGCCUGGGAAGGUUUGUAUGAAGGAAUAUGGUCUUUCAGAUAGCUUGGACCUAAGCCAUGUAGGGCUUUAUAUGCCAUAACCAGCACUUAGAACAGGGCGAUAUUUCAGUUCAUUGUCUGAAACUGGUAUGAAGUUCAGAUUGCAAUACUGGUUUCAGACUUCUUGAGCUGGCAAUACAUCACGGCUCCCUGGCUGCCGCCAGCCCUCCUGGCUGCCUGCGCUGUGCUGGUGGUAGCUGGGGAGCUGCGAUGUCUUGCCCGCUCAGAUUGCGUGCUCUGUGAUUUACCUUCACCUGAGCAAGUGGGGUGGGCUGCCUCCUUCCUGCCGGUCGGUUGCAGGCAGAAUGACCAACUGGGAGGGAAGAGGCAGCCUACCCUGCUUGCUCGGGCGAAGGCAGAUACGCAGGCCAGCAGGCGCAUGGAGCACUUUCUUAGGCUUUCUCUACCAAGGCUGAGGCUCGACUGGGGAGGGAGGGAGGGAUGGAGUGCGCAGAAGCGCCGUUGCUUGAGCAAGCAAGCAGCCUCCUUCCCUUCCUCCUGGUCGCUCCUCCCUCCCUGCACACCCCAGCUGCUUUUUCAGUGUUAUUUCAGACAUCAUAAUAUAUAUCACAAUGAUUAACUGGUUGAUAUAUCAUGAUGUUGAAAACCAGAUAUCGCCCAACUGUAACCAGCACUUUGAAUUGUGUCCAGAAACAGACCAGUAGCCAAUGGAGUUGUUAUACUGAGUAAGUCAUAUGCUCCCUCUAACCACCUGCGGUCAGCAUUCUGGCUGCAGCAGCUCUUUGAGCCAGUUGAGGUUUCUGAGCACUUUUCAAAGGCAGCCCCAUGUGGAGCACGUCACAGUAAUCCAAUGGGAUGUAACUAAGGCAUGUGUCACUGUGACCAAGUCAGACAUCUCCACGAAUGGGUGCAGCUGGUGCACUAGCUGUGACUGCACAGUUGCACUCCUGGCCACUGGAGAAACCUGAGCAUCCAUGCUUAGGGACAAGUCUAGGAACACGCUCAGUGAGCCUGUGUCUUUAGGGGGAGUGCUGCCUGAUUCUGCACAGGCUGAAUCCCUAUGCUGCCUUCUUGCUAUUGAAGUUGCAUAAAUAUCCCAUUCUAAUCAUUCAAGACAACUUGUCUAUGCAGCAGAUUUCAGCUUUGGAGUUGCUAUGGAAAUACCUUAAGUACUUGUUCAUGUCUCUUCAUGAAAUGUCCUGUUUCAGACUCUUGAAGUAAUCAAGACGGUCUGCAAAAGCUUCCAAACUCUGUUUUCAACUAACCAUGGUUAGUUGUGUUAUGUAUGAUCUCAAGCAAAUAAUUGGUUUUGGGAGCAAGCAAACUUAAUAAACUGAUUUCUGAUCCUAGUUUGUUUCCCUAAACCAUAGGGAAACAAACUAGGAUUAUAGAUAACUGUAACUGCAAGUUUGUUAUAAUGUGUUGUUAUGAAGUUAGUAAACUGUAUUGUUAUGGCUGGAUACCAAAGGAACUGAGCCUUCUCCCCGCUUCUUUAGCACACUGAAACAAUCACACAAAUUUAGGCUUCCCAAGUGCCUUUCAGUUCUAGAAGGAGAGGGACAACCUAUGAAAAAUAAGCAGUAAUUUGUGAUGAGUAAAUGAGACUGACAUGAAAUGUGAUGUGGACAGGUCUGGACAUGCCCUAUGUCAUGGGUAGGCAACUAGGGCCCAGGGGCCAAAUCUGGCCCAGUAGCCUUCUAAAUUUGGCCUGCGGACGGUCCAGGAAUCAGCAUGUUUUUACAUGAGUAGAAUGUGUGCUUUUAUUUAAAAUGCAUCUCUGGGUUAUUUGUGGGACAUAGGAAUUUGUUCUCUUCCCCCGCCAAAUGUAGUCCAGCCCCCCCCACGAGGUCUGAGGGACAGUGGACAUGAAGAGUUUGCUGACCCCUGUCCUGUGUGCUUUCCCUCCCUUCUUGCUCCUGCAUAUUCACAUUGCCUCCCUUCCUUGUUUGAUCAAGCCAUAGUUUGCUAUUGCAUCUGAACUGGGCAAAAUGUGUAGCCAUACUUUGCUUUCAAGCGAAGACCUGGAACAAUGGCUUGAAGUGGUUAGAGGAGUGGGAACAUUUUGUUUGAUCUCAUCCGUCAGCGCAGCAGAACAAGCUGUCCUAUGGCAAGAGAACCCUGUAUGUCCCUAACAGGCACCUGCCCUUUCUUCAUUUUGAAAGCCUGUGGGGAAAGAGUCGCCCACAAAUAAUCGUAGCAUCUUCCUGCCCAUGCAGAUGAGUAGCAUAAAAAAUGAGGACCUCUUUAUAAAAGUUUAUAAAAACUUCCAGUUCACCUAGUCCUAGAGGCAAUUCUUACCUUUCAAUGCAAAUAAGCAAGUGACUUUUUAUUUACAAGCCAGCUGUAGAUAAUUUCCUGUAUUAAUGAGCUCCCCUCAAUAGAACAGCCUGUCUUAAUGUUGUUUUAAAUCUUCAACCAGAUCAAACUGACUGUUUCAUGCCUAUAUCUUCAGUGGGCAGGAGAAACAAACUGUUCUGUACCUCACUUUUAUUUUAUUUUUUUUUUUCUAAAAUGGAAGAAGUUUCAACCUACCGUAGCUUUGCAUCGAAAAAAGUCCUAAACUCAGUUACUGCACUUCCAGGUUGCAGCAGAAUUAAGAUAAUCCUUCAUCUGUGAAACCUUGGGGAGGAACUACAUUUUAUAGAUGGUUCUGAUCUAGAUAUGUUUGGUGUGUGGAAAUUGCUUUGUACUUUCUUCCACUCUUCUCAUCUAAACCUAUGCAGGCUGUUCUGGCUGGAUCACAGGUGCCACGAGUGUCGUUAUUCUUUGAGGUUUUCCAUUAAAAUGAACAGCUUGGGCUUCUAUCAUCUUCAUAGGUUUCCACCGAAUUCUUUCUGCAUCUUACUUGACCAGUUCUGAACACAGUACUCCGUAUGAGAUUUUGCUAGCACUUUCCAGUUCUUCUUGAUAUAAAUUUGUUCUGGAGGCCCCAUAAAAGCUGUAGCCAGGUUGGGUUUAGGUUUGGCGUCACCUGGUGGUCAAUAAGCAACAUUGCAAGCUUGCAAAAAUAAACCAAUCAGGAUGUCUUGGCUCCUUCCUUCUUCAGUUUUUUAUUUUGCCUUGCAGAAAGCAGUCAUUUAUUCCUGAGACUCCUGGUGUUCACCUUUUUUUCCAGGAUGGUUCAUUCUGCCUCUCCUUGAAUUUCUCUGUGGCUCUAGUUCCUUUACCUUCCGCAUUACCACCCACAUGGUCGCCACCUUCCAGAUUCCUUUAUCAUUUCCAGAUGAACACUUUCGCCCUAGCUGAGAAUUAUUUUGACAAACUUGCAAUAUUGCCUGUUGACUGCCAGGUGGCGCCAAACCUAAACCCAACUUGGCGGCAGCUUUUUCGGGAUCCAGAAAUACCUUUCAUUGUAAGUAUAAUGGCCUUUUUUGAUUAUUACUCUGUUCACACAAGCCCCAUCAGGUUUCUAACCUUUUGGUGUGCGUUAAAAAAAUAAACUUUAUUAUCAAAUAUGCAGAGUUUGUUUUGGAAUAUUCAUUUUGUAUGGCUUCUGUCUGUUGACCUUCAGUUCAACUUUCACUGUGGGUUUUACUGGUGCCUAUCCACUGGUACUAUAUCCAGAUGUUUAAAUUAGCAGACAAUCAAUUCUGCAAGAAAGCAUCACCUUUUGAAGUUCUCUCUUGACUGUGCAGCACAAAUGGUAGCAUUGCCUGCUUCAUAAAUACAAAAAAAUGAAUAUUAAUUCUUUGUUUUCCAUUUGUUAAGACUAUUAUUUGUAUCUCCCUCAUUCAAUUUGACUGACCUAAAAAACCCCCAAAGCUCACCUCACAUCCUUUUUCAAAGGCUGCAUUUUCAAAAUUGAGACAGUUUUGAUAACUCAUUUUGAUAUGGAACUCUAGUGCAGCCUGCUAUCAUUAUUUCCUAAGCCCAAUAUUUUUUAUUCUACUUCUGGGUAUCCACAAUUCUGAAAUAAUAUAAAAUAAUUAUGUUUAUUAGGUGGGAACUAGUUUGAGUAGUACUUUUAACUAGGGUGACCCAGAUGCAAAAAACAAAACAAAACCAGGGUUCUUGAGUGUGUGAGAGAGUAAAUUUGGAUAAUGCUGAGAAGCUGUGCUUGCUGGCACGCUCUCUUCUUCUCUACCACUACUAAAGCUGUAGCAGUUCUGUCUUGUUUUGCAUAGGGUCACCCUAACUUUUAACAAAAAUGCCAAAGAGCGUGUUGUAAAUUAACACUAGCUUCAUUUUCAGAAAGACAUAAUAGGAGGUCCUUCUGUUUCAAUGAGCAACUGAAAAGCAGGCCUUCUUGGGAAGGCUAAGAAAUACAGUUUAAUCUUCUUUAUUCUUUGACAGGAAGAGGCAGGGCUCUGUGUUUGCUGCAAUAAACUGAAUAUUGACAAAUUCAAGCCUUCAGAGAGUAUUUCAUGCAAUGAGGAGUAUUUUCGGUUUCUUUUUCUCCUAGGUGUUGGCAAAGGUGAUGAGAAGUUUAACCCUGCUUCUUUCUGAAGACUCCAAUAAAAGUUUUAAAAACUUUUAUUUUAAAAUAAGAGUUGUCCUUGCAGGACACUCAUUAAAACAGGAUGCACACCACUUAGACGAAAGCAGAUAAGUUGUAUAUAAAUAGUUAGAAAAUAAAAAUGAAAUGAAAUUCAGUUAAUAUACGUUUUUUCAAACACACUAUAUUGAAGAUUUUUCUUCUUUCCUUUUGUUCUUUGCUGGCCACCCCUCUUUCUUGCCUUCUGACUACUACUAUAUGGGCAGUCUUCAGAAGUACUGCAGAUCAACAAACAGAACGUGGCUGUUGCAUUUCAACAAAUCUUUUGGAGAGACCUGAGCAGGCAUCCUGGACUCCCUUUGAAGUUCUUGCUGUAGCCAAAACAAAACUGCUUAAGAGGCAGAGUGCUUCUCAGGUUAGAUUUUUUCAAGGUAAACCAGAAGUGGGUUGCCUCUACAGAAUGCUAGCAUGCCCUCCUUAGUUGAGUCUUCCUUUUCUGAAAUGAAAAAGCCGCACAUACUUCAGCUUUUUCUCAUGGACUCACACCUUGAUCAAAAGGAGAGUGGCACAACCUGGGAUCUUACCAGUAGUUGCAAACUUCCUUACUUUGCCAUCUUAGAACUUUAACAUACUGUAGCUGGGGCUUCUCUUGUGCUCUUUGACAGCAACAUCUAUUUCUCCCCACCAUAAUAAUAAUAGUAAUAAUUUUAUUAUUUCUACUCUGCCCACCUGGCUGGGUUUCCCCAUCCAAGGUAUUCAAUGUAUGUGAACUCACUGUUUUUGUGUUUUCUACUUGCUCACUGAGCAAAGCAAGUGGCACUCAACUUUCUUGUUUUAAAACAGAGAUUCUCUCUAACAGUAGCCAGAUGCUGUUGGACAGAUGUGUAUGAUCAUAUCCAUUUAGAGUUCUAUCUAGACCCCUGUGACAAUGCCCAUCUGUGCUGGCUUACUUAAGAGAGUUUAAGCAUGUGAUUCCCUGGCUGAAAUAUAUCAUUUGGCUAUUAGCUUUUCUGGAUGUGUGGAGAGCAUUUGUCAGGAGUAGACCGUGCCUCAAAAACCUUUAAUUAUACACCACAGCUUGUUCUUCUGGGGUCCAAAGACAACUCACUGUCAGCUGACAUGUUGCAGGCAUUCUGCUUAUAACAGCUUGACUGUAGUUUGACUGAUUGGUUUCUGUCAAGUAAAUGGCAGCAGUGUUUUUAUUAAAGCUUACGUCGAAAUGUUUCCACACAGCAUAUUUGGAUUUUAAAAGUCUUGUUCUAUAAGUACUGUAAAAACUGGAUGGAUUGUGACGUAUUCAAGGAAAUUGUUAACAGGCCUAGGAUGUGCACCUCACAUUCUUGUCUACUUUCAUUGUACUAAAUGUCUGUUAGAAGAACUCUGCUAGUAUUAAUUUUGGGUUUUUAUGUGUUUGGGGUUUUUAGGUAUAAGUGUCUGUGGUGGUGGUGAGAUGAGCUUAAAAGGCAUUUAUAGUUCCAAUUUUCAGGUGGCUUCCUAUGAACACUUGAAGUAAUAAGGCCACUAUGGGGUGGGUUGAAUGAUGGAGUGGGUAGGUACCCGUAAUUGUUUAAUGCAUGAGACUUAUGGGAAGACGGACCAUAGCUUAUCUCUUGAUUCCAUACAGAUUUAUAAGUUUCUCAAGAUGUGUGUGUGAGGGGGGUGACAUGCCUUAACUCGGGAAACUGUGAAGCUUUAAGCAAACCCAAGUUAUAGCAAGUAAUGACAUCUGUCUUGGUUUAAACUCUAGUGAGAACAAACCAGAAUUUGAAACCAUAGUUUGUUCCUGGUUUAUUCUUAAUAACUGGGUUUUAAUUACAAUCAGAUAAUGGUUCUGUGAGUUCAGGCAGCAUGGGGAUUUGAGUCCAUUUGUUUAAAAGCUUCCAUCGCCUCUUGGCUGCGGAAGGGAGAGGCAUGAAGAACAUGAGCCCAAGACUUGUGCAAGCCUGUUCACAUUUUGUUUGAACUGUGCUUAUGAGUGUGCUGGCCCACUCCAGUUAGUCUUUGAAUGCAUUAAUUACUGUGUCUGUUGCUCUCAAAGACGACAUAGCUUUGUUGUACAGCCUGCUAAUGUCUUCCUUGCCCUCUGUAAUCAGGCUUGGGAAUCGUCAAGGUUAGCCCCACACAGGGCACAGUUUGGGUCUGCUGCCUUCUUUGCUUGUGCGCUGGAAGCCUCUGUGCAAGCGUGCCUUGGAAAUAUUCUCUAGUACGGUCCCAGUUUUGUUAGCUUGUAGAAGCAAAACUCUGUGGCAUGUGGCUUGUUUAUGCAUUGACAGCCCCUUCCUCAAGCAUCCUGCCUUCCUCUGGGAUCAUUCCCUAGUAACUAUGAUCAUGAUUCCAAUCUCCAAGGUAAUGAGACACAUAGAAUAUAACACUUUGGUACAGUUUCUUCAGAUAGAAGAUCAAAGCGUACUAAUAAUAGGCUAAAAAUGGGAGCAGUUAAUCAGAUUAUUGUGUAAUUCAACUGAGAACUGAAUGCAAGUCUUGCAGGCUCAUCUGGGCAAUCUUGUGUUUGCAACGGGGAGAAUUAAAGAAUGGCAAAUGGCAAAAACAAAACACAAAUUCUUGCUGGAUCUGAGCAAGAGUCAAUCUAGUUAGCCUUCUGCUUCCAGCAGUGACCAGCAGUGUCUUUAUGGGAAACAUGCAAGCAAAAGCAUGAUUGUGAGAGCUAUCUCCUGAUGUUUAUCCCCAAAAUUAGUUGUUGGAGGUGCACUGCCACUGAACAUUCUGUUUUAGCUGUUAUGGCUGGUUUCCAUGGAUGUAGCUAUCCUCCACACAUUCAUCUAAUUCUGUUUUUUAAAAAAAUCGUAUGCUGGAAGUGGCUGGAAGAUGAGUGAUCUACUGGAGAUGGGCCCAUGCUCCUCAUGCACAUUCUCUCCACGAUCAAGAACUCACCUCCAGAACGGGAUUACGAUAUUGGAGAAAAUGCUUUCUGUUUGUCUCUCUGCUCUCUGCCCCCCCCCUCCAAAUAUUACCACAUUGCUUUGGUUCUCUAUUUUUGACUUGCAAGAUUUUUAGUGGAAUUUGUGUUUGGUUCUUGUAAGCUAUGCUAGCAACUCCAAUCAAAAAGUGGGAGACAAACCUAAUAAAUUGGAGUGCAGUUCAGUAAUUUAUUUGUGUGUGGUAGCCUUUCAGGACUAUGUGGAAACAUCAGUUGGCCCCAGAUGCUGUGGCCAGAUUUUUGAGUAGCGCAGACAGUAUGUACUAUAGAAUUGCCAGACUUAUGAGAUCUUCAUUGGUUACCUGUUUGUUUCUGGGCCCCAUUCAAAAGGAUGCUUUUGAUGUGUUGCCCCGCCCCUCAAGGCCCCAGAAAGAUUAGGUCCCCCUCCUGAAAAAUGUGCCUUGUGCCAUAGAUUCAUCUUUCUGUCCUGCGCACCCUGAAUGGCCCAAGGAGGUUCUUAUGCCCCUAAUUUUGUGCGGCAGUUGGCUGUAAAAUCAGGAGCCUUCUGGACAGGAGCAUUCUGAGUUGCCCCAAUCCUUGCCUCGUGGAGGUUGGUCUCUUCCUUUUACAUUUUUGGGUUUUUUAGCUUGUUAUUUCAGAAAGGUUUUAGCUAAGGGAAUUUUAUAGGUGAACUUCUGUUUUAAUCGUAGGCAUAUUCCUUUUCAGAUAUAGUGAAUUAUUAUUAUUAUUGUUUAUUGGUUUCUUUUUUGGAAACUGUUUUGGAGAACUUUAGUUGCAGAAACUUGAGAGGGAAAUUUCACACAGAAGACUUCUAGACACAGUUUGACCAGCCCUCCUUCCAUCGCAUGUUCUCCCAUAAUGAGAGGGAGCUUGUCAAGUUGGGCUUUCAGACCCACCAGCAGUGGAGAAAGGACAGAUGUCUUGCGAAGGUGGUCGAGCCCUCUGCCUGGUUCCCUGUAACUUGGCUUCUCGCAGCGAGGGAACCGCCAGAAGGCCCUCGGCACUGGACCUCAGCAUCCAGGCAUCCCUCGGUACAAUCACAAGAGUGAAAGAUCUUCAGUUAAGUCUCCCUCCUUUUCUGGUGGGCUGAGCGCAACAUCCACUCCAUCAUGGCGGAGCACAUCUUGAUGGGGGGGGGGUGUUUUCCACAAUUUUAUGGCAGUUUCUCCAGGAGUUGCUGUUCACUGUGUAUUUCCAUAAAAACCACCCAAAAUAUAUUUCAACCAGUUAGAAUUUUUGCUUAUCUACUUUGCCCUUUUAGGAAAGAAUUAUCAUAUGCUAUUUUUGUUGAAGAGUUGCUAGGUUUAUUUUUCUAGUAUUGAUCCAAAAGUUUAACCCAGGCAUCCCCAACCUGUGGCCCUCCAGAUGUUCUGGCCUACAACCCCCAUGAUCCCUAGCUAACAGGACCAGUGGUCAGGGAUGAUGGGAAUUGUAGUCCAAAACAUCUGGAGGGCCGAAGGUUGGGGGUGCCUGGUUUAACCAGAAACUUUCUGGUGCAUGCAAGGAGGGUGGGGGUUAGAGCUUUGAGAGGAAGAAAUUAUUUCCCUAACUCAGUGUGUGAAGAAAUUAGUGCAUUUUCAUGCACAGUACAAUUACCAGUAAAAAUGAAGCAGUGGCAACAUUUUCUCUUGCCCCAUCAUGCCACUUGCUUAAAAGAAUUUCCCCAGGCUUCAGUCGACACACAACUACCACAACUGGCAAAGUGGACACAUUGGGAGUUUUUAAUUUAGAGAAGAGCGAGGGAAUGUGGCAACCAACCUGUCUGCCAAUUGCUGCAGCUCAGUGAUGACUGAAGUGGUGGGGGAAACUGCCUUAAAAUCAGAGGGGGUGGGGGAAUAUGCUGCUGCCACUGCUUUUACUAAUAAGCCCCCUGCCCCUGAAAACUUCAUGACUUGGAACUUGCCAACAAUAAUACCCUCUCAGGUUUUGCAGUGGGGGAUGAUGGAGGAUUAGGGUUGGGGGGGCACCAGGUUGUGGGAGACUGGUCUAAACCAUGGAUAGGCAACCUAAGGCCCGGGGGCCGGAUCCGGCCCAAUCGCCUUCCCAGUCCAGCCUGCGGAUGGUCUGGGAAUCAGCGUGUUUUUACGUGAGCAGAAUGUGUCCUUUUAUUUAAAAUGCAUCUCUGGCUUAUUUGUGGGGCAUAGGAAUUCAUUCAUUUUUUUUCAAAAUAUAUUCCGGCCCCCCACAAGGUCUGAGGGACAGUGGACCAGCCCCCUGCUGAAAAAGUUUGCUGACCCCUGAAACAAUCACCAGAAGAUUCUUAAAACGCUUCUUAUAUAUUUUUACCUCUUGUGUGAGUAGUGACUCUGUCCUUGCUUCAGAAUAUUGAUUUAGUUUGCACAGAGCCCUUUAAUUUCUGUGCUUUCAAAAACUAUUAUUCCCUCUGGUUUCAUUGCUUCUCUUCAUACAUUACCCAAAUAACUAAUGAGUCUAUUAACUCCAGUUAGGCUUUGCUAAUUGCAGCAAGAUCAGGUUUUCACAACUUAAGUUGUGAAACUUCAUCAUGCCCCAAUUAUCACAGCCUAUUUAUUCCAUAUGCUCAGGCAUUGCUACAAAUCAAUUGUUCUAUCUUAAUAUUUAGUCCUGUACUGAAAAACAGUAAAGCACUGGACUUUCAAAACACAGUUCAAAUAAAUUUGGUAAUGAAACUCUUUUUAGCAGAAGAGAAAGUUUUAAGUCUUAGAUGUGUAUUUUAGCCGUGAAAAUACUCUUAAUGAGUCUAGAUCAUUAGGUAGACAAAAUUGUAUUAUUGUAUAUACUUGCUAAGUUCCAGCAUUCUAAAGGAAAUUUCUCUUAAUAUAUACAUUUUGUUUUCAAUUCUGCCUAGUACACAUUUUUUUAGGCAAAACAUUAUUGUUAUUAUUUAUUAAAUUCAUGUACCUCCCUUAAUCUAAAGAUCACAAGGCAGUUUACAAGAUAAAAACACAAAAUGAAAACACAAAAUACAUAACAUAAUAACAAAAAACCAAUACAUUUCCCCCCAAACACAUUUAAAAGGCUAUAGAUUGUUUACUCAGUCAGUUUUGGUUGAAGAGGCACGUUUUCACCUGACACCUAAAGAUACGCAAUGAAGGUUCCCGGCAAGCCUCCCUGGGGAGAGCAUUCUUCAAACGGGGAGCCACCACAGAAAAGGCUUGUUCUGUGUUGCCGCCCUCUGGACCUCGCAAGGAGGAAGGCAUUCGGAAGAUGAUUGCAGGGUCUGAGUCAGUUCAUAUGGGGAGAGGCGGUCCUUGAGGUAUUUAAGGAUUUAUAGCUAAGCCAGCGCUUUGAAUUGGGUCCAGAAACUAAUUGGCAGCAAGUGCAGUCGGGCCAGGAUCAGUUCCCAAUGCUGCACCAGCUGAAGUUUCCAAAGUAAGCCUCAAGUGACCAUAGUGGAUCCAGGAAGACCUCCAGGCUACGGACGUGCUCCUUCAGAGGGAGUGAAGCCCCAGUUCCCCCUAUAAUGUGUUUUUGUAUGUUGCGUCCACUAUUGUGUGCAUUUAUUUUAACAUAGUACUGUAUAUGCAUUUUUGUGCACACGACUUGGCUGGAAAAUUGCAUUGUAAAAUUUGGAGGCGUGUGAAUCUUGAAGGAUGACUAUUUCAGUUUGUGUACUGUUUCAAAAUGAGUGAAUAAUGUAUGUUUGCCUUUACAGUGGUGCCCCGCAAGACGAACGCCUCGCAAGACGGAAAACCCGCUAGACGAAAGGGUUUUCCGUUUUGGAGGCGCUUCGCAAAACGAAUUUCCCUAUGGGCUUGCUUCGCAAGACGAAAGCCCAUAGGGAAGUCUCCGGGACCUCUUUUAAAUGCUAGCGGUGGGGAGCAAAGCCUUCCCCCUCCGGCCUUCAGAAGAGGUCCAGGAAGGCUGGCGGGGCCGAAAGGCUUUGCUCCCCACCGCCAGCAUUUUAAAAGCAGUCCGGGAUAGCAGGGAAGCGCUUCCCGCUAUCCCGGACGGCUUUGAAGGCAGGAGAGGUCCGCGGAGCCUGGGCGCGCUGAUCUCAGCGCGCGCAGGCUUCGGCAUGCCGGCAACUCUCCGCAAGCAGCGGCAGCGCUGCCGCUGCUCGCGGAGAGGUCCGCGAGCCUGGGCGCGCUGAUCUCAGCGCGCGCAGGCUUCGGCAUGCCGGCAACUCUCCGCAAGCAGCGGCAGCGCUGCCGCUGCUCGCGGAGAGGUCCGCGAAGCCUGGGCGCGCUGAUCUCAGCGCGCGCAGGCUUCCGGCAUGCCGGCAACUCUCCGCAAGCAGCGGCAGUGCUGCCGCUGCUUGCGGAGAGGUCCGCGAAGCCUUGGCUGGACAGCUUUGAAGGCAGGUGGGGGGACAAAGACUUCGCCCCCGCCAACCUUCAGAAGAGGUCCAGGACCUCUUCUGAAGGCUGGCGGGGGCAAAAGUCUUUGUCCCCCUGCCUGCCUUCCCAGGGGCUUUAAAUUGCCCCGGACAGCGGAGAAGUCCUCCGCUGUCCCGGGGCAAUUUUAAAAUGCCGCCCGCCAGCAUUUUAAGAUCGCCCCGGACAGCGGAGAAGCCCUCCGCUGUCCCGGGGUUUUUUAAAAUGCUGGGGUGGGUGGGAAGAAAAGCCCUUGUCCCCCCCCCCCAGCCUUCAGAAGAGGUCGGGGGACAGACUGUCCCCGGACCUGGUCUGAAGUCGGUUUCCCUAGGAACGCAUUAAUUGAUUUUCAAUGCAUUCCUAUGGGAAACCGUGCAUCGCAAGACGAAAAACUCGCAAGAAGAAAAAACUUGCGGAACGAAUUAAUUUCGUCUUGCGAGGCACCACUGUAAAUGCAAACAGAAUUGAAUUUCUGCAUCCUUAGAUAAUAGUAGGGACCUGAGUAUCAUUUGAGUAUACUGUGCACAUGAUUUCUGUCCAGCAUUACUCCAACUCAUUGCAACUGUGUCCCUUGCCAAUAAUAAUAAUGAUAGUAAUUUUAUUAUUUGUAUUCCACGCAUCUGACUGGGUUGCCCCAGCCACUCUGGGCAGCUUUGAACCUGCUUGUUCUUUACUGCUUUAGAAGUGUUUCCUUCCCCUUCACAGAUAAGAUUGCUGAUAUCUAGGCAAAGGAUCUUUUUGGUGGUGUUGCCCUAAGACCGGAAAGCUGUCUCUGAACACAUUUAUGUCUGCUGGCAUUUAGGACACAUGUUAGGUAGCUUUAACUGACUGCUGUUUUGUUGAUGAUUGAUUUUUGAUUUUCGUUUUUAACUGCUGUUGCUGCCUAUGUCUAGUGGUAUUAACUGUGUAACUUUUUAUCUCAGGUUAUGUUUUAGUCAGAAAGUAGUGCAGGAACACAUGCUCUGAAAAAGCGUAUGUUCCAGUACACGUUAAAAUUGCACAUGUUGACUUUCCAUGGCGAUGAGGAGGCAGGUGGAAUUGGUCUCUCUGCAUUUGAUAAUGUUAAAGUAAAAAAAGAUUUUGAAAGAUGGGGAAGAAUGAAACUCUCACUGCUAGGAAGAAUCUCUGCAAUUAAUAUCUGAAGCAGUGUGCAUGCACACGAAAGCUUAUACCCAGAACAAACUUAGUUGGUCUCUAAGGUGCUACUGGACAAUUAAAAAAAAAAAAAAUUAUAUUUCAAUUACCGUAUUUUUCGCUCUAUAGGACGCACUUUUUUCCCUUCAAAAAUGAAGGGAAAAUGUGUGUGUGUCCUAUGGAGCGAAGACGCCGUAGCCCCGCGACCCUCUCCCGGCUGGAGAGGUGACGGGCGGCUAUUGAGGCUCUUGCCAUAGCCGCCCGUCACCUCUCCAGCCGGGAGAGCGCGCGGGCGAAAGCAGCCCCAGCGACCCUCUCCCGGCUGGAGAGGUGACGAGCGGCUAUUGAGGCUCUUGCCAUAGCCGCCCAUCACCUCUCCAGCCGGGAGAGCGCGCUGGGCGAAAGCAGCCCCCAGCGAUCCUCUCCCGGCUGGAGAGGUGACGGGUGGCUAGCUGAGGCUCUUGCCAUAGCCGCCCGUCACCUCUCCAGCCGGGAGCGCGCGCUGGCGAAAGCAGCCCCAGCGACCCUCUCCCGGCUGGAGAGGUGACGGGGGGCUAUGGCAGGAGCCUCUAUAGCCGCGCGUCACCUCUUCAGCCGGGAGAGCGCGCGCGGGGCUAAAGAAACCAUAGCCCCGCGACCCUCUCCCGGCUGGAGAGGUGACGCACGGCUAUGGCAGGAGCCUCUCCGCUGCGCCUUUCCGCUGCUCCCUGAACUGCUCUUUGGGGCUGGUGGUGGGCUCCCCCCCGCCAGCCCCAAAGCGCAGGUCGAAGGUAACCUCAAGCCUGGAGAGCGUUGGGGGUCCGGGCCCACCGACCCCUAUCGCUCUCCAGGCUUCCAAGGUAGCCGCCUGAACGCACCUUAAACGGCACCUUGUUUUAGAGCGGGAAAACAAGAGGGGAAGUUCUCCCCUCUCUGCACAGCGCCUCCUGCCACUUCGCUGAAGGGGCGCUGGGCAGAGAGGGGGAGAUUUUUUUUUUCUUGUUCUCCCCCCUCUAAAACAAAGUGCGUCCUAUUGUCCGGUGUGUCCUAUGGUGCGAAAAAUACGGUACGUCAGACCAACACGGCUACCUACCUGAAUCUGCAAUUGAUAUGAAAGUUUUGCCUAAAAUGUUGUUUCUGUUUCAGACAAUUCCGAUAAUAAGCAAUACAGGAUGCUUCAAACAAUGGCAAAAGUAUCUCUCAAGGUUUAUCUGGCAAGCGAAGAAGCCCAGAAUUAAGUAUAAAAUAUUAGCAGAUAUUAAAGAAAGAGGUGCAUUCACACUGCCAGAUUUAAGACUAUAUUUUGGAGCAUCCUUUGUGUUGAUUAAAAGAAUGGAAUUCACAUAUGCUAGACUAUUUGAUCUGGAAGGAUAAAGGAUAUGGCAGAAGAUUUGGAUGUCUCGCAUAUUUAUAGUAUGCUAAAACAAAAGUCCACAAAUGGUUUCUGAAUCAUGUUGUAAGGAAAGGUUUGUAUGGUGUAUAGAUGAGAUAUAAGAAUUUGCUUGAAAGAACACCUUUGUGGUUAUGCCCUACUGAAGCAAGUUCAGAAAUGAAAAGUAAUAUGGAAAUGAAAUGGGAAACCUAUAGAGAUGUAUUAUGUGACUUCCUCUUUGAAGCUUAAAAAGUUAGAGGAUGUUAAGGACUGGAUACAAAAUUGGCUUCAAUAUUACCAGGUUAAUGAACUAUUUAAGAAACUAUUUAACACCAAAUAAGCUAGCCAAAAUGUAUAAAACUAAGUCAGGUAUGUGUUGGAACAGCAAAAUGACAGAAAGAACAUUUUUUCAUAUGUGGUGGACUUGCAAAAAAGCUAAGGACUAUUGAGAAAUGAUAUAUAAUGGGAUUAGAACUAUGUUUAAAUUGAUGAUUCCCAAGAAACCCAAAGCGUUUAUUUUAGACAUUAUAGAUAAUGAUGUACCAAAAGAGUUGGUUAACUUAUUUAUGUAUCUAACGACAGCAGUUCUGAGUACUGUAUGCCCAUAGAUUGAAAGAAGGAGAGGUUCCAACAAAGGAAGAAUGGCUUUUGAAAAUGAUGAUGCGGAACUGGCAAGAUUAACAGCAAAGAUCAAAAUGAUGAAAAAUUCCUUGAGGACUGGAAACUUUUUAUUGAUUAUUACAAAAACUACUAUAGUGAGAUGAAAAUGCAAGCAUUUGAAUGAAAUAUGAGCAACUGCGUGAAUUAAGAUAAAUAGGUUAAAUUGAAUGUAUUGAAUAGUAUAGGCGGAAUAUGCAGCAUUUAAGGGUAAAUAUGGAAACAAUGGAAGGGGAGGACGGGAAGUCAAUUGAUAAAGUAAUUUAUGGUUUAUGUUAGUUUUUUUUCUUUGUGAAAAAUUAAUAAAUUCGAUUUUAAAAAGAGGAAUUGCUGAUGGAGGGCCUGGGAGGGAAGGAGCCCGUGUGGUCUGGGUUUCUACUGGAAACCUGCUGGGAGCUAGUGAUGGCUAUCCCACAGAUCAGGCGGAGAAGCAGGAGGAGCUAGGCUUUAGCAUUCCAUCCUGUCCAGUUGCCACGCUGAAAGCAAACUGUGGUGGAAUCUACACACCCAUUAAAAAACGCUGUGAAAAUGCUUUUUUAAAAAAAUGUUUUGAAAAACAUAUUGAAUUUGCCAUAGUUCACCAUUGCCAUCUAGUGUCACGUUUGUAUAUUACACUUUACAGCACACUUAAAACGUUUUAUUUGCAGCUGUAUAGCUGAGUCCUGUGUCUCUGUUUUGUCAUCUCUCUCCCUCUCCCCCUUCUGGGUGAAAGCCAUUAGCACUGAUGCAGGCAUGUAAUGUGCCAGUCCACCCUCGCUAUCCUGCGUGACAAGGGCAGCAAGACCUCCUUUUUCAGGGCGUAAGCUAAACCCUAAGGCCAGCAGAGGAGGGUUGCAUCUCCAGUUUAAGCAACUAAGAUUGUCCAAAGCACAAGGCAAAAGAUAAAUACCACAUUUGAUUGAUUACUUGGUCCAGGCUAGCAAAUGCUGUACCAUAUGGGACUCCAGGAUGAAGUAGCUGUAGCUUUUUGGAAAUGCACAGUCUUAAAACAUCAGGAAUAUUUGUCACCAGGAACUAAACUGCAGAGCACCUGGCAUCUGGGAGAAGAUUGCUGCACUUCAUAUUAAUAGGGUGACCUUGUGUUAUUAUGCAGGUGGUAUUUAAAAUAUACAUUUCGAGCUACAAAUUCAUACAGAUUAAAUGCAUCCUUUCUGGAAGUAUGCCCAUAGUAUUAAUGGCAGAUGCUAUCUCUAGGUUCCAUCAAAUUUUAUUUUGAGGAGAGUGGUUUUUAAUGCAAAGCUUUUGCUUCCUAUUAUUGGAUUUGACGUCCCUGUUGUGCCAGUGGGAAGAAUGCUUAAGCCUGGUCAUAACUCAAAAAUUACACUGUAUACAGCUUUGGAUUUUUUUCCAGAGUAGCAUCAUGUCACUGGUCUUUGAAAGUAGUUUAUAUGUGUGUGACUCUGUGAAGGCAAACAUGGGUAAUUUAUAGGCUGUGUGUGACUUGAAUCCUGUAGUGCUUUUGUAUGCCAGGCAGUCUUUUGGUAGAGUAUACCAGCUUACAGUUCCAAGUUGCACAUGAGGAACUUCAAAUGUCACAGUAAGAAUGCUUUCAUUUUUCACAUGUGUGUGCUUUAACACCUUUUGUCUGCUUGUAAUAUAGAAGAGCAAGUUGGGAUCUAACUGCAGAUCUCUGGGUGACUUGCCGCAUAUUGGUAAAGUUUUCUUGCUCCCAAUAGUCAACAGGUUUGAGUGAAAAAAGGAUGUUAUCUGCCCGGGGCUGGUGUUGUGAUAAUCAUUUAUCUUUCAGCUUCAGUCUUCCAGGCCUAUAAAAUAGGAGUAUUAAUUAUUGCCUUUGGACAGGCCUUUGUGCAAUUUUCAAAUUUUGUGUUCAGAUCCCCUAUCUGUAGUAAUUCAGAUCUAGAUUUGUACUCCUGUGUACAGGUUAUCUUUUUCUUUCUAGGAAAAGCAGCUUGCAUUCAAAGUGCUGAAGGAAGUGCUUUGACUACAAACUGCUUGAUUGAAAAAUGAAACUUUUUUUUCCUUUCAAGGGGAAGCGGUUUAUGUCCAAAGUGCUGGAGGAAGCACUCGGAGGCCAUCGCUUUGUCCAGUCCCCUUGGCUCCACUGGGAACAUUCUAGUGCAGCCAAUUCCAGCUGAUUGCCAGACUGUGCAGGGCUUAUACUCAACCAGUUUAUUGACAAUUCAGAUCUCUCUGCAAGGCACAAUCCCUGUGUCAUCUGAACCCUGGGAACAAUGGGUGGUGAGAGAACAUGCCAGCAUCAAACUAUAGGUUCAGCACCUGUCUUAUUCUCAUUUACCAUUUAGAGAAACCAUAGUUCCCUGAAUUUGAUUGUCAGAGAACAGUGGCCUGUUUAAAAAUGGAAACAAAUGCUGUUAAGGUAGAAACACAAAACCUCAAAGUUUGUUUUAGGUCAUUGAUAUACUGUGUUGGAAAACUGAUGCUUGCUGUCUGAAAUGAGCCAAAGUAAAUUCAGUUAGUGGACAUUCAAUGACAGUUGUCCUCAAAUUUAUAAAUACAGGCAAUCCUUGUUUUGCCCAGGAGUUCUGCUUCAGAUCCCUGUAUGCAUCGGCGGAGCAUGCCUAACACUGUUAGAAAGUCAUAUAUAGAGCACACCUUAAACGAGUCUUGCAGUCACCAAAACAGAAGGUCUAGUUGCCAUUUUUGUAGCUCUAAAGUCUUAUUUUUCAAAUGAUGGGCUGUUUGUGAUUGAUUAUCAGUUAAACAUCUGGCUAGUUCAGAUGACAACUUUGAGCUAGGUUAAGAACCUUGAGAACUUAAAGAAGAUUAUAUAUAUAUAUAUAUAUAUAUAUAUAUAUAUAUAUAUGCCUAUUCCUACAGGAUGUGGUAUUGGUAUGUGAAAACAUUCAAGAUCCAAUGAUCCGCAGGCAUGCACCUCCAGAAGGCAGAGAUGUCAGGCGUCAUCCUAGCGCCCAGACGUCUUCACUUGGUUGCAGGUGGCCGAUAGCCAGGUGCAAAAUAUGCCUGUCUGAUUUCAAACACUGCUUGCCAUGUAGAAAUUGCUAUGUAUAAAUUCUCAGUCAAAGAUUUUCUAGCUCAGACAUGUGGCAGAACAACUACUAAACAAAUAUGGAAGACUGUACAUUAGCAGCAUUUGAAACUGACUGAAAACAAACCCAACAAAAUUAAUAACUAAUGUUUACACAAUUCUUUCUGAAGUUAAAUUUACUUAUACACAGCCCACAUAUAAGACGAAAUGGGAGACAGACUUGAUAAAACAAAGUUCUAAUAUCCAGCAAGUGGAAUGAGCUUGGAUGUCUAAUAACAUUCCUAGAUCUUUGAUGAACUGUAGUCUGAAAACAUAUUUCUUCCAAGACAAUCUGUCAGUGGUACAGGGGCACCAUCUCCUUGGGGUUGAGCCCUUUUGGGGCCCCCAAUAUAUUUUUGGGAGUCCAAAGAGCUCCCAAGGAGGCCAAGCCCAGAGCCGAGCGUGACGCAGUGGAGGUGGCAGGAGCAGAAGUCAAGGCCAUUGAAGCUGUGCUGCUGCUGCGCCUAGAAGCAAUUGCAACUCUUCUCGUGACAGCCAGAAUUUACAUUGCUCAAUACGGAAAGACUGAGGCGAUUCCCACCCCCCACCCCAUUUGAAAGAGUGGCUAGAUAAAAUAUGGCCCGUGCAUUAAAACGACACAAAAGAAGUCAAACCAGCAAGAGAGCGUGUUCUCAGAAUGAGUCCUUUUCAUUUGUUGUUGGAAUGAAAAGGUUGGAGAUAACACCCACCCUUACAACUAAUGUUCAACUCUUUGGGUUAUCACUGUUACUUCUUUUGGUUUGGUUCCAAGGCACCUCUCUUUACUGGUUUCCCAGCCCUCCCCCGUGAGUGUGUUGUAUCUAAUUAUCCUAGUGUAGUUUCUAAUGGAUGGCAUCAGGUGGUUGAGUGUGUGGUCACAUCUGAUGAAAUUUGUUGGUUUUCUUCUCAUUUGCUUUCAACCUUUUAUUGUUUAGAUAACCCCUCCCCACCUAAAAAGAAAUGCAAUGAUAAGAGAGCGCUGAAAUGUCUGAACUAUAUGACAACACAAGCUUUAAUCUGAGCUUUUUUAUUUUUUAAAAAUGGUUUUCCAGCUCUAUUUCCUCCUAUACCUUCUAGAUUAAUCCUGGGAUGUAUUUUUCCUAGUUCUGUUCGGAUAUGAAUGGUAUCGAUAACAUGGGCUCUGUAAUGGAAGACAUCUAAGCACCCUAUUGCCACUUCAGGGGUAUCACUGUGAAAUGCUUUUCUCCCUUCUGGCAAGAAAUGUCUCUCACUGACAGCUGCCUAGUAGUGGGUCUGUGCCCAAAGGUGGCUGUUGAAGGGUUUGGAGGCUGCUGGAUUUGGAUGCUCUGCUCUCCAACAGCUUAUCCAGGAGCAGAGAACUUAAGAGCUGGGGAGCAAUGCUUGAAGAGAUGUUAGGGUUGGUUGGGAUGUGAGGGUUAGGUCUCUGGACAGCAUGGAGAGGGCGCUUUCUUGCGGAGGAGGCAAGGCUUCUGGAAUGGAUGAGAACAGUUGCAUGGGUUACUAUAAUGGCUCAUACUUUCCUACUUUUAAAACCUACCCCUCCCUUCUCUCUUGGUCUAAAUCUUCCAACUGUGAGAGCUUUAUCUGGAAAUUCUUUUAAAAUUAAAUAUUGAAAUACCGGUAUUUGGGGACAGAAUUGGUCACGAAGCGCUGUAAAACGUUAUUUUCUCCAGGGUGAAAAGUACACAUGGCUGUGCUGGAACUUGACUUCAACUUUUCUAUCCAGGUUUUAGGGAGACUAAAUAAGACUGAAAUACUUGCUGUACUCCCCUAACUUGCAGGGGCACUUUUCAUUGAAAAGAUGCACAAUGUCUGCUUUCCUAAUGACAUUUUCUGCUGUGCUUCCAGAUGUGAAUGGAGCUUUGUUUAUCUCUGGAAAUCUACUCAUCUCUUAAAUGAAAAGGGCAGCACAACUUCGCAGCGGCACAAUGGGCUUCAAAAGUGUUCCACUUUAGUUCAAUAGAUGGUGGAUGUAUCCUAUGACUAAUGGAAUCUUUCUGCAGCAUUAGGUGAGAUGCCUGAAGCCAAGGUCACCACUAUGGUGCAAAGGUAUGGUAAUCUAUGCGUCUUAAUGGAGUUGGGUCUACUGGGGCCAGUAAUAGUGGGCUUCAUUUAAAAUAAUAAUAAUCUUGGGUCAUUUUCUGGAAUUCUGGUUCACUCUUCUGGUAUCUGAAGCACCCUUUGGACUGUGCUAGCCAAGUUUGCAAAUCACACUAAAUCAUUGUUAAUUGCUUAAAGCAGGGAUGUCCAACUUCCCAGAGACUGUGAUCUGCUCCCACUACAAAAACCCUGGCAGUGAUCUACCCAUUGGAUUGACCAAAGUCGUUGAGCUUUUCUGGGGGAGGAAGAUCAAAAGUUGUUGAUCUAAUUUGGGGGAGGCUUCAGCAAAGCUGUUGAGGCCCCCCCGCUAGUAUGCAGGGGAAGCAAACUACAGUCUAUGGCAUUGUGUUGUAUCUGAACCCAGGGACGUGGUUUGUUUGUUUCUUCUUGGGUUACAGACUGCAGCUUCUGGGGGGGGGGGGACCUUUGGCUACCAAUCUUGGUUUGCUGGGAGUGAAACCCCCGGUUUGGAUGUACUGUAAUGCUAAGCCUAGGAAUCAUUGUUUCCUCCCAGUGUGAGCCAGCAGGAGCAAAGCAGUGUUCUGCCAUGUGUGGUAAGCCAUGUGACCUCCAGAUGCAUGCCUUGUGACUUUUGUGGCAGAGUCAUGGAAAAGAGAUAAAAGGAAUCGAGUUUCCACUUCUUUGGCACUCUCAGAAUGGUGUGAAUUUGCUAUCCUAACUGCAAAUUUCAGAUCUGAAUUUGAACGGGUCUUGAUGCGUCAUGCUUGGCAAAGUCAUCCUCUUAAGGAUCAAUCUUGGAUGCCUUGAAAGGUCUUAAGACUGUCAUUGUCUCCAAGUGGGGGGGGGUGUUUAUAUUUAAAUUUCUGGAAUUUACACACAUUCCCUCCCAAUAUUUAUCCCAGGAUGGUUUGUCAAGCAGGGAUUGUAGCUCAGUGGUGCAUCAUGUGCUUGGCACACAAUUCUAGGUUUGAUCCCUGUAUCUCCCAGUUUCAAAAGGACCAGGUAGUUGAUGAUGGGGCAGAUUUUUGUCCAGCUCUGCAAAGAGCUACUGCUAGUCAUAGAAGACAAUAAUAGUGUAGUCUGACCUGAUGGAAGAGAGCUUUCAGGGUCCCUAGGGAUUUCAUUUUGUAUCUUCCUUGACAAGUGUGAGCUGGAAAUCUCAAGGCAGUGACUGUGACUGUGACUGCGGUUGUUCUUCCUGCCCAAUAUGACCAAGCACUGCAGGACUGGGAGGGAACGACUCUAUGGAGCCGGAGCGCCAUGGAAAGUGGUCUUAUCUAAAGCCACUUCAUAUGCUGCAACACACCAAGUCCUUCUGUCUUCACUGCAUAUCAACUGCAUCUCUUGUGUGACGAUAGAAGGAAUUUGGGGUGGCUGAAAAUGCAGUUAAAAUUUUCUCCCCGAAGCGAGUUGCAGGCCCAGAUGUCAUGUUUGCCAGAUUGUCACCUCCCCGCUUCUCCAAACACAGAUGCCUUUCCACCAACACAUGGUGGAAACACAAGGAUCUAUCCUUGCUUUAAUGUUUACUUAGCCCCUAGUCAUAGAAUCAUGGAAUCGUAGAGUUGGAAGGGACCCCCAAGGCUCAUCUAGUCCAACCCCCUGCAAUGCAGGAAUCUCAGCUAAAGCAUCCAGGACAGGUGGCCACCCAACCUCUGCUUAAAAACCUCCAAGGAAGGAAAGUCCACCACCUCCUGAGGUCUGUAUACUGCAUUUCCAGAAGGAAGCUAAGUCUGUAAAAUAAUUAAUCAGGAGCUACAAUUUGACAUUUCAUCAAUUUUGUGAGUGGAAAGGUAGAGACCACAUUUGAGAGGGUAUUUCUUUCUCUUGAAAUGGCUCGCAUUUCGAAAUGAUUUUCCUUUGUCUUGUCACAUGAAAUUUUAUACACACUUUCCAGGAGUAUAAAUAAAGGAGUAGUAAUAAAUAUCUGCUGGAUCUCCAACUUGAUGUCUUUAUUCUCCCAUUUAGAUUAAUUUUUCUGUACCUCCUGAGAAAUUAUUUCUUUCUAUUUGACUUAGGAUUGGGCUAUGUUGGGUUUUCAACAUUGCAAUGUAUCACCAACCAAACAUCAGUCGGUGAGCAUGGGGUGAAACUGACUCAGCUCUCUCCACGGCAGCUGAGGCGCUUUCACCCCAGUGCCUUGCGGGUCUCCUGCCCCCAGCUGAGCGAGCCCCACAUGUUCAGCAGGGACCUGGGGCUCUUUUGCAAGACUCAGCCGGGCAGUGGGAGGGCUCCCCUCCCCCAGCUGAGCGAGCCCCGACGUCCCUGCCAGUCACACGCAAGCAGCAGGGACCUGCUGAGGAGCCCUGGGCCCGGCGGCAGCAGCAGAGAGACCAGUGAUCUAAAUAGGGUGGCUUGGGGAAACUGGCCUGUGGGCUCAGAGGUGUCCUACCCUGAUUAUAAGGAAACAACUCUCUUCUUCCUGACCCUUGGUAAAGCAGCAAAACUGUUUUUUUAGCUGAACCAUCUUGUUGCUAUGUUGCGGAAAGUAAAAAAGCAAGCUUCUAAGUUCUAGAAAACUAAAAUCACAGAAAUACGAUUGUUUCAGGGAACCUGAAUAAGUCCAUGCAUACAACUGGCCAUCUGCAACCUGCUCUUUUCAUAAAUAGAACUAUGUUCAGUGUUAGAAAAACUAUCGGUAGUUAAAAGACCUCGGCCCAGAAGGUAUAAAAAGUACAUCUCCCACUCUUCCCCCAGUUUUCACUGAAUGCAUUUCUACUGAUGAGCACACAAGGGAGUGAGAUGGUGUCGUCAAAAUUCUUCUUGCACUCUGUAAGCAGCCAGAUACAGAUGAGCAUUCCAGAACUUUUGUUACCCAAAUGGUUCUGGCAUUCCAAAGUUCUUUCCAAAUAAAGACUAUGGUGUUUGCAUUUCGGCUGGACUGUGUGCAGUUACCUCUGCAGUUGCAUCACAGAAAGGGCUACACUUUGCUGAAUCAUAAUAACUGCCAGCCCAACUUCACAAGCUUGAGCUUGAGCCACACGCUUGACUUAAAGCAAAGCAUGCUUUAUAUAUUAAAGAGGGGAACCACAAGACUCCUGAGGACAUCAGCUCCGAUCAGUUUGGCCACAAAGCUUAGAAGAUGUGCAGACAAGAAGCCUGUAUGUAAAAAUGUCUGGGCUGUAUCCCAUCUUGGCUCUCCCCACCCUCCUCCCUUUAAAAAACAAAUGAAAACCCCACUUCACUGAGAAAUGAAAGGAUCCACGAAGCUCACAUUUUACAUGCUGCUGAAACAUGCAGACCUUUCAGUGUCCCUAGAAGUAAAAUAUGUAUAUAGUAAUGUCAGUAUAUUUUUGUACUCACACAGAAGUGUUGAUUCUGCUCCUGUGUCCCUCCUAGGCGGAUAUGGAGAAUGCCAAUCACGUGUUCAGGAGGUCAAUGAAACAUUCUCAUCUGUAUAAAGUGCUGACCAGGGCAUGUGGUGAAGAGACCGUGCAGAAGAGAAUAUUAGCUGCUUUGGUUCCUUUUCAGGCACAUCCUCAUGGCAGCUUUUGUACCAGGGCCCUCCCCCUUCCAUUGACAGGGAGGGAUCUGUGUUUCCCAGCAUUGCCUGUGCAACACCCCUCUGGAGUGCAAACAAAAGAUAAGGGCAGAAAACCCACUUGCUCCUGAUAGUUGAACCUCCGUUGACUUUCAUUGUAGGUGCUGUAUAUCAAAAACAUAUGAAUGGAUCAUCUCUCAACUCAGCAAGCAAUUUGUAAAUUACUUACUACUCUUACCAUGUUUUUGGCCCUGCAAGGGCUUUCUUUUCCUUCUUCUCUUUCUCCCUCUUUGCCUCUUCCUUCUUAGUUUUCCUUCUUUUCACAGUUCUCCCCUUUCUGUGUUGUCACUGUCUGUGCCCUUUCACCUAAGGGCACAUGGACUCUGCGCCUUCCCAGCCAUCACUGAGUUUUAUAUAGUUUGUCAAAGAACCUUUUAGAGUUGUUGUUCCUCCCUCUCUGUGCGGGUGGUAUGUUUGGGUGUGCAUGUGCCGAAUGACAAUGCUCGUCCUUUACAUCUAUGAGCAGCUGCAGAGCAUGGGAAUAAAUCUGGCAUCAUUUCUUUGUACUGCUCUGGUUUGAAGCACCUGUUGUCUCAGUCUAAACACUUUUAUUUGGAUAAGCAUAUUUCUCCUGUGUGUCUCUGUUUCUCUUAGGUGGCCAGUGUCACCCAGACUUUGACAUCACUGCUGCCAGGAGUCUCCACACAGUUGCUUCACUUACCUAGUUUCUCUCUUUGGCGGAUGGACUGUAGCUGAGUAGUGGAAUGUGAGGUCCCAGAGGCUCAAAGCAGAGCAAACUGGGCACCAGCAUUCAGGGGUUUUUUUUCCCUCCUUUUAAAAGUGUUACUUUAGCAGGCACACACUAGAUUACACAAAGUGAACCCUGUACCUCAUGAAGCAGAGGCAUGGCUUUAUCUGGGGGACACUUGCGCUGAAAAACCACACACCACCAGUUCUUGGGGUUAACUGUAGUUCUCAGACUGAAUGUUUGAGAACCCACUAAAACUGUAAGGUGGGAAGUAAUCUGGAGAACCUGAAGUUUGAGCCUUAUUGCCUUGGUUUCCAAAUAGGUGGUUGAUACUCUCAAAUGAUGAAAACAGUGACUUGGGCAAUGGGAGGUGCAAGUAACAGGUAUUUGAGAUGUGAUUUAAUUAAUUAAAAAUGAGUAGUCUCAUCAGAGAGUUCUUGUUUAUCCCUACUGACCACUAAAAUCUGUGGCUCUAAUCACAUUCCCACUGUCCUUUGGUCAACCUAGGCUUAAUUCACCACACAUUAAUUCAACACACAUCCAGUUCACAGGCCUGAAGUUUUGUGCACCUGUGGUCAAGUUAUAAAUUGCAGGUGCCAGGGUGUUCUGGUUAGAUGUCAUUGUUUACUCUCCUUCCCUUGCAAAAAGUAAGGGACCUAUAUGGCAGUGGCUGCUGAAUUUUGAAGUCUUCUUUCUGCCUGUUAAAAUGAAGGGGGGGGAAAUCUUGCUUGGGUUUAGAAGGGGCUGCAUCCAUCAUCAUCAUCAUCAUUCUGCCCACCUUACUGGGUUGCCCCAGCCACUCUGGGCGGCUUCCAGCAAAUUAAAACACAGUAAGACAGCAAACAGGGAUGCGGGUGGCGCUGUGGUCUAAACCACUGAGCCUAGGGCUUGCCGAUCGGAAGGUCAGCGGUUCGAAUCCCCGCGACGGGGUGAGCUCCGGUUGCUCGGUCUCAGCUCCUGCCAACCUAGCAGUUCAAAAACACGUCAAAGUGCAAGUAGAUAAAUAGGUACCACUGCAGCAGGAAGGAAAAUGGCAUUCUGGUUUCUGUCACGGUGUUCUGUUGCGCCAGAAGCGUUUUCUGUGCGCUGCUCUGGUUUCACCAGAAGUGGCUUAGUCAUGCUGGCCACAUGACCUGGAAAAACUGUCUACGGAAGUGGAUAAACGCCAGCUCCCUCAACCUUUUAAGCAAGAUAAGCACUGCAACCCCAGAGCCGUUCGCGACUGGACUUAACUGUCAGGGUUCCUUUACCUUUACCUUUUUAAGACAGCAAACACUUAACAACUCAAUACAGGGCUGCCUUCUAAAAGUCUAAAACUCAGAUAGCUGUUUAUUUCCUUGAUGGGAGGGUGUUCCACAGGGCAGAUGCGACUACUGAGAAGACUACCCUUUGCCUGUAGUUUCACUUCUUGCAUUGAGGGAACAGCCAGAAGGCCCUCAGAGCUGGAUCUCAGUGUCCGGGCUGAACAAUAGCCUUUGGUUGGUUUUCUGUUGCUCGUGUAGUUCUAUAAUUUUACAGUUCUGUAUUGAUAGCUUUCUUUUAUAUCUUCUUCACUGCUUUGAGCACUUGAAAGGCAGUUGCUAAAUAUCUAAACAAGUUCAAUCCAAGAGGCCAAGGAGGAGAGGAAUUAAUUUUAGAUUUAAAAAAGGCUUCAGGGGAGUCAUGCCUUUCUUCAACAUUUUUUCUUAAAGGAGCACAAGCGCACACUGGAUUUAUUAUUUUACUGCCAAAUGUAAGGGAAAGAUAACUAUACAUGCUGUAAAUCAGACACAUGGCGGACUCUAUUUUCUUUAGUUCCUUCUUCCCCAGAUUAAUAUAGUUUAUUGGUCUGCCUCAAUUCAGCCUAGUUUGAUCAUGUUAUUGUAGCUAGUUAGGUCCACCCAACUGAAAGGGUGUACUACUUCUUAAUAUUUUGCAGUUCCCUCCAGGCCUGUUAAGAUUGAUGGGGGGUAAAAAUGGAUUGGUUGAGAGCCAAUACUGAAGCUCAGUCCAGACAAUACGGCAGUCCUCUUGGAUGGGUGGUUCAUCUACCAGGUUAGUGGUGGUGACUGUGUUGAAUGAGGUUGCACUCUCUGCAAAGGAGCAAGUUUGCAUUCAGUGGAGGCACAGGCUGCCUGCGUGGCAUGGAGGGCCUUCUUCCACCUUAGCCUUCUGUGCCAGUUGCAGCCCUGCCUCCCAUUAGACUACUAUAAUGCAUUCUAUGUAUGUCUAAAUGGAGACCUUCUAAUUUCCCCAGCCUUUGGAAUCCUCUGCAAAUUGUUUGAUGUUGCUUUAUAGGUUGGUUGGUUGGCUGGUUGGUUUUAAAUUCUGCUGGUUGUUUUUCUUAUUGCUCUUUUUCUGUUGUGGUGGCUUAUACUGUGAUAGUUUAAUGUUUUUUUACAAAUCCAACUUGGCCAUUUUUAACCUUCAUUUCUGCUUCAUGUCCAUUUCCUUCCAACACCAAUGCAGCUCCCGCCCACAUGCCAAAUUCCUUAGCCUACCACACUUGACCCCAUUCCUGUGCCACCAAGGUAGCCCAUGUGCCCUGAAGGUGUUGCUGGAGUCCAGUUUCCAUCCGCCUCAGUCAGCAUGGCCAGUAGUUAGGGACCUGGGGAAUUGUAGUCCAGAAGCCUUCCCUGAAUCUUCCCUGAAUCUGCAUUUCCCUCUAAGCCGGUGGUGCUCCUCCCUUUCAGAGCAAACCUUUUUCUCCUACUGUCGCUAAGAAGCACACCUCUAACGCUUACCACCCUUCCAUCACCCUCUUGAAUGAAGGAAUGAAUUUACUUUAUUACGGUCACAGACCAGCAUAAGCAAAGCAUCUAAAUAAAUAGCAUAACAAUAUGACUCUAAGCGAAUAAUUAUUAAAUAAAUGGGAGCAAGAACCAAACAUAGCUUAAAGCAUAUACAUAGAAUACUUAAUUAAGCGUAAAUAAAGGAUGGAUCAAAACUGAUAAGAAAAUUUUAAAAGACCAGUUAAAACAGCUCUAUGGGGUGGGGCUUCAGAAUUGCAGAUCUAACAAUAUGAGCCAUAUUGUAGCAUAGACCAUCCUUCGACGAAUAUCUAUCAUGGCAACGCAAAAUCUGAUGACCGAAUAUGUGACUUCUGGGCUUUUGUCCUGUAGUAACAGGGAGAUGUUGUGUUGUUCUGAACGCCCAGGGAACUUAUAUAAGAUGCAUUGGAUAAACCUGGUUUGAAUGUCUAUGUAAUACUGGCAGUGAAGAGGGGCACGCUCCGUUGUCACCCUCUUGUCAUCUGGGGACUCUUGUUUUGCUCAGCAGGGUUGGAGGGCAGACAAAGACAGCAGACAGCUGUGCAAUUAAGUAAGUGGCCCCUCCUGGGCCUUCGUUACUUCCUUUAGGUGUGAGAAUCAUUAAAAUGGGAGGUUAAGGAGAGACUCAUGCUUAGGGAUGUUUAGUGGUAGUAACCCAGAACUAUUUUUUUCUGGAUCAGAGAUUGAUAUCUUUCCACUUUACCUAUAAAACAAGCCUGUCUGUCUCUCUGUCUCUCGCCUCCCCCUGCCCAUAAGAGAAAGAUUGCUUGUAGCAGAGUGAGAAGUCCUGACUGCAGAAAGUUUUCCAAUGUCACUGCAGAUUUUGGCUAAGGCUCCUGGAUGCUCUUUGUCCUGAAGUGGGACAGGCGCUUCCCACUUCUCACAGUUUUGCUGGAAGCAAUCCUUUGAGAGAAAGAUGAUUAAUGGCAAGCUCAGAGGAAUCAGUCUGUGUCCUACAUCAUUCUGAGCAGGAGGAAGGAGUAAACUAGCCUUUGCUGAAGUAGGCAGAAUCAAAGAAUACCUGUAAUCAUUCCUCUCUGUGCCCCCUAGCAGCGGGCGAGCCUCAUCGCCCUGAAAUGUGAACUCUCACAACACACAAGGGUGAGUAAAAGAAGAAACAAAAAUUAUCCCAUAAUCCCUGGCCAUUGACCAUCCUGACUGGGUCUGAUGGGAUUUCAUAGAAUCAUAGAAUCAUAGAGUUGGAAGAGACCACAAGGGCCAUCGAGUCCAACCCCCUGCCAAGCAGGAAACACCAUCAGAGCACUCCUGACAUAUGGUUGUCAAGCCUCUGCUUAAAGACCUCCAAAGAAGGAGACUCCACCACACUCCUUGGCAGCAAAUUCCACUGUCGAACAGCUCUUACUGUCAGGAAGUUCUUCCUAAUGUUUAGGUGGAAUCUUCUUUCUUGUAGUUUGGAUCCAUUGCUCCGUGUCCGCUUCUCUGGAGCAGCAGAAAACAACCUUUCUCCCUCCUCUAUGUGACAUCCUUUUAUAUAUUUGAACAUGGCUAUCAUAUCACCCCUUAACCUCCUCUUCUCCAGGCUAAACAUGCCCAGCUCUCUUAGCCGUUCCUCAUAAGGCAUCGUUUCCAGGCCUUUGACCAUUUUGGUUGCCCUCCUCUGGACACGUUCCAGUUUGUCAGUGUCCUUCUUGAACUGUGGUGCCCAGAACUGGACACAUUUGUAGUUCAUAACAUCUGGAGGACACCAGAUUCUGUAAGGUUGGUCUUAACAAGAAGAGUCCAGUAUUUACCAUAGAUUCCGGCGUAUAAGGUGACUUUUUAACCCCGGAAAAGAGGUUAAAAAGUCGGGGGUUGCCUUAUACGCCCGGUAUGGGUGGCGCGGCGAGCGGCAGGCUCAGCUGCGCGCAGGGCUGCUUUCUCCUGCCGCGGAGCUGCCCAGCGGAUUAGGCGACUGGGCUUAUAAAACAAACCCCCAAAUUGCAGCUGCUAAUUUGGGGGGUCGCCUAAUACGCCGGAAUCUAUGGUACUUAGCUAGAGUACAGGUGACUUUUUGUUUUUGUUUUUAAAAAAACAUGCUUUUAAAAAAUGCCCCUGUUGAAUUUCUAGUUUUCUAAUCUGCUCUUCCUAUGUAAUCCAGGCGCUGUUCUCUUCUCCACUGUAAUCUAGGAACACAGAUGGUUAAAAAAACAAAACACCUUGUGCUCUGAUUGGCUCCUCCUUUUUCUAGUUUUCCAGUUUCUCCAAACGAAGUACUGUAUCUGGUUAAGGUUCUUGCAUAAUUUCUGCCCCUUGUGUGGAACAUGAGAGCUAUUAAUAUUAUACAGAUGAUUGUCCAUGUUACUUAAAUCAAUAGAUUGUCCAUGUUACUUAAAUCAAUAGAGGAUUUUGAUCACCUGCUUCAGAGAGGAAUGUCUGCAGCCAAAUUAUAAAGGAAAAGUUGGGACGUUGGGGUACAAAACAUUCUUGUGGCUGCUUCCCUAAGGAAAUAAUCAUGCCUUUUUAUAGUCACUGUUUCCUUUUCCCUCCUCUCCCCUUCCCUUGAGAAAAUCUGCACAAAACACCCAGCAGUUGCUAAAAGAAACCUAAAAAGCUGCCCUGUCUUAUUGGAGCCCAAACUGGAGUUGAUGCUGAAGAUUUAUGAUUGAGUCUUCUGGUAUCGGUCUUUAAAGCAUCUGAUGGGGUGGGGUGCUGUUCCCUGUAGCGGAACCCCAAUUUUAAAUUUCAACUGCUUGAUCUGCUAUCAAGUGUGUGGCGGGGGGGAGAGAAUUUGGGGUACCUCUCUGUCCCUGCUCCAGCAGGGGGUGUGUGUGUGUGAUGUAAAUCAGGUGUUAAAGAAUCGCCCUCCUCCCGCAGCAUCCCAGCCCCAGUCUAUAUUUUUCCCUCCAUGGCUGCUUUUAGGACACUGGAAGAUGCUUUCAUGCAUUUUCUCAUAUAAUAUAUAAUUUCUCAUAUAAUAUCGAAUUAUAAAUCUGUAACUACAUCCCAGUGUGGGUCAAACUGGAAGAGAGGCUUUUGCCUGGAUUUAUGGGGAAUCGAAGCCCUCCCUCCUAGGGUCCCGUGUGCAUCUCUCCUCAGCUUUCUCAUCGGUUCUGUUGCAUGUAAAAUAAGAUAUAUAAGAUAUUUAUUUGUAUAUGUAGAUCACUGAACUGUUUUUGAGGACACGUAAUGAAUGUCCCCAUGGGUGGUGUUGGUGGGGCUGAAGCCCUGGGUCUGCUGAGGCCAGGCCCCUUCCCCCGCCCUUUUGUAAGCUUUACAUUUUUCUUUUUAGUUUUUUUUCCCAGGGCAGGUGGGUGCCCUCAAAAGGGCAAACCCCAGCUGCCCACCAUCUUAAUUUUCAAGCAGAGGCUUCAGUCUCAUAUCUUGGAUAAUAUUUUGCCCUCCCCCACGAGUGCUGCUUUCUCUUUUGAUGGCUGUGCAGAAAGAAUUACUGUAUAUGUAGAUAACCCUGUUUAUAUUCUCUGUGCUGCUUUACAAAGGAUGAUUGCACAGCUUAUUGUUAUAUAAAAUAAAAUUUGAGUGGUGCCAGUUGUGGUAUAUAGCUUUCCAUUUUUGGUGAUCAUGUGUGUUCUGUUUUUUGUUUCUCAUUUCUGUUGACUUUAUUUGUUUAGGCCUCCUAUAGAAGGCGGAAUUUCAGAAGUUGAAAUAAUAUCUCAGCAAAUAGAAGAAGAGACCAAAAGCAUAGCGCCUGUACAGCUUGUUAAUUUUGCUUAUCGGGAUUUACCACUAGCUGCACUAGAUCUGUCUGUAGCAGGUUCCCAACUCUUGUCAAAUUUGGACGAGGAGUACCAAAGAGAAGGGUAAGUGAAAAAUGACAUAUUUAUUUGAAACCUUUCUUUAAAAAAAUAUAUAUAUUUUUUAAAAAAUUCAUUUUCACUUUUAACAUUUGUCAUCAUACACAAAUCAUAAUCAUUUUACAAAUAGGAUUCUCAGAAUCCCCAAACUUCCCUCCACACCUCCAUGGUUUCUCCAGAUAUUCUUUUCAAACUGCAUCGUAUCAUAUUCUCCAUAUUUUCUUAAAUCUCAAUUUUAUCAUCAAUCUUGCUUCAUUGCAAGUGUUUUUAAAAUCCUGCCAAUGUUUUCUUUUCUUUUUUAAUUUCUUUUUAUUGAAUUCUUUUUAAAACAGAACAUAAAAAGUAAAAAAAACAAAAACAUACAAACAUGAAAAAACAAAAACAAAAUAACACUUACAAAAGGAAAAUAGACACAAAACAAAUCAACAUUGAUUAUAACAUUGAUUAACUUCCCUCCAUCUCGGUUUUGGACUAUAUUUCCACCAUACCUUCCUGCAGUAUCGUUUUACAAUAUCUAUACAUCGCAGGUUUUAUAUUACACCUACUGUGAUUUUGAUAUUUCCUAAAUUUGCUUCUAUAUAUGUUAUAAAUUUAUUCCAAUCAUUAUUAAAUUUUACACCUUUUUGCUGCCUGAUUUUUUGUGUCAUCUUUGCUAAUUCUAUAUACUCAAAUAAUUUAGUUUGCCAUUCUCUAACGGUUGGGAUAUUAGGCGUUUUCCAAUUUUGCGCUAGCAGUAUCCUGGCGGCUACCAUUGCAUAUUGGAACAUUGUUUGGUCUUCUUUCUUGAUCUCCUCUCCAACCAUUCCCAGAAGGAAAGCUUCGGGUUUUUUGGGGAAGGUAUAUUUCAAAAAAAAAAUUAACUCAUCAUAAAUAAGCCCCCAAAACCUUUUCACUUCCUCACAGGUCCACCACAUGUGAUGGAAAUUACCUUCUUUGGUUUUGCAUUUCCAGCAUGUUUUGUCUCCGGUCUUAUACAUUUUUUCCAAUUUUACAGGGGUGAUGCACCAUCUGUACAUCAUUUUUUCCAUGUUUUCUCGGAGUCCAAAACAUGCUGUGAAUUUCAUGUCCUUGUUCCAAAGUUUCACCCACCUGUCAUAUUCUAGAUUAUAUCCCAGAUCUAUAGCCCAUUUGACCAUAACUUCCUUUAUUUCUUCAUCCUUAGUGUCCCAAUCUAGUAGUUGGUUGUACAUUUUGGAUAGAAGUUUGGAGUUACCUUCUAGUAUUUCCACCUGAUAUCUGGACUUUUUCUCAUUCAUUCCUAUUUUUUUAUGUUCAUUCCAUAGGGCAUUAAUUUGGUGGAAUUGUAGCCAUCCUGUUAAUUUAUCCUUUAACUCUUCAUAUGUUCUGAUUUUCCAACCUUUUUCAGAUCUUACCAGGAGGUCUUCAUAGGUCCAUCUUUCACUUUCCGUGUUUAGUUUUUUGAUUGUUAUGAUGUCAAUUGGUGAUAACCACCAGGGGGUGUCUUUUUCAAUAAGUCUUUUAUUUCUAUCCCAUACCUCAAGCAGCGAACCUCUGAUGAUGUGGUUAGAGAAGCCUUUGUGUACCCUCUCUUUAUUCUGCCACAGAUAUGCGUACCAGCCGAAUCUGGUGUUAAAUCCCUCUAAAUCUUAAAAAAUCUGUGUUUUUCAAAAUAAUCCAUUCUUUGAUCCAACAGAAGCACGAGGCUUCAUAGUAAAGUUUCAAGUUCGGGACGGCAAACCCUCCUCUAUCUCUUCGAUCUGUAAGUAAUUUAAAUUUAAUUCUUGCUCUUUUGCCUUGCCAAAUAAAUCUGGAAAGGGUUUUCUGCCAAUCCUUAAACAUUGCCGUGCCUCUGAUCACCGGGAUAUUCUGAAAUAGAAACAGCAGUCUUGGAAGAAUACUCAUCUUAAUUGUGGCUAUUCUUCCUGACCAGGAAAGCUUUAUCCUACUCCAAGUAUCUAUAUCUUUUUUAAUCUCUCUCCAGGUCUUAGUGUAGUUAUCUUCUACUAAGUUUAUAUUUUUCGUGGAGACCCAUAUUCCCAGGUAUUUCACCUUUUUCACCACCUUGAUUCCUGUAUGCAACUCUAGCUGGUUUCUUAAGUCUUCAGCCAGAUUCUUUGUCAACAUCUUGGUUUUUACUUUAUUUAACCUAAAGCCGGACAAUUUUCCAAAUUCUUCUCAUAGCUCUAAAACUUUACCGACACUUUUUACUGGAUCUUCUAACGAUAUUACUAAGUCAUCGGCGUAGGCCUUUAGUUUAUAUUCUUUUACCCCAAUUCUGAUUCCUCUUAUUUCUGAUGUUUUCCUUAUUUUAUUUGUAAUUACUUCAAGCACCAUAAUAAAUAAGAGGAGGGACAAAGGGCACCCCUGUCUUGUACCCUUCGAAAUCACAAACGAAUUAGUUAAAUUGUUGUUAAUAAUUAGUUUAGCCCUUUGACUUGAAUAAAUCGCUUUUAUUCCUUCCAUAAAGGGGCCCUCUAUCCCUACUCACUCCAUACAUUUUAAUAAGAACCGCCAAGAUACAUUAUCAAAGGCCUUUUCGGCGUCGAUGAAAAUUAAUGCUGCGGGGAUAUCAUUCUUGAGUUCCAAAUAUUCAAUAAUAUCUAUUAUGUGCCUUACGUUGUCUUUUAAUUGUCUGUUGGGGAGGAAUCCGGCAUCUGCGCAGCUGUUGUAGCACACAUAAAUAGUCUCUUCUAAUUCUUAGGUAUUUCUGGAACUAAAAUUCCUAGUAACAGAAGUUAUUUUAAACAUUUUUUUCAACUCAUUAUAAAUCAUUUCCCAAUAUGCUUUUGUUUUUUUGCACAUCCACCACAAGUGGUAAAAUGUGCCUUCCUUCUCUUUACACUUGCAACAUGUAUCUGUAGCAGUUCUAUACAUUUUUGCUAGUUUAGUAGGAAGUACCAGUGAUACAUCAUUUUCAUAUAAAUAUCUUUCAACAUACAACAUGCUGUAAGUUUUAAAUCUUCCCUCCAUAUUUUUCUCCAUCAUGCCAAUUGUAUAUUAGGUCCAGUUACCCUUGCCCAUUGUAUCAUUACUGAUUUCACUUCUUCCUCUUUAGUAUACCAUUCUAACAGUAGUUUAUACAUUUUUGAAAUCAGUUUAACAUUAUUCUCCAAUAGUUCUUUUUCAGACCUUGACGUUUCUGUAUUAAAACCAUUCCUUUUAUCCUUCAUACACACAUCAUUUAAUUGGUGGUAUUGCAGCCAGUCUUGUCACCAAAUGUAUUACAUGCUCAAUUUUUUUUAUUCUCAAUUGAUCUUCUGCUUCAAAUAGCAACUCUUUAUAAGUUGCCCACUCACUUUUUGCAUUACGUUUUUUCACAGACGUUGCUUCCAGUGGGGAGAUCCACCAAGGUGUUUUCUGUUCCAAUAAGUUUUUAUAUUUCUCCCACACCAAGUAAAUUGAUUACGCCCCUUUACACACUUUUGUCUUUUCAUACCAUAGAUAUGCAUGCCAACCACAUCUAUUAUAGUGACUGUCUAAGUCCAGAAUAUCCAAAUUCUUUAAAUCAAUCCACUCCCGCAGCCAGCAAAGACAGGACGCCUCAUAAUAUAAUCUCAGAUCUGGCAGGGAGAAGCCACCUCUUUCUUUAGUGUCUGUUAACAAUUUAUACUUUAUCCUCGGUUUCUUCCCCUGCCAGAUAAAUUUAGAAAUAUCUUUCUGUUUUAAGUGCCCUGUUCCACUGACUCCUGGGAUCGACUGGAACAAAAAUAACAUUAUUAGCAAUACAUUCAUUUUUACUACUAAUAUCCUUCCCCACAGUGAUAAAUUCAUCCUCCCCCAUACCUCUUUAUUUUUUUCGAAGUGUUAAUAUAGUUAUCUUUAAAAAGUUUAUAUUUUUGCUGUCAGCCAUACCCCCAAAUAUUUCACUUUUUUCUGUAUUGACAAUUCUGUUUUUUGUUGUAAAUCCUUAUUUUGUUGUUCUGCCAUAUUUUUUGGCAUCAUUUUUGUUUUAUUUUUGUUUAACUUAAAGCCUGCUACUUGACCAAACUCCAAAAUUUAUGCAAUUGGUAUACUUACCAAUGGGUCACCCAUUUGAAACGUUUCUAUCCCCCACCCUUUUCCCCAUAAGAUCAAGGCAACUUGCAGCCCACUCUUUAGUAAGAACAUAAGAAGAGUCUGCUGGGUUAGGCCAGCAUCCUGUUCUCUCAGUGGCCCAGCAGAUGCCCCAAUGGGAAACCAGCAAGCAGGAUUCAAGCACAAGACCCCUCUCCCCUCCUUCAGUUUCCAGAAACUGGUGUUCAGAACCAUCCAGCCUCCGACUGGAAGCCGUGACAAAAUACUGGUGUGAUAAGUUUAUAUCUGCCAGCUCUCAUUAAUCUCCUCAUUACAAUUUGUAUUGUAAACCGCCCUGUGAUCUUUGGAUGAAGGGCGGUACAGAAAUUUAAUAAUUUUUUUAAAAAGAAAAGGAAUAAUAGUCCAUCUAUACCUCGAGUGACAGUGCUGGAUCUAAGGGUACUGCCAAACUCUGAAUCUGUUCCUUUUACAGGGAGUGCAAUCUGAUCCAAAACAGUCUAAAACCACCUAACUGGGUAGACGAACAAACCAGAAACUGUACCUCCAUCUUGUCUGAUUGAACUUCUGUAUAUUGGCCCUCAUGUAGUCCAUUAUUUUUAUUUAUUUAUUUCAUAAGAUUUGUACACUGUUUGAUUUUUACAAAAGGAAAAAAAAACCUCAAAGCUGUUUACAAAGAAAUAAAACAAUAAAGUGGAGAAAAAUUCACAACCAUACUUUAAAACACAAAAGUUAAAAUACUAAACCAGAUUAAAACCCCAUCAUUAUGAGCUUUAAGCACUGGUUUAGAAUGCUUACUGGCUCCACCUGGGAUGCAUGAAAAGGAAAUGUAGAGCUGGGUGUCAUUGCAUAUUGACAGCGCCUGGAUAGUGUCCCCCAGUGGCUUCGUAUGGACCUUAAGAAGCAUAACGGAUAAAACAACCCUGUUGGACAACGUAUCCUCGAUGCCAUGAGGCAGAGCAAUAGUCACCACUUUCUGGAACGGCUUUCCAAGUAGGAGUAGACUCACAAUUCAGACCCUCAACUCAAGAGAGCCUGUCCAGAAGGAUGCCACAGUCAGUAAAUUGGGGCCUGUUUUUCCACUUGGAAAAUUAUCCUGUGAAAAGUUCCCACUCAUAUUGGGCUCUUCGCCACCACCUUCCUUGAAAGGCUCCUUAACUGGUGUGGUGACUUGACAUCCCAAUACACGCAGCGCUGCUGUCCAAGUGGAAUUGUGGUAUGAGAGUUUCCAACUGCUUUGAGGUUGCCAACAUAAUGUCAGGAAUGAAGAUGCUCAGGAAUAAAACUGACAUAUCUAGACACUUUUUCUGUAUUUAACUGAGGCGACUUUCCUGCAUACUGUGUUAACAUUGUGUUUACAGUACAUGCUUCAAACAGUUAUGUUUCUGAACAAGAAAUGUUUUGAAUUAUCAGGGGCAAAUAAUCCCCCCCCCCAAAAGCAAUGUUUAUUCAGAAGAAUGCUGAAGCAUAAGUUCAAGAAUUCAAAAAAACUGAAUAGUGUAAUACAGAGCAUUUUUAUUGUUCAAAGUGCUUUGCAUAUGUUAUCUGAUGUAAUUCUCCUACGUGAAUCCUGCAAAAUAGGUUAAUUUUAUUCCCUACUGCAGUUGGGGUGGAGGAAAGAGGCCAAGAGGGUGGCUUGCCUCUUGACCGACAUGAGGGAGUCACUACUAGUAGCUUCCUAAUUCAGAGCUAUGCUAAGCAGCUUCUAGCUCUUACAUCGAUAGGCACUUGGAGGUUAAAUCCAAUGCUGGUCAGUGGCGUCCGGUAUGGCAUGGAAGGGGCACCCUCCCAACCACAGUGUGACUGGGGUGGGAAGACCAGGGCUGCACGGUCACACUGGCGAACCAGCCUGGUGCCUGGCUUAUCUGCAGCCUUCUGCCUUGCAGCAUGGAGGGCUUCUGUUCAGGGUUCCAGCCAUUCCAUUCUUGUGUACCACCACCCCUCUCUUCUGGUGCCCCCACUGCUCCCCCAGUCAGCAUUUCUUGUGGGAUGGGCGCUGCAGGGCCCAGUCACAGCUGCAUUAAAGGCUUGGAUUUCUUGAGCAGCUCUCACAUCGAUGAUGUGAAUGGAGUCAGCAAACUGUCAGUUGGCCAGUUUUCACUCAGGCUGUUCCAUACUUUGGUUUUCUUUUAAAAUGGAAGUCUCUCACUCUUGUAGAGCUAGACAAAAGCAAGCCAAUGUUCAGCCAGUGAGUGAUGGGAGCACUGGCAGCCAUAGUGCUUGGUUUGUUCAUUGUAGUUUCAAGUGAAGAGUGUCUCACCCACUAUCUGGAGAAGGGACUUCCAGGUUCAUUUUGAAUCCGUGUUUUGAAAGAGAAGUGAUUGCUACUGCUCGUGAGAAAUCUAGAGUUUUAAUGUAGCUGUGCUUGGACAGUAACCUAUCUACCCUGAAACAAAAUGUUCCAGCAAAAACAGGAGUUCAUACUUAUUAUAAGCUUGGGCCUUAUUUCAUUGGGGGAGAGGAGGCAAUUUCAUUCCCCCAGCCUUGAGUUAGAAAUGUUUUUAUUCUUUUGCUUUUAACCUGAAUUCUUAUGUUCUCAUUUUGUAUUUUUGUGUUGUGAACUGUGAUAUUCGGACGAAUGGCUGUAUACACAUUAAAUAAUAACAAGGAGGCUAAAUUUUGGACAACUGCAUAUAGUCUGUAAGCCUAUAUUUGACCUUUGUUUUAACCUAUCUUCCUGGUGGCAAGUGCCUAAUGUUUGUUAAUUGUCAAUCUUCAUUCUUGUCCUGUAACCUAAAGCAGAUCACGCAGUUGGGUCAGUUUUGCAAGAAAGGUCCUAUAAAUAUGCCAACUAGUAUUUUGAUAAGGGUUUUCAGCUGGAGGGAAAUGCUGAUAGGAUUUCUGGAUCCAUGCUGCAUCAUUUGCAGGGAAGACAGUGAGAAAACCCCUCUUGUGACUUUCCAAAUUUGGUUGCCCAGAUUUGGGAGAACAUGGAAUAUGGCAACUAAAGUGGAAAAUGCUUGAAAUGACCUAUCCAGACAAUGACUUGACUUGUUUUUCUAGAUACCCUAUUGCGCUCCCCCUCUCACUUCAGCAGCCAGCAUUCUGUAGCCAUUGAUCGCCCUCUGUUCUCGCUGGGCUGCUUUUAGGAGUGUUUCUCCCUAACGGCCAGGUUGGCUUAUACCGUCAUGCGUGGUUUGUUGAUAGUUUGGCUGCAUAAGCCUGUGAACUGAAAAAUGGGAUCACUAUGAGUAUACAGAUGACAUGAAUUAGUAAAUGUGAAACGAUAAUCCUCUUAAAAUACUCAAAUUCAUCCAUGUGCUCCUGUGGCAAACAACUCCUAGGUCUCCUUAGACAUCCUUAGGCAUCCUCAUCUCCUUAAAAUCAUUUUUUACACUGAAGGGUUGGCUUCCAUCUGUCCAUCCUUAAGUGACCUAUUUCUUUUCUAUUUUGUGAUCUUCAAAUCAUACUGAGCAAAACUGUGUACCUGUUAAUAUGCCACAAUGCGGCACGUUGGAGUAGAGGACCCCCCCCCCAAAGGCAAGGAAGCGGAAACAGGGGCAGCUGUUAGCAGCUUGAGUUGAAGUGUUUGUCGUGGCUCAUUACCAAAGAAAUAUGGUAAUCUUUUCCCACUCUUGUUCCAUGUUGAACAUUCAUUUAAAUACUAGUGUAUUACAAAAAAUCUGAGCUGGUAACAGAUUGGCUUUACACAGAGACAAAUGUUGAAAGAUGUGCUUUUCUUCCUUCUCUUUUAUAGUGGCAUUCCUGACCCUUCCCACUCAGUAUAUUUUAAAGACUUUUUUUUUAGUGUCCUUGCUUCCUUGGAAGCUACUGACCAUAGUUUCCCAGUUCAGAUACAGUAGGAAGCUGGGGCUUCUGGGAUUGUUUCUUUGCUUGUGCAAAGCGACUCAUUUAUAUUUCUGCUUUUUAAGCUGUGAUGGUCAUCUGAAUCCAGCCACUAUCAUAACUAAACAUUCAUAACAGGACUGUCAAACACCAGCCCUUUUUUAUUAUAACAGUUUCAUGCAGAGCUGUAAGCUAUAGGUCAGGGAUCCUCAAACUACGGUCCGCGGGCCAGAUGCGGUGCGCCAGGGUCCUGAACCCGGUCCGCUCGGCAGUUGCAGAACCCACCGCUGUCUAACGGGUCUUGGCCCAAAACUUUAGCUGCACAGGAACAUGGUGGGUGGCGCCAGGGAACAUGCGGAUCCAGAGGGCCAGGGAAGGCGAAGCCUCGUCGGCCGGGAGAGAGGCUGCUCUAGCUUGACGAGGUACGGAGGAGCCCCAGGAGCGGCGAGGCUGUUGUGGACUGAACCCCAAGGUUUUCUCUCACUCCACGCUCCUUUCUUCCUGUCGCCUUGCUAAGCGACUUCUUUUCCCUGGUUCGCUUGGCUUUCCUGCCCUCCCUGCUUUGUUUCCUGGCAGUUUCAACCGAAAAGCCGCUCCUCUCGCUUCCCUUUCUUUCCCCAUUUUCCUUUCCUUCGUCUUUCUUGUGCAGAGGCAGUUUCUUACUCAACUAUUCCCUCAACAGUCAUUUGGCUUCGAGCGCCACAUUUUGCUUUUCAUUCUCCCGUUCCCUGUCAAAUCGCAGGAACAGGAGAGAAGGGGAGUCGUUAUGCCGUCACACUCUCCUGUGCAUUUACAGCCUGCCUUAAGAGAGAGACGAUUACCUGGAGACCCGCUUCCUUUCCUGCAAAUCCCCAAGCCAAAGUCGCCUGGACUCUGAGGGUGGUGGUGGCAGCUGAGGGAAAUCAAUACGCCGAGCCUUAACCUGGGAGUUGCCCCUGCUUGCGCUGAGGGGGAAGAGACCUGCGCUGGCCAUCGCCCGCCUCCGGCAGAGCUGAGGCCUCCAUGGCAAGAGCCAGCGCUGCCAGAGCCACCAUGGUUUCUCUGCAGGAUCCCAGCGAGGGCUGCUACUUCCAUUGUAGCUUCCCCUUCUGGUCGGCAGCGCUUGCAGUCUUCACCUUUGCUCAUGGCCAGAGGGCAGGGAGAUCCCCUUAACCGGUCACUUCCCUCGCCUCCCAACAGUCGGGGUUUCAGAAAUCUCCAAGAGCCUCUCCCUUUAAGUGGACCCCACCCCAAUCGCCACAUACUUCCAAGCCCAUGGAUAGAACACGCACACAGCACCAAGUUAACUGGAAGUUGCUGGAUUGGACCAAUUCAUGGAGGAGAAAGCUCUCAACAGCUCUGCCUGUGCUGCCUCUUCCAAUGUCUUCACUCUUAGAGCAACUGCACUGCAUUUAAUCCAAAUAUAUCUUCUUGAAAAUGUUCACAUUCUGCAGAAGGAGAUCCUUACAUUUCUGGCAAAACAGAGCAAAUUGGCUAGUGCCCAUAAUCUCACCAUGUGCAAUGCCCUUAAAGUAUAUUGUAAAUAUUGUAUUGUUUUUCCUGUUUUUGUGCACCACAAAUAAAAUAUGUGCAGUGUGCAUAGGAAUUCAUAUUUUCCCCCAAACUAUAGUCUGGCCCCCAGCAGUGUCUGAGGGACAGUGGACUGGCCCCCUGUUUAAAAAGUUUGAGGACCCCUGCUAUAGGUAGUGAGUGCCCUGGUGCAGGGUUACAUUGUGUCAGAAUCUGCCUCUCCAGGGCCACUGCCAUCCAUUUCCAGAAUUGGAGAACCGCUAGCUCAUUGGUACAGCAAAUGCUUUGCAUCCAGAAGGUCCUAAGUUCACCUCAAGUUUAAAAGUAUUGGGAAGGACCAUGAAACCCUGGAGAACUGCAUCUAGUUAGAGGAGUCAGUGGGCAAAAAAUGUGUUCUCUUGCUGUGUUGCUCAUUUCAGGUUACAUUGACAAAGUGUUUGUCUAGUGCUUAGGAUUAUAAGUGGAGGAGCUGCUGCCAGAGUGCUGUGAUGGAUCACAUUUUGACUUGUACAAAGCUCAGUGGUUGCCUGAAGCUGGCUGCUGCCUCUCAGCCUAACCUACCUUACUGGAUCAUUGUUUGAGGAUUCAAAGGUGUGUGGAGAGCUCCUGGGGGAAGAACGGAAUAAAAAUAUUACUGCAGUUUAGCUCUCCCUUUUAAUCUAUGCUGUAAGAUGGAACCGGGCUCGACCUCAGUGGCAGAGGGCUGGCUUUGCAAGCAGACUGUCCCCGGUUCAAUCCCUGGCAUCUACAGGUAGAAACUGGAUGGUUUCCUGGUCUGAAGUCCUGGAGAGCCAGUCAGUGUAGACAGUACUGAGCUAGACGGACCCCAGAGUCUGACCAUGUGUGAGGCAUGUUUGUAUGUUCUUGUGCCAUCCAUAAAUACAGCUGUUGCCAAGGGGUGAGCUAUUAUACAGAGCCUUGCCAAGGGGUCCAGGCAGCUUUCCCUCUACACACCACAGACUUGUGGUGCUGUGGAGAAAAUCUCGCUUUAGUGUUUUCUGAGCCACUGCAGAUAAACAACCUUUGUACUGUGACAGGAUGCGGGUGGCGCUGUGGGUUAAACCACAGAGCCUAGGACUUGCUGAUCAGAAGGUCGGUGGUUUGAAUCCCCGCGAUGGGGUGAGCUCCCGUUCCUCGGUCCCUGCUCUUGCCAACCUAGCAGUUCAAAAGCACGUUAAAGUGGAAGUAGAUAAAUAGGUACCGCUCCGGCAGGAAGGUAAACGGCAUUUCCAUUCGCUGCUUUGGUUUUGCCAGAAGCGGCUUAGUCAUGCUGGCCACAUGACUUGGAAGCUGUACAUCAGCUCCCUUGGCCAAUAAAGCAAGAUGAGUGUGCAAUCCCAGAGUCGGUCACGACUGGACCUAGUGGUCAGGGGUCCCUUUACCUUGACCUUACUGUGGCAGGAUUGGCCGCCUUAUGUGGCAUGUGCUUUUUUAAAAUGUUUCUUUGUGGCACCCAUAGCAUGCUGACCAGCCCUUUUGUGUGAAUCAUUGUUUUGCCUGUAUCAGUAUUCUCUCCUACAUUUUAAACCAAGUAGCAUGAUUUAUGUGUGGUUGAACACAGGCAUGUCACUCAAGAACUGAUUUAAGGGCGGUGGGAGGUAAAUAUAAUACUUUCAGCUGCGGGCUGCAUUUUUCACUUCAGGAACAUGUCUGAUAUUUGGCGAGCUUAACCUCUUGACCAUCUCUCUGUUGUUCAUAGUUUCCCCCUCCCUUAGAUUUACUGUCGCCACAUGGACAACUUCAACCAGUUGUGAUGUGUCUGUCAUGUUUUAGCUUUUGGUCUUUGCAGCCAGGAGGAUGCCCUCUUGACUGUUUUGUGGUGGCAUGUUGUUGGUUUUUAACCUCAGACUCUAUUCUAAUUCAUGGGCAUUAUUUAAAGUUUCAUUUGAAUGAAUGCUCCUUUGCCCCAAAGUGGAUUGAUUCUGCAGAAGUGCAGCCCAUCCUUGGGAAAUCUCAGCUGGCCACCUCUUUCUUCAAUGCCAACAGAAUAUUUUUCUUCUUGAAAAUGUUUGCUGUAGUUUGAUAGUGGCUGGUGACUCUUUUAAAUUUGUACUUUUCUGCUGUUUUGCUGUUAAAUGUGUUUAGAUAAUACAAGCUUUUUAAAUAUUUAUAUAUAACUUCGCACACUUCUGAUGAAUGGCAAACAUGACUCUAUGUAAGGAAACAAUAAAUUAAGGUUUUUCCAGGCACUUCUGGCUCUAAAGCAUCUUUUAUCAUUGGCAAUACAAACCUGUGCCAGUUCCAUUACUGCUGUCAAUUUUUUUUUAAAAAACCUGUCCCAGUCAGAUUGAAAUUAAAAUGUUAUAUUCUAUAAUCUCUGUAAAGACAUGCAUCUCUGCCCUCUGCUGUCCAUUCUGGGAAAUUUAUAGGAAAAGUCAAGAGUUAAAAAGCAGAGUUGUACAGUGGUACCUCGGGUUACAUACGCUUCAGGUUACAUACGCUUCAGGUUACAGACUCCGCUAACCCAGAAAUAGUACCUCAGGUUAAGAACUUUGCUUCAGGAUGAGAAGAGAAAUCGUGCUCUGUCAGCGUGGCGGCAGCAGGAGGCCCCAUUAGCUAAAGUGGUGCUUCAGGUUAAGAACAGUUUCAGGUUAAGAACGGACCUCUGGAAUGAAUUAAGUUCUUAACCCGAGGUACCACUCAUGAAAAUGGUAUGAAAUGUAGAGAAAAGACAAAAGCAAUAAUGUAGUGCUAGUAAGAUCAUUUACAGAACCCAAGUAGUUGCUCAGUUUAAAUGUAAAACGUCUUGUCAAGAAGCUGUGAAUUUAGAAAAUGGAAACAGCAGUGCUGCUAACCGUAGUGGGGCGGCUCAGUUGGUGGAACAUGAGACUCUUAAUCAUGGGUCAUGGGUUUGAGAUCCAGGUUGGGCAAAUAGAUUCCUGCAUUGCAGGGGGUUGGACUAGAUGACCCCCAGGGUCCCUUCCAACUUCAGGUUAAGAACAGUUUCAGGUUAAGAACAAACCUCCGGAACGAAUUAAGUUCUCCACCCGAGGUACCACUGUACAGUUCAAAAAGGAUGCCAUACAACUGGAAAAAGUUCUGAAUGAGCAAAAUUUGGGCCCCAGGAAUAGAAGAGCAGUUUUCUUGGAAGGAACACUGAAGUGGGAAAAGUAGAAGGCUAAGAGGAAAAUAUAUAUUAAUACCAUGCAUAAAGUGGAGAAAAUGGAUAAAGAAAUGACUGUUCCUCCUUUUCCCAUAACAAUGAUUUUGUUUUGGGGUUAGAUUCAUUAUUUUUUAUGGUAAUUGGGAACUGGUGUUUGUGUUUUGUUGUCAGGACUUAUUAAUGUGAAUUGUUUGAGGGUUGGUCAGUCUCGGUGCAAUUUGAUAUUUGGUGUGUUUGGUCUGAUGUGUUGACUAUAUAGACUUCCUUAAGGUUUUCCUUCAUAUCUUGUAUAGUUUGGGCUGAUACAUUUUGCCGUUACUGUGGAUUUUGACUCAGUAUUGUUAUUGCUAGGGUUUAAUUCAAAUUAUUAAAUGAAGUGUUCAGACUUCAGAGCAGUUCUCACCUUGUCCAGAGACUAUUAGAGCAGGUGAGUCUCCUUCACACCUGAAUCCCUGCUGGCUUCUGCCAGGGGUGGCUGGCAUACCACUUUUUUUAUGAUGGCUCAUACCACUUUUUUUGGGGUCCCUUCCAACCCUACAAUUCUAUGAUUUUCAUAACACAGCACAUCUGUAGUGGCAUUUAGAACCUUUUAAAAGAAGAUUUUUCUGUAUGGUGAUGUUACUCCCUUUGUUUCAGUUUCCCUCUAAUGGGGAAAUCUGUGGCCCGUUAGAUGUUACUGGACUCCAUCCGCCUAAGCCAGCCUGGCUGAUGGUCAGAGAUGGUGGGUGUUGGAGUUUUAGCAUCUCUACCCGUGGUGUGAUGUAGAGAUGGGCAACAGACUAGCACAGCUCUCCCUCUGAAAAGGAAUAGUAUUUUUAUAUGGAAGCUUUGAUUUGCCAGGUGUCCAGUUCUGUUCUACUUGCGGAGCAAAUACAAAGAAAUAAAAGAAAACAGAGAGAUACAGGUAUUCAUCAUUCCAGUAAGAGUUGGUUUAUUAUUAUUAUUAUUAUUACUAUUACUAUUAUUAUUAUUAUUUCACAAAAUUUAUAUACCGCUUGAUUGUAAAAUGGCUGACCAAAAGGUAAAACAACACAAUUAAUAAAAAUUUGCAACCAUACUUAAAAACAUACGAAAAUUAAAAUACUAAAAGAUUAAAAUUACCUCAACCUUAUAAGCAUCUAGGUAGGCUUGUCUAAACAAGAAUUUCACCUGUAAUGUAAAAUGUACCCAGAGAUUCAUACUUACUCUUUGUAUUGUAUAGGUUGACCAAACAGAAAAUAUGAAUAUUCAGAGGAUACUUUUCAAAUGAGAUUCCUUCUGCUUAUACAGACAGCUGUACAGUUUCUGUCCUGUUACUCUUUACCUAUCUUCCUUUUUUUCCUGUCGCUUUUCUUCCCUUCUUCCCCCUGUUUUUCUUUCUUCAGAUCUAACUGGCUUAAGCCGUGCUGUGGGAGACGAGCUGCUGUGUGGCAGGUAUUUUUGCUCAGUGCAAGUCUCAACAGUUUCCUGGUAGCCUGUGUAGUAUUGGUGGUGAUCCUGCUGACUCUGGAACUCCUAAUAGAUAUAAAGCUUCUCCAGUGUGAGUAGCAGGUUUUUCUUUUUCCUGAAACUUUUGGCAAUUAUAUUGAGGCUAAUGCACUAUGGGUUGCAGGUGGGUGGGUGGAAAUAGCUUGGGAAUAGUGUCUAACCCAGGCUUCCUCAACCUCGGCCCUCCAGACGUUUUUGGCCUGCAACUCCCAUGAUCCCUAGCUAGCAGGACCAGUGGUCAGGGAUGAUGGGAACUGUAGUCUCAAAACAUCUGGAGGGCCGAGGUUGGGGAAGCCUGCUCUAGACUGUAUGAGGUGUGAAGUGUAUGGAAUUUUGUGAACCUCUGAUGUGCUGAUAUUCCUUUGGGGCUCAUCCCAGACCUAACAUUACCCAAUGUCUCCCCACCUGUCCCAUUCAGAUGUACAUUUGAAUUCUUUCCCCCCCCACCGGCAGCACUAUGGGGUUGGUUGGUCUUCCAGAGUAAUUAAUAGGGCUGGGUAAUAUCUGAUUUUCAACACUGCAAUAUAUCACCAGCUAAACAUUGCAGUAUUUCAAUAUACUGUAUCAAGUUGUCUGAAAUGAGGCUGGAGCUUAUAAUAAUCUGGGGAAAUACUGAAUUUUAUUUUAUUUUAUUUGAUGUGUAUAAUUAAAUGAAAUUUUACUCUGAUUGCAUGCUUGACUAAACCAUUAAAGAUUUCUGGAGAAUAUAUUACUGUUCUGUUAUGGGCUUUAUAUGUCCAUAGUAACACCUUGAACUUGACCUGGUAACAAAUUGGGAACUGGUGCAGAUCGGUGUUAGAAACUCAGUUAGACAAUCUAGGUGCCACAUGGUGCCUGAAAACUAGGUUACAGGUGCAAUAACAGGAUGUCUAGGCCAUUUUUAUGUAUAACAAGAUUACAAAGCUGAAAAUGAAUGAACUCUAGCUAAAAUCUUAUGUUCAUUUUUAAUAUGGUCUUGUCCUCAUUGGAAGACAAAGUCAUGCUUACCCUGCCCGCCCCCUAAUAUUCUUUUUUAAAAUAAUGGUUUUUAUUAGUUUUCAAUUAUUAAACUCCAAUAACAGCCACAUUUUAUCAAUAUCAUAUUACAAUAUCAUUCCCAUCCAAAUAUAGAUCAAUUAUACAGCCAAUUAUAAAUUUUGAGUGACUUCCUGUGUGCUGGGUUUUGGGAUGCAAAGUUCUUAUUUUCCCCUGCUUCCAAAAUCUUAGUUAAUCCAGUUGCAUUAAGUCCUGAUCUUGGUCCUUUAUCCAUAGCUACAGAGUUCUUGACUUCCAUUCGUGUUGAGAUAUUUAAUAAAAAGAUUUUUUCCCCGCAAGGAGAGUUCUGUAUCCUGUAAAUUCUCUGUGUGAGAUGUUUAUUUUCCCAUUUGCUUCUUCAUUGUUCUAAUCAUGUCCUGCAGCAGCAUCUCUUCUUCCGCUUUUCCAAUCUUUCUCUUCUUCUGCUGAAAUUCUAGCUGCGUCAUUAUGCCAUCUUUGUUGUUGGUGUCUGAGUAAGGGAGUAAUCUGGUUUCCCGCUGUAGCUCUGGGCGAAAUUCCAGUUCUCCUCCCAAUUCUUAGAUUUCUUAACAAUCUGGCGCCGCGCCAGGUCCGAAUUGCCGUCCAGUGGAAGUUAGAUGCUUUAAAUCAUUUCAGUGUUCUCACACAGUUCUAUUUUUAUAUUAAUACAUAAAUAUAAUUCUCUUCUCUUUUUCUCUUCUUGCUUUUUAUCAAUUUGUUAUCGUUUAGGGGGAGGUUUGCCAAAUCAUUUAUAUAGAAAAUAUAGUAUAUGUAAAAAAGGGUAAAAAACCCCCUCCUCCCUCACGUACCGUAUUUUUCAGUGAAGGAAAUUUUUCCAGUUCAAAAUGUUGCAGCCCAGUAAUGGGAUUCACUUGGCAGUUUAUAAUCUUGUCCUCUUCAUUCUGCACCUGUCUGUAAAUUAGAGCCAAUUUCAUCCUAAUAAACAGAAGCACCUCUGCUUUUCAUGGCUGCGUGGGGGGGGGGGGUUACUGUUAUGCGAAGCGCUUUUACACUCAGCUUCUACUGCCUCUUGGGUUCCAUACCAGAGCGAGAGCCACUUAUCAAGACGAUCUACAAGUGAAGCUCACUCCCCCCGGGCCCUGGGGGAGCUUGCAAGGACAAUUACUCCCAAAUCAUCCUUGUUUUCUUCCGCAAAUGAUCUCUGCUAGCAUGGGAGCUGCAUCCAUUAAGGCAGGAAGCACCGGAAGUCUGCCCCCCUAAUAUUCUUAAGAGGGUCCCUUCUCCAGUCUUCAAAGAGUGACUGGAAGUGGGGAAGCAGAAAAAUUCUUCCUACAUCCCCUUUCCUUCAUAUUAAUACUGUAUUUACUCGAGUCUAAUGUGCCAUUGAAUCUAAUGUGCACCUCAGUUUUAGGAACAUUGAAACAAAAAAUAUUUGCUGGUGACUGUAAAAGUAAAGGGACCCCUGACCAUUAGGUCUAGUCGUGGCCGACUCUGGGGUUGCGGCACUCAUCUCGCUUUAUUGGCCAAGGGAGCCGGCGUACAGCUUCCGGGUCAUGUGGCCAGCAUGACUAAGCCGCUUCUGGCAAACCAGAGCAGCACACAGAAAUGCCGUUUACCUUCCCGCCGGAGCAGUACCUAUUUAUCUACUUGCACUUUGAAUUGCUUUCGAACUGCUAGGUCAGCAGGAGCAGGGACCGAGCAAUGGGAGCUCACCCCACCACGGGGAUUUGAACCGCCGACCUUCUGAUCAGCAAGUCCUAGGCUCUGUGGUUUAACUCACAGCGCCACCCGCAUCCCUUGGUGACUGUAAAUGUGCCAUCAAAUCUAACGUGCACCUUGAUUUUCACAACAUAAUUUGGCCAAAAUGGUGAGCAUUAGAUUUGAGUAAAUAUAGUAUAUCUUUCUAGCACAACAACUAACACAUAUUACAGGCCUACACAACUGACAGCAGAGACACCCACCUUAAGUGUACAGUUUGCACAACCCAAGACUUCAGUGCCCCUCAGUGACCCCAACCCAACACUGCUUUAGAUUUUAAGCACCGCUGUGAGAGUGAAUUAGGCAACACUUUAAAAUGUGCUGCAUUUCCCCCCAAGAAAAAUUCACUCCCAUCCUUUAUUUAAAACUUACAAAAGUUAGAAUACUGAAACAGCUUAAAAUUACCUCAAUUCAAAGUGUGUGUUGUGGAUGUAUAUAUAUUCUGUACCCCAUCUUGUAUGAACGGGCAGGAUACAGACAUUAUUACUUUUUAAGAAUUGUUCUAUUAAAGAUUUUAUUGGAUUACAAAAGAACAUACGUCACCUCUGUUUUCAGAUCAUAAAGUCCUUUCUAUAGAUCAUAGAUUCCCUGGAAAAGACCUGAUGUUGGGAAAGAUGGAGGGCGCAAGGAGAAGGGGACGACAGAGGAUGAGAUGGUGGGACAGUGUUCUCGAAGCUACCAGCAUUAGUCUGACCAAACUGCAGGAGGCAGUGGAAGACAGGAGUGCCUGACGUGCUCUGGUCCAUGGGGUCACGAAGAGGCGGACACGACUAAAUGACUAAACAACAACAUAGAUCAGUUAUAUUCGACGUGAGACUUUAAUGUGGUAUACAGUAUAAGGUUGGGGGAGGAGAGAGAAGGGAGGUGGAUAGUAAACUUUCAUUCUUUAUAUCCAUUUAUUAAUUUUCAUUGGCAUUGAGAGAGGCUGGGGGCCCCAGAGCGUGGUGGCCUGCCUUCAGUUGACUGCAGUGGGAUCUGUUUGUGUGUAUGAGGGUGUGUGGGGUUCUUGGGUCAAGUUAGCCAUAUUGAUUCAUAUGCUGUUGGUGGGUUCUUCUUCUUGUCCUGUUGGGCUGUGUGUGUAAUAAAAGGGAGCCACACCGGGGUGAAAGCGUCCUCUACUUCGUUGUUUAGUCGUAUCUGACUCUUAGUGACCCCAUGGACCAGAGCAUGCCAGGCACUCCUGUCUUCCACUGCCUCCUGCGGUUUGGUCAAACUCAUGCUGGUAGCUACGAGAACACUGUCCAACCAUCUCGUCCUCUGUCGUCCCCUUCUCCUUGCGCCCUCCAUCUUUCCCAACACUAGGGUCUUUUCCAGGGAGUCUUCUCUUCUCAUGAGGUGGCCAAAGUAAUGGAGCCUCAGCUUCAAGAUCUGCCCUUCCAGUGAGCACUCAGGGCUGAUUUCCUUCAGAAUGGAUAGGUUUGAUCUUCUUGCAGUCCAUGGGACUCUCAAGAGUCUCCUCCAGCACCAUAAUUCAAAAGGAUCAAUUCUUCGGCGAUCAACCUUCUUUAUGGUCCAGCGCUCACUUCCAUACAUCACUACAGUGGUACCUUGGGUUAAGUACUUAAUUCGUUCCAGAGGUCCGUACUUAACCUGAAACUGUUCUUAACCUGAAGCACCACUUUAGCUAAUGGGGCGUCCUGCUGCCACCACGCCGUCGGAGCAUGAUUUCUGUUCUCAUCCUGAAGCAAAGUUCUUAACCUGAAGCACUAUUUCUGGGUUAGCGGAGUCUGUAACCUGAAGCGUAUGUAACCUGAAGCGUAUGUAACCCGAGGUACCACUGUACUGGGAAAACCGUAGCUGUAAGUAUACGGACCUUUGUCCGCAAGGUGAUGUCUCUGCUUUUUAAGAUGCUGUCUAGGUUUGUCAUAGCUUUUGUCCCACGAAGCAGGCAUCUUUUAAUUUCGCGACUGCUGUCACCAUCUGCAGUGAUCAUGGAGCCCAAGAAAGUAAAAUCUCUCACUGCCUCCAUUUCUUCCCCUUCUACUUAAACCACCAUAAACUUGCUGGCGGGAGGGCCCAAGAGCCCUCCCACCACCUUCUCAAAGCCUGAGAAGCCCCUCCCCAUCCACCCUCACAAGCCACUGCCUGCUAGUAUAUUUCAAAUUAAAAGCAUAUCACACAUUAAAAGUACAUUAAACAAGGCAACUAAAACCUAAACCCAACGUCUUUGUAUUCUGGACAGCACAAGCUCAGGGAAGGAAUUUUAAUCUCCAAAUACCUCGAUAGACACUAUCUGAUAUUGCAACAACUUUUUGGACUCGCCAGCCGUCCUAACACUGGGAUGUUACUGCCAAAUACAGCCUGACUCCCCCACUACACGCACAGCUCUCCCUAAGUGCCACCUAACCCCUAAGUCCACUCUUAACUCUUUCUUCUGCCAGAAGACCUUUAGAUAAACUCUUACCUGCUUCCCACCCAAAUAAGACUCAAAACAACCAUCAUGCCCACCCAUUCAAACGUUCCCUUUCUCCUCCCCAAGCCAACUUUCAUCGCCCUUCCUGCUCCUUCUGUGUCUCCUUGGCACUUGUAAUAGUUGCUAGCUUGAAGAGCCCACCCCACUGCCCCAUGCAUUCGUAGGAACACAGAGCCUGCGGGGAAUGCCAGCCUUCAGAGCUGACAUGACGAGAGACAUGGUGGGGGAGCCACACGCAGAGAGAGACGGGCAGAAGUGAGGAAGGAGGUUAAACAUGCUGCCUGCAUUACAGAGGAAAGUUCCUGUAGGUGUCUGUGCUCUUCGGAAAGUUCCCAGGCAGACUGGUGGCUUUCGUCAGCCACCUGCCCUUGUGGUUUGCUGCUGCCUGCAGGAGGCAGGGGAGAGCUGAGCCAGCCGCAGAAAUCUUGAGCGACGAGACACAUCAUGAUUAGUGAUACAUUUCCAGGGUAUUAUUAUGAAACUGGUUAUCACGAUGUGAGUUUCAUAUUGGGUUUUGGACAAGUGUAUCAAUGCACAUUGGCCAGCCCUAGUAAUGAAAGCACCUGGUUUGAAAGCUGGGACUAAAGCCAUUGAUGCUGUUGUUUGGGAAAGGGUGUUGCUUCUAUACCUUUUCCAAAAAAGGUUUUGCUCUGUUUGAACUUGGAAAUUCAAGAAAUAUGUGUGGAAAGAAAUGCACAUGGGAAACCUGCGACAGUGGAAUAAAGGGAUUUUUUUCAAUGGAGGACGGGAGCCUUUGGAUCCAGUCUCCCAUUCCUAGAUCUGGAAGGAUAGGGAUGCUCACAUGACAUCUCAUGGGAACUUGGAUGGCCCUGCGAGAUUUCACGACAGCAUCCCAGAACCAUCAUGCUGAGAGGGAAAGCCCAGCAUUAAAAGAAAUGUUAAGCUCUCUGCUUUGCUUGCAUUAGCCUGCAGAAUUUCAACCAGCUGUCCUUCAACUGCAUAGGGUCACUCUUUCACACAGCACACUGAAAGUAGAAUAGAUUUUUUCUCCAUUUACCGGUAUUCUAUUUUUCUAAGUGCAGGGAGCUUUAUGUGGAAAGAGCAUUUCUUUUUCUGGAAUUUUCUGGCACUCAAGAUUUUUGCCCAUCAGAGAAUGUUGCAGACGAAGACCUUAAAAAAAAUCCCAGGCCGUAUAAAUCUCGCUGUAGUUUUUAAAUUAGUUCCAGCCUUUUGUGUUAUUAUUUGCGCUUUACUUUUAAUCUUAAUAUUCAUUUUUAGUCAGUUUUUAAUGCUACACCACUUUUUAUUUUAUUAGUCCCUUUAUUUAUUUAUUAAACUUUUUUGUUUUUAUUCUGUAAGCUGCCCAGAGAACACUUGUUACAGGGCAGCCUAUAAAUGUCAAAAAUAGAAUGAAUAAGUAAAUAAUGCAACUGAUGAUCUUUUCAUUGUAUGGCUCUUUAGAAUACCCAUUAGCAUUCACAGUCAAUACUGGCUUGGAGUAGGGGGGUGCAAUAAAAAUAUUUUAUUGUCUUGCAUGUUGUCCAUUCUGCACAUCUUUAGUUGAACACAAGAGGGCAGACAGAAUGUUGCACAUUCCUUUAUUCCUUCCAAUAUAUGGGUUGCUGCCUUGUUGAUAGCAUUUUCCCAUUUCCCUUUAUUGCAGCCAUCAGGACGUUGCUGAAAAUGAACAAUGUAGCUGAGGUUUUUUCCUUCUUUCUCUUAGCAUUUCACAAUAUGGAGACAGGGCUAUAAAUGUGUCAGUGCAACAUUGCAUAGGUAGUGGAGUUACAGGAUUUAAAAAAUAAAACAAACCUAAAAGUGAAAUACUGUGUUUCACUCAAACAGAUUAAUAUUCUGCUACAGUUUUGCAUUUUUCUGUGCCUGCACACAACCCUGAAAACUUGAAGUUUUUUUCCUUCUUGAGAAGAAAACAAAACUCGUAUGUAUUCCCAAAGUUAUUUUAACACUUUACUACACAUGAAACAUUUUCAACAUAAAGAGGGGAAAUUGGUCUCCCUAAAGGCUCCUGAGAGAGACUUGCAUCACAGGAAGAGUCCAGGGUGUUUUCUAAGGUCUGCUUUGUGCUGGCAGGUGGCUAACUUGGAGUUUUCCUUUCAUGCAUCCAGAUACAGCGAUACCUCGGGUUACAUAUGCUUCAGGUUACUGACUCCGCUAUCCCAGAAAUAUUACCUCGGGUUAAGAACUUUGCUUCAGGAUGAGAACAGAAAUCGUGCUCCGGCGGCAGCGGGAGGCCUAUUAGCUAAAGUGGUGCUUCAGGUUAAGAAUGGACCUCUGGAACGAAUUAAGUUCUUAAUCCGAGGUACCACUAUGUAAGGCCAACAUCUUUUCUCUCAUGAGAUGUAUUGCACUGUGAUCAUGGUAAAUAAUGAUAAACUGUGCUUAUUUUUGCUUUCCUGAGUCCUCCCUCCAAGCUACUAAUCCAUCACACGCAGGCACUGAUCGGGUUCCCAGGCUUUUUGGCUUCUUCUCUGGCACCAGAUACAGAACCUCAAAACAUGGCGUGUUCUCUUCCUCCCCCACCUACAUCCAGAAUUAGACAUGGUUGUUUAGUAAUAUGCCUUUCCUACACUCUACAUGAGGACAAAGGAAGGCUUAAUGCAGGUCAGAUUGAAGAUCAGUCUCAUGGCAUGUGGCCUGGUUCACACAUCAUGUAAUGACACAAGCAUGCUGGCUUCCAAAGAGGAGCACGUCUCCACUUUAUUACUGACUACAAAUCAUGGUUAUGGAGACUACAAAUCAUGGUUAAGGAGAUUAACCACAAUCCUGAGUUCCAACCCUAAACCAGAGCUUUCUGUGCUGAGGUGAAGGACCAUGGAUGAACAUAGCAACCGCAGUCUUCUUCCUGCAUCAUUCAAACUAAACCAUCAUUUGGCCUAGCAUUACAUGCAGUCAUAGGCGUUGAGUGACUUUAAUUCAUUCUUGGCUCUUAUCUUCUACUUUUGGUACCUUUUGAAUCCUGAAUCUUGGACUUGUUACUGAAAGAAGCCAAACCUGGAACCAUCGUUUAUAAACCUGAUUUGUUUCAAUGAACCAUAGUUCAGAUUAACCACAGUUUGGUUUGGACAAUAAUGCUAAUUGCAGCUAAUUGAAAACGGAGGUGAAAUGUCUGAUCCUGUGCCAGUAGGGGAGAAUAUGUGUUGGAGGCUCAGAGAUGGGAGAGUUGAGAAGAUGGAAAAUGGAAGCAGACAAGUAACUGUAAAUCAUGUUAAGCUUUAGUGAAGCUUAAACCAAGGUGGGCAUUCUAAAUGAUUGUUAAUAAAAACCACAAUUGGUGUUAUGUCUUGACUGAGCCUAUAUCUCUAAUGUUGUGUACUAGCUGUGAAUAUUUACCAGUGUUUCUGCAAUUGGUGGGGAGUUCACUUCUUACAUCAUUUUGUCCCUUCUCUCCCAACCCAGAUUUGGCCCACAGUCUCCUGGGGGGUCAGCCUUAAUCAAGGCAGGCUUCAGAAUGUUUGGUUCAUUAUGUAUUGUGCAACUUGCAUGCUGGGAAACCAAAAUGAUGCUUCAUAAUAAUCUUUAUUUAAUUUCAGUUUCAAAUGCAUCACAGUUUGCUGGAGUUAUUCACUGGAUCAGUCUAGUUAUCCUCUCUGUGUUCUUUUCAGAGGUAAGUGACAUGUGAAAGUAAGUGACAAAGGACAAUAUGACUGAAAAACUGGUUACUUCCUUAGGAAAUGUGUUCAGUUGUAUAUCUAGGCACCUAAAUUGCCUUAGUUACCUCAGAACUGCAAUACCUCAAGGACUGCAUCUUUCCAAAUGAACCUACACAAACCCUGAAAUCAUCUUCUAAGGCCCUUCUUCAUGUUUCGCCUCCUUGAGAGGUCCAGAGGGUGGCAACAUGAGAAUGGGCCUUUCUGCAGUGGCUCCCCAUCUGUGGAAUGCUCUCCCCAGGGAAGUUUGACUGGUGCCUUCUCAGGAAAUCUGGCUACUUGUUUAUAACUGCAUUGAAGGCCCUACUUUAGAGUCCUUCAUCACAGAUGUGGCAGAAGGUUAUUCAAAGGAUGCCCUUUUUCACAGUGGCAUCUAUGUUUUGAAACUUCUUCACAGGAGAAGGAUGAUCUGCCCCCUUGCUAGUAGCCUCUUGACAGCAAGUCUUAUUCCAGAGGGCAUUUGGAACCCUCUAAGCUGUUUUUAGCAGAUUUGUGGGGGCUGUUGGUAAGACUGGGUUUUAAUUAAUAUUUUCUGCAAUGCUAUUUAACAUGUUUGCUACUUGAUGAUGAGCCUCCUCAAGAUGGACAGAUGUGAGGAUAAAUGAAUAUUAAAUUCUUCUUAAUAUUUCCAAUUAUGUAUCUCUCUACAUUGGGGAAUUCAGAAGGUUGCAGCCAUAAGAAUUUGUAGACCAUGUCCUAGAACAAAGGCUUUCUGGUGUGGUCACAUUCUAAUUAUGCUAUACAGUGGUACCUCGGGUUACAGACACUUCAGGUUACAGACUCCGCUAACCCAGAAAUAGUACCUCAGGUUAAGAACUUUGCUUCAGGAUGAGAAGAGAAAUCGUGCUCUGUCGGCGUGGUGGCAGCAGGAGGCCCCAUUAGCUAAAGUGGUGCUUCAGGUUAAGAACAGUUUCAGGUUAAGAACAAACCUCCAGAACGAAUUAAGUUCUCCACCCGAGGUACCACUGUACAGUUCAAAAAGGAUGCCAUACAACUGGAAAAAGUUCUGAAUGAGCAAAAUUUGGGCCCCAGGAAUGGAAGAGCAGUUUUCUUGGAAGGAACACUAAAGUGGGAAAAGUAGAAGGCUAAGAGGAAAAUAUAUAUUAAUACCAUGCAUAAAGUGGAGAAAAUGGAUAAAGAAAUGACUGUUCCUCCUUUUCCCAUAACAAUGAUUUUGAUUUGGGGUUAGAUUCAUUAUUUUUUAUGGUAAUUGGGAACCUGUUGUUUGUGUUUUGUUGUCAGGACUUAUUAAUGUGAAUUGUUUGAGGGUUGGUCAGUCUCAGUGCAAUUUGAUAUUUGGUGUGUUUGGUCUGAUGUGUUGACUAUAGACUUAUUUAAGGUUUUCCUUCAUAUCUUGUAUAGUUUGGGCUGAUACAUUUUGCCGUUACUGUGGAUUUUGACUCAGUAUUGUUAUUGCUAGGGUUUAAUUCAAAUUAUUAAAUGAAGUGUUCAGACUUCAGAGCAGUUCUCACCUUGUCCAGAGACUAUUAGAGCAGGUGAGUCUCCUUCACACCUGAAUCCCUGCUGGCUUCUGCCAGGGGUGGCUGUGCUGGCUCCAUGCAGUAGAGGGGUCUUGAUUGGGCCCCUCACCUGGCAGGGGAUCACCAUUGAUUUAAGUAGAUCCUUAACUGGCUCAGCUAUGCCCCAUACUUUAGUGUAUUAUUGGAUUUAGUUUAUUAAUGUUAAAAGAGGUGUAGAAUAUCCUGGGUGUGUUUGUGUGUUUCUACACUAGUAGCCAAAAUUGUGGAAACCUUUUGGAGAAAGUGGAUUUCCGAGGUUUGAUGGCUCAUACCACUUUUUUGGGGGAGUAGUACCAUAACAUUAUGCAUCAAUGGAAAGAUAAUUUAAUAAAGAAUGUAAUGCAACAAAGUUUAUUCAAUUAUCCGUAUUCUAUCAAAAAUUAUAGCCAAAUAACCAGAAAAAGGAGUGUUUAGAGAGCCAAUCAGGUGUCAUCUUGUUUUGGCAAUGAUGGCUUAUAACACCACUUUUUUUUGGAGUAAUACCAUAAAAUUAUAUAUCAAUGGGAAGAUAAUUUAAUGAAGAAUGUAAUGCAAUAACUUUUAUGAAGGAUUAUUUAUUACAACAGCAGUCAAAAAGAAGAAACAUGAAACACAUAGAAAAAAAUGAGAUAUACAAAAAUUCUCCCUAUGUCAGUUAAUACUUAGUUGGGCAACCUUUAGCCUUCCCAUGGAGUGAACCAAAUUUUUUAGUUUUGCAUCAGUAAAAAUGUGAAAUCAAAAUUGAAUUAUUGCCUCUAUUAAUUGGGUUUUAUUGCUGGGUUGCUUCUGACUAACAAGUUUCUUUAGUCGGCUCCAUACAUUUUUGAUUGGGUUAAAGUCUGGGAUAUGUAUUUGGGGGCAUGUACAUUCCCAUUAAUGACGCAAAUUCUGCCCACACCUUUUGCUGUCAUAUGACCCCAGAUCGUAACACUAACUGGGUGUUUCAUAGUAGGUGUAAUGCAAGUAGGAUGUAAAUCAUCUCCAAUUCUUCUCACAUAUUUCAUGCCAUCACUACCAAGCAAGAAGAUUUUGGUGUCAUCACUCCAAAUAAAACUGUCCCAUUGUUCCGCUGUCCAGUUAGCAUGGGUUUUAGCCCAGUUUAAUCUUUUAAACCUUUGUUUGAGAGAUAACAAUGACAUUUUCCUUGGAAUUCUGGCAUUUAGACCAUAUUCCUGCAGUCUGCACCGAACAGUCCUUACACUCAACUUCACAUUACAUUGUACCAUGUCAUCUUGUAUACACCCAGAUGAUUUUUUCUGUCAUGUAGGCACAGUCUCUCAAUUCUUCUAUCAUCACUUGCUGUUGUGCACCUUUUCCUGCCCUUACCAGUCUGAUUUUGUAGUGACCGAGUCUCCUUAUAUCUUUUCAAAAAUUUAGAAAUGCCACCUUUGGUUAAGUUUCCCCAAUUUUUCUUCUAUUUUCUUCAUAACUGUAGCCAUGUUUGCUUAAUAGUACUAUUUUACAUGGCUUUCUGGGUGACCAGUCAACUCUUUGCAGCAUUUCUUUAAUUUUAUUACAUUUUACAAGCUUACCAAAUGAAAGAACACAAAAACCCCAACCAACUUGAUAGCAAUCACAUAACACACUGACAAAUGCCCUCCUCUCAGCUCCAGUACAUAACAUCAAUAGCUGAAUCUUACUGUGACCUGAUUGGAUCAUUGCCAAAACAAGAUGACACCCGAUUGGCUCUCUACACCCUCCUGCUCAUUGGCUACAUUCAAAUGAAGGAAAGCUACUGCAUAUCAACCUAAGCAAGUUGUGCUUCCUUUUUCUGGUUAUUUGGCUAUAAACUUUGAUAGAAUACAGAAAAUUGAACGAACUUUGUUGCAUUACAGUAUUCAUUAAAGUAUCUUUCCAUUGAUAUAUAAUUUUAUGGUAUUACUCCAAAAAAAGGUUGCCACAAUUUUGGCCACUCAUAUCUGUGACAACAGCAGGUUUUUGAGAUACUAUGGAACAUCUUGAUAAUGGAAAAACUGAGGUUCAAAUUGCCUCUCAGCCUAACUGAUAUCACAGGGUUCCUCCUGUCCUGAUUGAGGCUUAAGAUGCACGUGGUUUCAGAGCAGGAUCUCCCUAAAUGUGCUGAGGGGGAGGGGAACAAAUUGCACAGAUGAACUUAAGAGGAUGCCCUGGUGAGUCUCUAUAGAUUACACAGAGAAGGUCAUAAAUAGCCACAUUUAUUGACAGAGAUUUCCUUUUUUCCCAUUAUUACUCGAAGUGUUGGAAAUGGGUGGUUUGGUCAAUCAAGACCAGAAUUAUAGGCCUCUGGAGCAUACUGAAGUGCUUACUUAUGACACUUCAGGUGCUUAGUUGGGUGUAUUAUUCUCCUGUGAUCCUCCAACUUCUUCCCCACUCCUCACCUUGCUGUCAGAAUUUAUUUUGUAAGCUGCUUGGGGCAAAGACCUGCUCUCUUCUGUUCAGUUGGAAGCACAAUACAUAUCAGAGGUGCAGUAUAGAAUCUGUGGAUUCUAAUAUUACUAUAAUGUUCAAGGAUUAUUAUCUCAAUAUGUAAUGAGUGAUGCCUGAGUAGAAGUGCCAUAAAAUUCUUGCAUUUGCUCCUUGGUUGAUGCUGAACUCACCAGAAACCCUUCUGCGCUAGGAGAAAAGGCAGAGGAAUGUGUGGGGUGGCUGAAAACACCCUGCGUCAGUUCUGACAGGAUCCCCGUCUCAGUGUGCCUUACACUUUCCCUACCUCUAUUUUUACAAUAGCGCAAAAGCCAGCAAAGAUACCAGUUUACAUAGAUAAAACAAGAGAAGAGAGAAACCAGUUAUAAUUGAAAACACUAUUGUAACUGAAAAUAUAGAUAUAUAAAACAUGUCUGUAUUUGAGCAUGUAAACCAAUCUCUUAUAACAUUAAAAAGCCACGUUUUGAUAAAGUAUCAAAUUUUCUCUGCAGUAUUCAGUAAAUAGUUUCCAAUUUGCUAAAAAGUUACUUUACAGUUAGCUCCCCCCCCUUACUCUCCUCUUCCUCCAAGGAGCUCAGGGAAGCGUUGUGUAGUGGUUAGGAGCGGUGGACUCGUUAUCUGGGCAACCAGGUUUGCGUCUCCGCUCCUCCACCUGCAGCUGCUGGGUGACCUUGGGCCAGUCACACUUCUCUGAAGUCUCUCAGCCCCACUCACCUCACAGAGUGUUUGUUGUGGGGGAGGAAGGGAAAGGAGAAGGUUAGCCGCUUUGAGACUCCUUCGGGUAGUGAUAAAGCGGGAUAUCAAAUCCAAACUCCUCUUCUUCUUCCUCUUCUUCUUCUUCUUCUUCUUCUUCUUCUUCUUCCCCCUCUUCAUUUUAUCUCUACAACCUUCCCAUGCGGUUGGCUAGAGUGAGAGAUAGAGUGGGUGACCCAAGGUCAGCCCAGCAAGUUUAUGAGGAUUUGGACCUGGAUUUUCCCUGUCCUCUGUGAUCCCUCUAACCACUACUCCAUGCUGGUUCUGCAGAAUGGCCUCCGUCCAGAAGGCUUACAUUUAACAUUAGGCAGAGAAGAUCACUUUUUAUUGAAUACUGCAGAGAAAGUUCUAUAUUUGCUCAAUCAAAAUGUGGUUUUGUAUAUUAAAACUAUUGUAAAUCAAUAAAAUAUCUGGGUUGGGGUCACCAGAUAAAAGCAGCUGCAACUGUCUUCUAUUACUGGCAUUUUUGUGUGAAGGGAAUGUGUGCUAAAUCCUGAUAUUGUUCAAAUUCACUUGCUUCUUUCACUGACCGUUGCAUGACGGAUUGAAACAGCAAUCCCAGUGAAUCGUUUUCCCCCCAAUUUUCUACAGCUCUAGUACUUGAUGCUCUUCUGUCAGCAGCAGAUAUGUACUAUGAAGAGGCCAGCCAUCUGUGAAGUGUUUCGCAUGAAAGAUGCUUGAUAAUCCUGUCUAUUGUAUAAAGAAAAUAUUACCAACAGCAAAAUCAUUUUCUCACAUCAGUUCAGCUAUCUGUAGCCUUUUUUCACAUAGGAGAGGAGAGGAGAAAAGGGAAUAUCCCUGUUGUCCUGUGUCUGUUCAGGGUUUGGAAAAAUGUUAUAUUCUACCCUUCAACUAUUAUUUAUUCAUGACAUUUAUAUCCCAAGGAGCUCAAGGGGGCCUAUAUGGGCCUCCCCAUUCUUCACUUACAACAACCCUGUGAGGGUAGGCUGAUACCACAGAUGCAUUUGCCUAAGCAAUGGCUAAAGGAAAUUCACAGGUAGCAAAAGAGGUAUAACCAGCAUAACACAUGAAGAAACUGUACAUCUGCUAUUUUUGAAGACAUUGUUUGAUCCGUUAUAACGAAAGUAGUACCAGCCUUCAGGCACUUGGCAUCAAGCACUCUCAGUCUGUUGUUUUAGAAAGCUGUUGUGGUGAUUUGAGAUGUUCUGAUGUCAUGAAACGUUCAUCAAAUUUCUAGUUCAUGUGGCAUAAGAGCAAGGUCUGAUCUAUACAUUCAGCAGAAUGACAUGAUAAACAGCUUCUUCUUCAUUGCCCUGGAGACCCCCCAAAAGAUCAAGAAAACGUGUAUUCCUGUACAUGCACCACAACUAAUAACAACUGAUGACAUCCGUAGAACAUAUUAUUAAGUGAUCCACAGGUCACUUAAUGAGUGAACUCUGGAGAGUUUGUAAAGUUAUGGAGUGGUAGAACGAACUGUACUGAUUUGGACUGUAGAUGGGGGGUGCCACUUUUAAAUGCUCUCUUUCAUGUUAAAAAGAAAUCCUUGCAAGUAAAAUAACAGUACUAGCCCACAGGGAGCUGGCUGUCGUGCUUCCUCCUCCUCCUGUUUUACAUAGAGCAAGGUAGAACCGAGAGAUGGAGACAAGGAGAAAUGUGGAAAGAAUAUGAAUUGACACCCCCCCAUGUUCCUCAUUCCUUUCCUCCAUUGUCUUCCAUGUUGUACUUUGGAUUCUACGGGCCUUGUCCACAUGUGCUUUGUGAAGCACUGCUCACCUUCAUGCUCUUACAGUAUAUCAAUAAUUAUGCUACAAGUGUGCAAGAUUCUUAAUUUUACACUUUUUCUUACACCUGCUGCCUCUUUCUGUCAACAGUGUUGACUCCAUCCCUGUUUCUACUUUCUCCCAGAAUGGAGAAUAUUUUGACAUAACUUGCAACUUUUUCACAUUUUAGGGUCAACAGGGAAACCUACAUUUACCUGAUACACUUACAAUGUGACAAUGAACUUAUAAAACACACUUCCCACAGAAAAGUUAAGCAUUUGAAAUUUUUAAAAAAACUUUUCUGCUCCACAGGACUGAUUUUCUCCAUUUUGUUACAAAAAGUUAUUAAUGAUUAACAAUGCUAAUGAUUUAUGAUUUUCUCUGUCUUCCCUCUUCCCACAUAUCUUUUUAUUAGACUGUUUUGAGAAUAGUGGUUCUUGGUAUAUGGGACUACAUUGAAAAUAAAAUAGAGGUAAGCAAAACCUCUGUUUUUAUAUUUAAUAGCACCUCCAUCCUUUGCAACACACUGUGCUGUGUUACUGUUUUCAUUAAUUUACUCAACGUAUAUUCUGCCUUUCCUCUCGAAGAAGCCCAGGGAGGCAAAUACAUCAGUACUAAAAACAGUUUAAAAGGCUUCUAAAAACAGUUAAAAACAUUCUCCCAGCCAGUGAUAUAUCAAGUUUGCCAAGAAGAGUAUCUUUCAGCCAUCUGGGUGAAGAGGAAUAUUUUUAGCUUCCUUAAUUAGCAAUUAAAGAACACUGGAAAAUGAUUAGUUGUACUUAACCUUAUUGUAGUACUUUUGGAGACUUAUUGGUAGCAAGGAAUGCUAAAGUUCUGUUCCAUGUAUGAAGCUGCCUUGUGUCAUGUCCUGUUACUUGUCCAUCCAGCCCAGGAGUGGCUCUCCAGAGUCUUGGGUCAUCUCAUUUGCCACCUGAUCCUUUCACCUGGAGAGCCCUUGGUCCCUCCUCAACUCUAGUGAUUGCCGCAAUAGGACUAGAUUCUGUAGCCCACUAAGAAAGUCCUCUGUCACUAACUAACUAACUAACUAACUAGGAUUGUUUCGUCUUUCUUCUAGUCACUCCUCUCUCAGCCGAGCUUAAUUUCAGAUGCCCUAGAUGCUGACUUCUGAUAUUUGUGCAGUUUAUUAUUAAUUUUAAUGAGUAUAGUUCAUACACUGGUAAUUAGUGGCUGCAUUUGCUCAUCUUACUAAGCCAUCGUGUGAUUUUGAUAAACCAUAGUUUGCUUUCAUCUAGAUCUGGAGAUCUUAACUACGGCUAGUUUAAAUCAGGAGUGGGGAGCAUGUAGAUGUUGUUGAACUCUCAGCCCCCGUCAUCCCCAGCCAGCAUGGUCAAGGAGAAUGGGUUGCAGUCCAGCAGCAGCUGGAGGGGCCACAGUCCUGAUUUAAACAGCCUAGUUUCAGUAAUUAUGGGUUGAAAUUGGCUUGUUUAAAACUCACCGUAGUUAAUGUUAACCACAGUUCGUCUGUCCAAACAACAUGACAAGCUACAGUGAAAUAAAGUGGUAGUGAAAGCUUCUGGAUUGCUCCUCCCAGCUGUGGAACAGGGAGAGCCGCACUAUGUGCAAACAUGGCUCAUGUGGGGUGCCUUUGUUUAAUGGGUGGAGAGCUGCUUUGGCCCCAGAAACUGAGCAUGACUUGACCUUGAAUCAAUAACCCUCUGAAUGGCUUGGGACAAGUGCUGAAUGCCACUAAGACACGCAAACCAUUCUAAGUACCACAGUAUGAUGCAUUGCUGCAUAGUUCUCCAGUGCAAUGGCCCAUUUCAGGAGGGAAACUGUUAAGUCUUAUUAAUACAAUAAAACUCAUUUAGCUGAUCCUCGAUUAGUAUCUUACUGAGAUUCAGGUGCUACUGCAGAUGUUUGACAAAAAGCUUAUCUGAUGCAUCCAAACGUUUAUCCCCAGUUAAAAAUGAGACAGUAAUAAUAUCCGUGACAUCAAUAGAAAAGAAAGAAGCCAGAAGGAGGAGUGGUUUGACUCGGACUUGUGUUUGCUUUGGUGAAUGCAUUUUGAUAUUUGCGUUCGAAAAAGGAGAGAGUAAAAUGCUGUUUGUGAAAUCCUUUUCCUAUUAGGUAUUUGAUGGUGCUGUGAUCAUCUUAUCCUUGGCUCCAAUGGUGGCUUCUACAGUGGCGAAUGGACCAAGCAGUCCUUGGGAUGCUAUUAGCCUUAUUAUCACACUGAGAAUUUGGAGAGUGAAGAGAAUUAUUGAUGGCAAGUUAUCAUUAACUUUUGUAAAGAUUUGUGGAGGUGUAGGAAUUACUUUUUAAAAUAGUCAGUACCUCUUUUCAAGUAGGAAGCCAGAUUUUAGCUGGAUAACCCUCAUUGAUCAGAUGGGGAAAUUACCAGUGUUCCUAUGGCAACUUUUUUUAUAUUGUUCACCAGUUUCCUAGUAGCUGUGGGUUGAGUGGGAACUCUGCACUAAAAUAAUCCCUAAUUUAGUUAGCAGGAACAUUGUGUUGAUUUUUGCAGAGUGUGAAAAUAAAAUGUGUUCAUGUGUAUGUUUUGAAAUUGGGAUAGAGAAUUUUGGGGAAAUAUGCAGGGGAGGGACUAGGGAAGUGUGGGAAUUGUGCUUAACUGUGAAAUCUCAAAAGUAAACCCUGCUGAGUGAAACAGGAAUUACUACUAGGUAAAUAAGUGCAGGGUUGCAGAAUACUAUAUGAAUAUUAUGUAACCAUAGUUAUUAUCUUUAAUGUCCAGUUGAUUUAAAGUAAAGCAAAUCAAGCCCAUUAUUGGAUUUCUCCAACUGAAACUAAUAAGACAUAAAAGUGACCGUUUCAGAAACUUAACUUCUGUUGAAUAGUAGUUGCAUUUAUUAGAUGCCUGACCAUCUUUUCAAAUAAACUCAGAGAUCCCUUUGUUGUGGUUUCUAGCCUACGUAUUACCAGUUAAGGUGGAAAUGGAGAUGGUGAUUCAACAGUAUGAGAAGGCAAAGGUCAUUCAAGAUGAGCAACUGGAAAGACUAACCCAAAUCUGCCAAGAGCAGGGAGUAAGUCAAAACUAUAUUUUCAUUUUAUAAAUGUGUGUCUGUUACGGAUUUUAAUUUGUAUGCUACUUUGCCACAACAUUUUUCACCCAGAAGUGGCUUGCAACACUUCAGAUUAUGCUAGACUCCAACUUUCUCCAACCAACAUGACCAAGGGUUAGAGAUGAUGGGAGUUGUAGUCUGGCAGCAUCCAAAAGACUACAGGUUCCACUAUACAUACUAUGGGGGUUGGGCCAGAGGAUUCAGCACAUGUUUUUCAUACCUGAGAUCUCAGGUGGGAUAGCUGCUAUCUCCAGGUACUCCAGACUUCAGAGGACCCAGAAUAACCUCUGCUAGUCCAUGCAAGCAAUACUGAAUUGGAUGAAGCAGUCGUCUGGGUCAGUGCAAGGCAGUGUCUCCUGCGUUCCUAUGAGGUUUUGCAGAGGGAUCCGAAGGAUAAGAGUGUGAGGCAUCUAUGCCAUUGAAUUGCUGCCUCAUACAGAUAGGAUGAGGGUGAACAAUAAAAGGUGAUUGCAAAGCAUUCAGAGUUAACAGAGCUGUGUAGAUUAUUAAUGACCACCCUUCCUCUCCCCUUCAGUUAAUUCAGGUAGCUUUGUGGUUUUUAUCCUUUUUAAAAAUCAAACCGUAACACUGGAAGUUGAAGAAUUCUUGUUUCCUUUCAACAUGGUAGAUAAUUUGUGAAACGGAUUUUGGUUCCAAUGACUAUACAUUUUCCACUGGCAGCAUUUUUGUUCUGCUUCUUUUUAUUCUUCUUCCCCUUCUUCUGCUUCUACUUGCAAUAAUGUUAAUUUAUUCCUAACAACCAAUCAUUUGCCUGUUUGUUGGAAAGCAGCCCAAAUCACCCUGCCUUUUAUUCUAGUCUAGUUCGCAACUGUCUCUUGGUUUGUGUGGUGUUUGUUUGUUUUUUAAAGAAAUAAUGUUAGCAACAAAGGCCCAAAUUAAUGGAAGUAAACAUUGGAUGGUAUCCCAGCGGCAGAUGAGCAUUCGGGCAUUCCCUCCCAAGAGCACUCACAGAACAGAGCAAAAGGAUGACUGUUGCAUUAGAGAAGAGCAAGCUUCUGCUUUAAAGCUUUCAUUGAUCUCUCCAAGGCUGCGCCAGACAUCCUCUGCCACUGGCUAUUUAAGAGAACUCUAUGAUUCACAGAGAGUUCCAUUCCUCUAUAUAUUUAGUAAAACACUAGACAAGAUGGGGUGGCCCUUUUUAUAUGUCUAGUCAUAAAAGGCUGGUGUUCCCUUGGGUCCCAUACUGGUCCCUGUCCUUUUAUGGGUGUUUAUAAAUAAUUACUUAAUGCAACGCACUGCUGAGGGGGAUUUAUUAUAGUGUAUUUAGUUCUUUGUCUGAGAGGGACUGAAAGCUGCUUCAGAAAAAGGUUUGGGGGAUUUUUGUGUGUGUUUUCUUAUUUAUUUAAUUUAACUGGAUUUAUAAACCAAUCAAUCAUCCAUAACCUGUAGGCAAAGGGAAUACAGUGGUGCCCCGCAAGACGAAUGCCUCGCAAGACGGAAAACUCGCUAGACGAAAGAGUUUUCCGUUUUGGAGGUGCUUCGCAAAACGAAUCUCCUAUGGGCUUGCUUCGCAAGACGAAAAUGUCUUGCGAGUUCCUGUAGUUUUUUUCCCCUUUCCCCCCCUUUUUCUAAGCCGCUUAUCUGCUUAUCCGAUAAGCUGAUAAGCCGCUAAAAGCCGCUAAUAGCGCUAAUAGCGCUAAUCCGCUAAUCCGUCAAUGGGCUUGCUUCGCAAGACGAAAAAAACGCUAGACGAAGAGACUCACAGAACGGAUUCUUUUCGUCUUGCAAGGCACCACUGUAAUAAUAAUAAUAAUAAUAAUAAUAAUAAUAAUAAUUUAUUAUUAUUAUUUAUACCUCGCCCAUCAGGCUGGGUUUCCCCAGCCACUCUGGGCGGCUUCCAACAAAAUAUUAAAAUACAAUAGUCUGUCAAACAUUAAAAGUUUCCCUAAACAGGGCUGCCUUCAGAUGUCUUCUAAAAGUCUGGUAGUAGUUUUUCUCUUUGACAUCUGAUUGGAGGGCGUUCCACGGGGGGGUGCCACUACCGAGAAGGCCCUCUGCCUGGUUCCCUGUAACUUGGCUUCUCUCAGGGCAGCCCAGAAGGCCCUCGGCGCUGGACCUCAGUGUCUGGGUUGAACGAUGGGGAUGGAGACGCUCCUUUAGGUAUACUGAACCAAGGCCGUUUGGGGCUUUAAAGGUCAGCACCAACACUUUGAAUUGUGCUCGGAAUCGUAGAAUAUAAAAUGCUCAUUUUAAAAUACUAGUAAAACAGCAAGUUAUCUUAAAAUUCAGCAAAAUAUAAGUAAAAUCAGCAGUUAUUAAAAUAUACAUUGUAGGAUAAAAUUGCAUAUUAAAAAUAUGUGUCUGGAUAGGCUUGCUUAAACAUAAAAGUGUUUAGCAAGGGCCAAAAGCAAUGCAAAUAUACACACUGCAUAUUAGAAAAAAUGAAAAGUAAAGCAAGCUUGGUUGCAUUUUUGUCUGUUGGUCAUAGGAGGGCAGCAAAAGCACUAUGUUUGUUUCUAUGUGUUAAUCAGCUCACUAUUUUUUAUACGGCUUGUUGUCUCUGACAUGCCAGUGUCUCUAGCACCUGUCAGAAUCGCACAUCUAGUUCAUUGUAUCAGAGGUCUGGAUUUGCAAAAGCAAAAAGCAAAUCAUUGUUUUCUGGAAGAACUCGGGGGGCAUGGCUUGGUAAAACCUGGUUUCAAAGAAACCAGGAUCAAGUGUGUGUAAGUGUGUGCACAAGUGUGUUGACAACAUGGAGCAGACCCCGCUCAGCCACUGUAACUUGUUGACUGGUUUUAAACCUGUCUAAACAGACAUGGAAUAUUCCUGUGCCUGAGGUGGAAAAUCCAGGAGUGGUGAGCAUCUUCUACUGGGCAGCUCACUUGAACAGUCCCCAUGUGUAUACGCAUACAGUAGAACCUCUACUCACGACCACAGUCUGUUCUGGAGGCCCGUCCGGAAGUCGAAACGGGUCGCGGGGAGAGGCGCCGUUGUGCGCAGGCGUGGGCGGCAAUUCCCUGUUCCUGCGCAUGCACGAACAGCGGCAAAUCCGCUGUUACUUCUGGGUUUGCCACGGACACGAGUGGAGGUGGACGUAAGAAGAGGUUUGACUGUACUUGAAUGUGCCUAGCACAGGAGAAUUUUCCAUUUACAUAGCUCCGUCCUGCUCUGCCUCUUGAUAGUGCCACAGAUCCAUCCCAUAAGGCAGCUGUCUCACUUUCCUUAGGGGAGGCUCACCUUGGGAAAUUGCAUGGGAAUGGGAGCAGCCUCUGCAGUGUAAUGGCUGAAGUGCUGGCUUAGAAUGCGGAGGCCCCUGUCAACCCUGAAGCUUUGGACAACUUACUUUGGAGGGUCAUGGGGAAGAGAAAAUGGUUUGGUGGGAACAGUAUACCGCCCUGAACUCCUUGGAGGGUAAAUGGGGUAAAAAUACAGUUAGCAGUGAAUUUCUGAGUGUAAUUAAGUUUAAUAGAGCUUAAAGGGCGUAGGAUUCCAAGCCCCAAAGCGCCUUUUUAAAAAAAAAAAGUCAGCAUAAUCUGUUAUAAAUGUUGGAAGUAAGGAAAACCCCUCUUCCUGGAGGACAUAGACUAGGUGAGCGUAAAUGUUUCAUUUGCCUUUUGACACAUUAAAUAGUUUUAUUUUUUCAAAUGUCCCAUCUUGCUCUGUCCUGAAUUGGGAUUAAAUAAUGCUUUAAAUUUAACAAAUUUAAAAUCAAAUGAAUGUUUUCAGGCAGCUGUGGCAGGCGUGAUUUUGGAAUACACGUUCAAACUUGAAAGUUUAUCCAAUCUCAAAUUUGCUGUGCAUGCAUGGCACAUCAGAUUACAGCUUUCAAACCACACAAAGUGUUUGUUUGAAUUUGUAUUCUGCCCUCGAUCCACAGAUCUCAGGUUGGUUCACAACAGUGAGAUUAUUGGUUUAGUUUUGUUCUUAAUUUUCUUAUGUAUUUUGUGGUUUUUAUAUAGUAAAUUUAUGUUGUGAACUGCCCUGAGAUCUUUGGGUAUGAGGCAGUAUGCAGUCGCCAGGAUUGGUGUAAUAGGCUCAAACCAUCUUGCCCUAGUGAGCAACCUGGCUGCUGAAUUCUGCACCAGCUGAAGUUUCCGAACUGUCUUCAGAGGCAGCCCCACGUAGAACACACUGCAGUAAUCUAAUGUAAAGGUGAUGGCUUUCGGUUUGUAACAUAUUGCUGUUAGAUUUUGUCUACAGGUAAUGCAGCUGUAAAAAAAUGUUCCUUUUUCUUUUGAAUGAUAGUACCUAGAAAUUCAGCCAUCAUUCUGUGGACACCUGCAGUUUCACAUUGUUCCCCUUGCAUUGCAUGGCUUUUUGGUCCCAGUAUUCAGUUUCCCGCCUCUGUACAUGUGUGUGCAUGUGCUUGGGUACGCAUGCACACAUGUAGUUGUAAAUAUACAUCUUCCGACUGAGGGUAUCAUUCAUGCAUCUGAUGAAAUGGACUUCAAAGUCUGCAAAAGCUUAUGUUCUUAACAUUGCACAUUACCGGUUGCUGUGUUUGCCGCAGUGAAACCUAACACCCUGGGCUCUCCACUUGACAGUACAGUCUCUGCCACACACAGAUGUCAAGCUCAAAGCCGAUAGCAUUUGAAAUGUGCAUAAAUCAAGUUGAUAUAACUGCUGUUACACAGAUUAUUAUUUUUAUGAAUUGCAAACAGUGGGUUUUUGGAUGCCUCUCUGUGAACAUUGCCCAAGCACUAAUAAUUCAGAAAGUGUUUUUCCCCAAGCGCAAUAUGCCUCUGUAUCCACCCUUCCUCAUUUUUUGUCUUCCUCGUUCCUUCCUCCCUUUGGCCUCAGUUUGAAAUUAGGCAGCUGCGGGCUCACCUGGCUCAGCAAGAUCUGGACCUUGCUGCUGAGAGGGAGGCUGCAUUGCAGGUCCCACACAUGCUGAACAAGCAGAGCAGCAACCGAUACAAAGUUGUGGCGGCUGGAGGGGAUUCCGACGACGAGGCAACUGAAAACAUCUCAGAAUUGCGGCCGCCUCGGGGUGAGUAGUAGAGCCAGCUGCUUAAUGCCACUGAACACGGUCCAGCUGAACACUGGUGCUAUGCAGUCUUCGUUCAUUUUAGUGGGACGUGUAGAAUCUCCAGGGUCUGGGGGGGUGGAUAAGCAGUUGUGGUUUGCCAAGAUGAAGCUGCCAGGAAAUUCAUAGCAUCCUAGAACUGUAGACUUGGAAGGUGUCCCCAGGGUCAUCUAGUCCAGCCCCCUGCAAUGCAGGAAGCACAGCUAAAUAAUCCUUGACAUAUGGCCAUCCAACUUCUGUUUAAAAACCUCCAAUGCAGGGGAUUCCACUACAUUCUGAGGAAUAAUAAUAAUAAUAAUAAAUUUAUUGUACCCCACCCAUCUGACUGGGUUGCCUCAGCCACUCUGGGCAGCUUCCAACAAAGUAUAAAGGAACACACCAAAACAUCAAACAUUAAAAGCUACCUCAAACAGGGCUGCCUUCAGAUGUCUGUGAAAAGUCAUAUGAUUAUUUACCUCUUUGACACCUGAUGGGAGGGUGUUCCACAGGGUGGGCACAACUGCUGAGAAGGCCUUCUGCCUGCUUCCACGCAACUUCACGUCUUGCAAUGAAGGAACCGCCAGAAGUAGCCCAUUCCACUGUUGAACACAACUUAAUGUCAGAAAGUUCUUCCUAAUGUUUAGUUAGAAUCUCCUUUCUUGUAACUUGAAUCCAUUGGUUUGGAUUGGUUUGGACCCUCUGGAGCAGCAGAAAACAAGCUUGCUCUGUCUUCCGUGUGGGAGCCCUUCAAGCAUUUGAAGAUGGCCAUCAUAUCACCUCUCAAUCUUCUGUUCUCCAGACUAGACAGACCCAACUCCAUUCCUCAUAAGGCUCUGUUUCCAGAUGACCCCAGGUCAUCUUGGUCUCCCUCCUCUGCACACCUUCCAGCUUCCCAAUAUCCUUAAACUGUGGCGCCCAGAACUGGAUGCAGCACGCCAGGUGGGAAUUGGGAACCGGGUUUGCUCUCUCAGCAGCUUUGUUUCCAGAUAAGUCUCUCUGAAAUUUUGGGCUGGAACUCCUACCACGAGCUUCUCCUGGUGAGCAGGGAAAGUGUUCCCCCAGGAAAGAUUACAGUUAUCUUGUUAAAGCACCCAUAGGUGUACUGUCUUCUUUGGACAGCCUGACAUAUAUCUCCCCGGAAGGUUCCUUGGGGAACCUAUAACACUUCAUUUAUUUUUACCUUUUGGUAAAAAUAGGUAUUUUGCUAUACCUGUAUUGCUGCCCACAUAAUUAGCAUUUUAUUCGAGAGCUGCAGGAGUUAAAGUGGGUGCAACCUGGUCAUGACCCAAAACCUCACAUUUUAUUUUUAUUUCCAGGGGGUAUUUUUUUAAUUGACUGGCGUUGAGAACGAAAUUCAACUGAGUGAAAUGGCAGUAUAGUAAAAUGUUGGAAAGCGUGGCCCUAGUGCUAGAGCAGGCCAGCUGCCCAACAUGGUGCCCACUGGAAGUUCUUGGACUCUAACUCCCAUCACUUACAGGUCAGGGCUGAUGGGGGUUGUAGUCCAAAGGGCGCCACAUUGGCUACUUCUGUGCUAAAGUGUGUGAUCAAGAUCAGCCACUUUUCGCAAACAUUUGUUUCAGUAAAGGAAGAUUCUCAGCAAAGACUUUCUCUCUCCCUCAUGAUAGCAAAAUGACCCCCAUUUUUUUUGGAGUCCAUGACAAAAUAUCCAUGCCAAAUCAAUAGGCGUUUUCUGGCUUUGUUUGUAUUUGGCCCUGUGGCUUUUAAGAGUAAGACUUUGCUUUUCCUGGAGCAAAGAAAACUUGCCACCCUUGUUACAGUAUGUACGUCAGGGAUGGGAAACCUGUGACUUACUAGAUGCUGCUGGACUCACAACUCCCAUCAGUCGCAGCCGGGAUUGCCAGAGGUCAGAGGAGAUGGGAGCUAGAGUCCAGCAACCUGUGGAAGGUCUCAGGUUCCCCACCCCAAUAUAAGUGAGCAUUUCAAAAUUGAAAAGUCUGCAGGAAGUGAUGUGAAUUUUGUGAAUUUUGUACAAUAAAUAAUUCCUAUUUGUUUUGCUGCCUGCACACCCCCCUCCCAUGACAAAGGGCGAUUGGAAGAUUUCUCAGCCUACCAGUAAACUGUUGCACUAGUUGGCAGCAGGGAGGUGAACGUGGAUGGGAUGGAGUCCCUCCUGGUCCUAUAAGUAUUUCUGGCACAAAGAAAUUCAUGGUCAGUUUUGUUGUGCUGUAUGAUCAAAUCCCAUUUACCGCAGGCAUGCCACUUUCCAAACUGGGUUUGCAUCCAGCCUCCUUAAUCCAUUUACCCCUUUUUAAUAAGAUUUCUUAGUACCUUCCUCAUGAGGAUACUUUAUAAUUUAUGCAUGUUUUCCUCGAGGGUUACAUUAGGAAUGGACGAGAGUGGUUCACAAUUCUAAGUAGGUCUGCUGAAUUUAUUGUGCUUCUGAGAGUCAGCCUUAAACUUUUGUACUUUCUAGACUUUGUUUUCAGGUUGCCACAAGCACAUAGUGUUCAAAGGCUUGGUCAUGCAUAAAACAUAGCCAGAUAAAUCAUUCUUGAAUGUUGGUACAUUACAUUAGUACACUUAAGCGUGCAGAAGAUUCACAGCCCGCUUGGAAGCAAGUCUGACUAAAAUCAAUUGGACUUAAUUUUCAAAUGUGUGCCUUUUAGAGAUGGAAAAGCAGAAUGCAGCAUGUAACAAUAGGGAGUUUUUCUUUGAUGUAAUAUGGACAGUAUGUCUUCUGAAGUCUCUAAUGGUAUUGUGCAUAUAUCUAGUGUAUGCAUGCUUUGUGAAAGUUUUCAUACACUAGAGAUAGAUUCCAUAACAUCUCUCCUAUUCUACAUUUGAAUUGGAUCUUUUUUGGAAGUAUAAAUAUUGUGCUUUUAGCAUAGUUGAAUAUAUUGAGACAGCAUCAAUUAGCUAAAAUAACUGUCGUAGAAUGAAGUAGAAAUGGGGCCUCUCGUGGGUUUUAUGUCAGCAACACAAAGAAACAUCAGAAUAUAGUAUGAACUAUUUUAUUUUUAAUUCAUUGAAAUAUUUAUUUCCUGAUUUUUACACCAAACUCCUUCCUAGGGCACUAACCGUCUGCGACAACUUGGGACUAGAGAGGUAGUGUGGAGUAUUACCCUAGAUUUGUUUUGUUCAUCUCAAGAAAACCUGGUAAAUAAAAUGAAUCUUUAUGCACGGAGGGCAAUGUCAGAUUUUAGUUCCGUGCUUGCCGCAUAUCCCCACACGAAUUUCACCACCAAUAAUUGCCAAGCUUCUGGAAUUUUUCCCUGGGCAUCUAUGUUGCAUUCCUCUUUCACUGUGACAUGUUGAUGUUGCAGUCUGUGGGCAGAUCCACACCAUGCUUUUAAAGUCCAUCCAUCACACAAUGGCAGCGUGUAACUUCCCACCAAAGAAUCCUGGGAACUGUAGUUUGUUAAAGGUGCUAGGAAUGGUAGCUCUGCGAGGGAAACUGCCUUUUGCCAGAGGGAAAUGGCCUGACACGGAGCCACCAAUUGCAUUUGGCCAUUCAGGCGUGGGUCACAGCAUCAGAAAACUCUGAACCCUUCAUCAGUGUGCCUAGAGAGGCAGAGGCAUAAACCAGGCUGGGCAGUCAUUUCCUGUGCAAAACCUGCCUUCAGGUCUCCUCAAAAUCUUGCAGGUUUAGAGACCUUCAAUUCUGCCUUGAACAAUGGGCUUUUAGUGAGCUGAAUUACCUAAUUCAUGAGAAACAGGAUAUUCCCUCUAAAGCUAAUUAUAUCUCCCCCACCCAUAAGGAACAAUGGAAACAUUCAGCGUGGGCUACUUGACCAUGAAGGGCCGCAAAAUUCCAAGAGAAACGUUAGACUUUUGCUGAUUUCUCCUCCCCUCCCUUCAUAAUGAUAUUUUUAUGGAGCAGUCCAUAAGUUAAAGCUCCUUGGAGAGCAGCUGAAAAUUUCGCUGGUGUAUUUACCUGGGACUUUGUGCAAUGUUGAAAGUCCUCAAAGCCACAGGAUCAUGUUCUGUGUGCUACAGACAUCAGCGAUGCAAGCUGUACUUAACUCUUAAACAGUGAAGUAUCCAGAUAACUUUUCAAUGAUUACAGACAGUUUGCAGUUAGUUCUUAACCCACAUAUUUAUUCUUACCUACACAGGUGAUUGACAAUUGGGCAACUCUGUCUGCCUGUCAAAGUUGGUCCAUGGGGGUGGGCAGGGGGGGAUCUGGCCCACCAGCCAGAUCACGUCCUCCCUCUAGCAUGCUGGGAGCCAGAGCACUUGUGUAAAACUCAGACCCAAUUCACAGCCUCAUAGCUAUGUUGGGCCUUCCUGCAUCUUCCCCGCCAUCAUCCAAAGUGCCUUAUUUGAAUGGUACACCCAUGCAUAGGUGCCUAGUGACAUAGGCAGUGGGACAAGAGCAGCGGGGAGUGACAGCAUCCGAUCUGGAGGUGUGUUUGUGAUCAGAGAGAGGGGGCGGCGGGUUGUGGUGGUGGCAAAUUACUUAAAUUUCAUUUCUCCAGUUACAGAAUGACCAAAAUGGGGCUUUUCGGGGUGUUCAUAGGAAUUAUGUCAAAAAUACUUAAAUAUAAAGAAGAUGCCCAGUCUUUUCUGCUAGGUAUGAAGAAUCUCGUUCUGGCAACCAGGCAGGGAUGUUCUUUGCACAUCUGAGUAGAGUUGGUUUUCAUUUUCAGACUGUUAAUUGUGUUGGAAAUGACUUGUGAAGGUUUUGACUAAUGAAGAAUGGGAAUGCUAAAACUUUAUCUAGCAUUUGGAUGGAGUAUUCACAUCUUUGUAAAAUGUUACCUAUUCGCAUAUUGCUAGCAGAAUGUUCUGCAGAUGCCAAAGAAAGUCUUUGACCAGUGCAGUAUAUGGCAGUCAUACCAGUAUCAACCUUUUUUUCUGUUGAGUUUGCUCCUGUAAAAAUCCUUUUAAAACUUGGAGAUAAAAGCCCCAGUCUUCAUGGCAUGCCAAGAUCACAAUGGUAACUCAUAGUAUUUCCUUUUCAAUCCAUUAAUCUUUUUCUUAAUACAUUAUUAGAAAUACACAUUUCUUUUAACCUUUGCAAGCAUGCAGUUGUUUCCAUAUUAAGGCACACAUCCUGAAGACCAUUUUUGGACAGGUGAAGAAAAGGGAUUGUAACAUGUUUUAAGCAUUCCUAACCAACUACUUCGUUUUUUUAAUGGAGUUAGUUGUGAUCUUGGGGUAGCAGAUUCAUUCUGGUGGUGCCCCGUUUCUCUCCCACUUUUUCCCUUGUGUUAAUUCCUGCAGCCAUAUAGCAUUGUCUCAUCUUCCAUUAAAACAAUUAAUGCUUUGUAGGAAGCCCUUGGAACCUCAGAGCGUGUGUUUGUUAUGCUGUCCCCAGAGAUAGCUAGUUAGCUUAUUAAAUGAAGUUGCAAUAAGGCAGCCAAAGUGAGGAGGCAAUAAUGACAUUAGACUGUCUUUUAUCUGAAGCUGAUCCAUCAGUGACGACUCUUUGCUUAAUAAAAGGCAGCCUGUUUGUUUUGUCAUAUGCUGGCAAAGUUAAAUUGGGUUUAACUAAGAUGAAUGCACUUGCAUUAAAAAUGUUUAAUCAUUCUUGAUCAUAGAUUGAAAUAAUGCAAAAAAAAAGUUACUUUACAGGAUAGAAAUAAUGCAAAAACACUUAUCUUAAAUAAGCUAGAAAUAGAACUAAUAGCAAAAAAGCUUACCUUAUGGUAAAUGGUAAUAAAAAUCUAAUUAAUUAAUUAAUAAGCUAAGUUAGUGCAGACAAAGCUAUUAAUCACUAGGGUAGUGAAUUAAAAAUCUGUUAUGAAAAAGAGCAGAUAAGAUAUUGGUCAAAAUAAUGGUCAAAAAACGUGUGUGUGUGUGAGAAGGGGAAUCCCUCUUUGCUGAUGUCAAGCAUCUUAAAUUUUUAUAAGUACUUUAAAAAUUAAAGCUGUCUAAUUAAUCAGGGCACUUCGUUAUGUGGUCACAAGAUUAAUCCUAUCAUUAGAUUAUUCCAAGUGUUGCACGUGCCCAGUUGCCGAAAGCUCCGUGGGGGAGGGGCAUGUGCUCUGCAUGCAAAACAUAGGAUCCGUCUUUUGGAUUUCUAGAUGGGCAAAGACUUAAUAUGGUGUUAGGUAGAUGGACCAGUUGGUAUAAGGCAGCUAAAGGGAAUAAUGCUACUUAAUAAUAUCUUCUUUUUUAAAUAACAACACCAGACAAACCCACUAGUGAUGUUAGGUGGUGCUGGAAUUGGAGCACUUACGUUUGCUUAGCUAUAAACCUAAUAAAGCUAUCGUCUCUUCCAGUAAUAUUGCUCUGAACAAAGAAUAACUUUAUUGAGAGAAUUGAGUCCCAGCAGGCAGAAUUCAGUAGGAGCAAUGGAAACUUAAAAAAAGGAAUCACAAAUGCUGUUAGCCAUAAGCUUCCAGCUGUGUUCUCUUAAAAACAAAGUCACGAAGUUGCACUGAGUGGUGCCCUGUGGUGGAAGUGCAAAGUAUCGCCAAUGAAACUGUUAAAUAUCCAUCAUAAUGAAGUGGACGAAACUGCCUCUCUCAAAACAUACUGAAGUGUGUUCAUCUUUUGUGGCCAGCAGUAAAAGGAUAAAAUUUAUAUCUCCAGGCUUGCAAGAGAAUUUACUAUUCAAGACCAGGGAGAAGGGUCGAUGGAAGAAGAUUGGAAAAAAUUCAAAAUAUAUCUUCAAAAAUAUUGCAAUAUAAAAGAAUGUUAGAAAGAGGUUGGAAAAAGAAUAUUAGGUCGUUCUGGUAGAUAUGAUAUAAUGGACUAAGCAAAAAUGAGUUGAUGAAAUUGAUGAAAUAGAGGAGGUUUAAUUACAUUAUUUUAAUUUUAAAAUACGUAAAUGAAAAUAAGGUUAGAAGGAUUUGCUGGAAACACGAUCUGAACUAGAAUACAAAAUCGGGAGGUGAGAGGAGGUCAUGGAAAUAAGUAAAGGAAAAGGCUAUGUAAAGGUUUAAUCUGUUUUUGUUUUAUUUUAAUUUAAUGUAUUUUUAUAUUUUUGUUAAGUCUUCUUUUUAUUCUAUCUCAUUGUUCUUUUUUACUUGUUCAUUUUUUGCUUUGUUAUGGCUAAAGUUUUCUUUGUAUUUUGUAUGGUUUUUCUAUUUCUUUUUUGUAACUUUAAAUUUGGAAUAAUUUUUUUUUUUUAAAAAAAGAGAAUUUACUAUUCAUUUCCCAAAUUUCAUAUUCCCCUGAGCAUAAACAUAUAACUUUGCAUGCCUGUACCCGAACAUAUGGUACUCAGAAUCUUGUGUGCUUGUUUGCAAAGCCUAUGACUUGAGCAUAGAUGCUUUCAACUUGUAGAAACACGAGCAUUAGCUAAAAAGACAAAAAUGAACAAGAUGGAUAUCGGUCAUGUAUGAUCUAAGUGAGAUUCCUGCAUUGCAGGGGGUUGGACUAGAAGACCCUGAGAAUCCCUUCCAACUCUACAUUUCUAUAAUUCUAUUAUCCGAGUCUAAUAAGACUUGUGUUUCUCAUACAGGAGAAGUUGCCUAGUCCAGGAUCAAAUGAGGACAGUUUGUUGUCUCUAAAUGCCCCAAUCCCUUACAUUAGGAGAUGCAGUGGAAGAGUCAUACUGUUUAUCACUUCCUAGAAUCAUAGAAUCAUAGAGUUGGAAGAGACCACAAGGGCCAUCGAGUCCAACCCCCUGCCAAGCAGGAAACACCAUCAGAGCACUCCUGACAUAUGGUUGUCAAGCCUCUGCUUAAAGACCUCCAAAGAAGGAGACUCCACCACACUCCUUGGCAGCAAAUUCCACUGUCGAACAGCUCUCACUGUCAGGAAGUUCUUCUGUUGUUUACAGUGUUGGCCUUGGCUGGUACACAGCUUCCAUUUCUCCCCUCCUUGAAUGCAUGUACAAAGAAAUCCCCCCCACCCCUUAAAAUCAGUUUAAUUCUUAUAAUUCUUCCUUCAAAGGACUUUGGGUACAGUGAUUUCCCCCCUGAUGUAGAACACUCAUUUCUAAAGAUCCUUCAUCCCCAUUUACAGUCCAGCAGUGCCAAGGGGUUCUUCUGGUGAAGCCAUCACAGCCUUGAAAAUGGAUUAUAUUAAUAGACUUCUAGUAUAGACUUAAGUACAGUAUCACAUCAGUAUACAUCGUGGUUAAGGCUACUAGUCAUACUUUUGCAUUCCGUAUACCUCUGAAUGCCAGUUGCUGGAGAUCUUGAGGGUGAAAGCGCUGUUGAGCUCAUGUCCUACCUGUGGGCGCCUGGCUGGGAGCUCUGAGAACAGCAUGUUGGACCAGGCGGGUCUUGGAUCUGAUGCAGCCAGGCCGCUCUUGGGUCCUUACGAAUGUUGGCAUAUUGUAUGAGUAUUUGUAUGAGUCUUGGGCAGUGAAUCUAUUAGAGGGUUUCCCCUAGUCCUGCUUUCCAGUGCUGCAUUCUGAAUAAUGGCUCACAGGGAUUUCCAUCCAGCCGUGCGUUGCAGGUUGCCAACCCUUCCAAAAAUGUUUCUGCUCCCUGGUACCUGCAGCACCUUCAGUGUUAGCACGCAGAAGGGUCCUUCACAGCCUCUGAGCAUCCCUGCCCUCCGAAGCAACGUCGACCUAGCUGUGUACGCCAUUAUGGCUACAUGGCAUUUAUAGUAUCAAUUAUGGAUGACUGAAAUGAAGUGUCUUUUAACAGCAGAUAGCUGAAAAGCCUUGCAGUGUAUUCCUAAUCUGGUGGUAUUGCCUUGAGCUACACUGAGGCUUCUUUUUAAACUCAGACAUUAUCAGAAAGCACACCUCUGACUGCAGGCAUUUAAAGAUCAACAGAGGCCAAAAAAGCUUUUAAAGAGCCAAUGAAACCAGGAAGGCAUCCAUGUUCCCUUUCAGUGUCAAGUUUGAUUGCCGUCUUAGGAGUGCAGCUAUUUUCAGGUACCAAGCGCUUAGUGGUUUGGGCCUUGUUGGGUGGAGAAAAUGUGCCACGGAAAACAUCUGUUCCUUUCACCUGCAAACCACAAUGUGCUGUGAAAAAGGCAAGGCUGCAGCCACAGAAACCCAGGGGGCCGUGGAGGAUCUGGCUCAAAGGAAUGAGCAUAAAUUUGUUCUCCCCCCCCCCCGCCCUCCUCCUGAAAUGCAGUAUCAAAAAGAGCACUUAAAAGGAGAGGAUGCUUUUAAAGCAUGUGAUAUGCCUCAAAGUGGGCAGAUCAAGUUGCUUUUCUGCUUGGGUGUUCUUGCACUUAAAAAACACACGUCAUUUUCAUAUCUCCACAGCAGUGUUUUUCAUCUCAGCAUCGUGCAGUAUCUCUCAGCAUCUUACAUUUAUGUUGCUGAAAAAUUGUAGAAUUAACUCUGUUUUCCUACUGGAAAAUAAUGUUUUUCAAGGAAGCUAAAGGGCUAAUCUCUCCAAAAACUGCCCUCUGCAAAGGUUCCACAGAAAAGAGAAAAAAGUUGGCAUAGAAAUCCAAAUUCCAUGAAGCUUUGCACCUCCCCCCAUUCAAUAUAUGGGGAAAUAAAAACAUCUGUAACUUUUCCUUUUCAUAGAAUUGGAUGACAUUUGCAGGCAUUGUAGCCCUCCUGAAUGAAGAAGGCCUGCCAAAUGAUAAGGGAACAGAUGUGUAUUUGUGCUGGUCACCGUUUCCAUUUUGAUUCCCAUGCCCCUCCAAAAAUGGAAUCAUCUAUACGUAACUUGUUUUCUUUUUGGCAGAACUGGAUUAAGCUUGCAGGGAGCCCCUUAGAAGAGCUUGAAUGCUGCCACAUGGAAGGAUGGCUGUCGUGCUUUUCCUAUAAGGGCAAUCUUUACAGUUUGGCUGUCAUUAAAAAGGGAUUCACUUAAUUUGUAGGCAAUUUAUAUGGAUGUAGCAUAGAAGAGAGAGGUGCCCCUAGGGAAACAGCCAAAUUACAGAGAAAUAGGAUCAGGGUUUCUUUUUUUCCAAAUUUUUUUUCAAAGUUUCAAAAAAAACCAAUUUUUUACACAUACACACACGUUUACAUUAAACCAUAAUCCAUAUCAGUACAUUUAUGGGGUUCCCUGAACCCCUGGACUUCCCCCCACCCCUCCCUUGGCUUCCAGAAUUUAACUUCCUUUUUUACUGCAUCUAAUUACAUUUAUCUAAAUUAUUACACUUCAGUUUUAUCCUUUGUUGUUUUAAAUUACAAGUGCUAUGUCAAUCCUGUUAACAUCUUUAAAUGUUUACAGUGUUAUUUAAUAUAUUCUACAAAGUUAUGCCAUUCUUUGUUGAAUUUCUUAUCCUCUUGGUGCCUGAUCUUCCCGGUCAGCCUUGCCAUCUCCGCAUAGUCCAUCAUCUUCAUUAUCCAUUCUUCUUUCGAUGGGGCUCUUUCUUCUUUCCAUCCCUGGGCAAAUAACAUUCUUGCCGCUGUCGUUGCAUACAUUAACAGUAGUUUCUUAGCCUUCGGUAAUUCUUCUAUUAUACCUAAUAAGAAGGCCUCUGUUUUUUAAACAAAAAUUAUUUUAAACUUAAUGUACCCUCUUUAGCUUUACACUUCCGACAUUUGUUGGUUGAAUUCUUAUACAUUUUCGCUAGUCUUGUAGGAGUCAAAUACCAUCGGUACAUCAUUUCCAUAUAAUUCUCCUUUAACAUAUAGCAGGCUGUAAAUUUUAAAUCCUCAUUUCACAACUUCUUCCAUGAAGCAAGUUGUAUAUUAUAUCCCACAUCUUUUGCCCAAUGUAUCAUUACAGAUUUUACUUCCUCAUCUUUUGUUUCCCAUUCCAGCAAAUUUUUACAUUUUCAACAGAACCUUAUCAUUGUUUCCCAACAGUUCUUUCUGUAACCUCGAAAAAUUCUUUACCAGAACCGUCUCCUUUAUCCACCCUAAAGAUGUCAUUUACCGUAUUUUUCAAUGUAUAAGACGAUGCUUUUGGCUAAAAAAAAAAAAAUAGGCAAAAAUUGGGUGUCGUCUUAUACAUGGAUAGUGAGUGCAGAGGGGGCACGUGUGAUUAAUGGCAGCAGCAAGCAGGAGAUUGGCAGCGGUGAUUGGGCGGGUGAUUGGUGGCUGCGGCAAGGCCUGCUGGUGAUUGGCUGCAGCUGUGGCAAUUGGGCAGGCGAUUGGCGGCUGUGGCAAGUGGGUGGGUGGGCUGUUGGUGGCUGCGAGCGGGCAGACAAUUGGCGGCUGAAGCAAGGUGUGCAAUUGGCAGUGGCUGUGGCAAGCGAUAAGCAGUGGUAGGCAGGCGGGUGAGCAGUUGGCGGAAGUGACCCCCCCCCCCAAAAGCUAAACAACUUAAUUUCUUAAUUUUGGGUUAAAAAAAAUAGGGGUCGUCUUAUACAUGGGGGCGUCUUAUACACGGAAAAAUACAAUAAUUGGUGAUGUUGUAGCCAGUCAGUUAGCAGAUGUCUUAUGUCUUCAAACUUGGUAAAUUUUAAUUGGUUUUCCUCCUCGGUUAAGAACUCUAUAUACGUUGCUCAUUCUUUUUCCACAUUUAUUUUUUUGACUGACAACAUUUCUAAUGGUGAUAACCACCAUGGAGUUUUAUUCCCUAAUAAGUUCUUAUAUUUUUCUCAAACAGCAUAAAUUGAUUUUCUAACAAUACAGUUUAGAAAUCCUUAUGAACUUUCGAUUUUCCAUACCAGAAAUAUGCAUGCCACCCAAAUCUAUUAGCAUGGCCUUCCAGAUCUAAAAUAAUCUGGAUUCCUCAAAGUCAUCCAUUCUCAUAGCCAGCAAAGACAAGACAUCUCAAUAUAAUUUUAAAUCCGGAAGGGCGAAUCCACCUCUUUCUUUAGCAUCUGUUAGUAACUUAUACUUAAUCCUAGACUUCUUCCCCUGCCAAAUAAAUUUAGAUAGAUCUCUUUGCCAUUGUUUGAAGUGUCCUGUUCCGUUGACUAUCGGUAUAGAUUGAAAUAAAAAUAACAUUCUUGGCAAUACAUUCAUUUUUAUUACCGAGAUUCUUCCCCAUAACGAUAAUAUCAUUCUUCCCUAUAUUUCCAUAUAUAUUUCUCUUAAUAUCAUUCCAAACCUUUAUAUAAUUAUCUUUAAAUAUGUUUAUAUUUUUUGUUGUCAACCAUACCCCUAGAUAUUUCACCUUCUUUUCUAUCCCCAGCUCUGUUAUCUGUCUCAACUAAUUUUUCUUCUGUUCUGUCAUAUUUUUUACCACCAGUGCUUUUACCACCAGUUUCUUGUGCUGGGCACCUUUGAAGGUCACAGAUAGGGAGUAGGGCUGGGCGAUGUUAGGCUUUCAACAUGGCGAUGUAUCACCAGCCAAACGUUGCAAGGUUGAAACGAGCUGCAUUGGCCCCGUGAGGCGCAGGUGAAGAAAUUGCUGCAGCUCUUGCCAUGGCAGCUGAGGCGCUUUCACCCCAGUGCCUCGGGGGGGGGGGGACAGUGCAGCUGCUCAGCUGAGGGGCAGAAAUUCUCCCACUCCCCCAGCUGAGCGAGCCCAAUGUCUUCAUUGAGGGGCAGGCAGCCACGCACCCCUGAACAGAGGUUUAAAGGAGCCCCCACUCCAGCCCCAGCUCACUCAAGCCAUAGGCAAAGUCGGGGCGCUGUUACACUUGAGGAAGCCCUGUGAAUGCUCCGUUGGCAGGGCUCCCUCAGUCUUUGGGGAGUUGGGGGGCAAGCAAGCUGCCUCUGUAGCUUGUUUUUCCCUCGCUCGCUGUGCACCGGUGGCAGAGGGACUCAGCCGUUUCACCCACAAUAUACCACCAGGUGAAACUGCCAUCGCAGUCUGACCCUCAUACCAGUAUCGAUGCAUCACCCAGGCCUAAUCGGGAGAAUUAAAAGGGAUUUGCUUCCUUCCCUGUGGGUUUGGGAGGUGAUGAAUUUGGUAUGAAAAUGGCACAUAUUGGACAGGUGCCCCUGGGAAAGUAACCAGCAUAAUUUCAGAAGCGUGGGUGUAGGAGCUGGGGUGCUAUGAUGAAUGAAGAGUUAUUCUUGUGUUCUGCUCAGUUGGCACCAAAAAUUGUGGCCCAGAAGCAGAAGGAUUUGCAUGUUCGGCAUUUUCCAAGGCAGCAGUACUAGCACAACUAGCACAGAGAACGGAACAGACAAGAGCAAGGUGGUGCAUUAUUGUCAGUUCAGCAUCCUUCUUCAAAACACAGUGAUUGUAGAAGUCUGAUAAAACAUUCCCUCUGAUUUGACCUGUCAAUCAUGCAAAUGCUCCCCCUCACGCACUGUUUUAUUUUCCUCCUUUGUCAAGAAAUAUUGUUUUGAAGCUGUUUCUCUCGUACACAUCUUGCAUGGAAGUAAUCCUUGUAGUCGAAUAGAUGCUCACCACCAUGUUUGGCACAAGUACUCUUUUGUGUCAUAUUUCACACAUGAUUUGUGCCUUUCUGCUCUCUUUUUUUCUUUUUCUUUUGGAUAACCAAGUAUAGCCCUCAAACAUCACAUGAGGAACUCACAAUUUGGUGUUUUGAAAAUGCUGUGUGAAAUAGGAUUCUGAGUUUCUUCCCAUAAUGGCAUUAUGGGUCCAUGUGCUGGAGAACUUAAUCUAGGACAUGAUUGGAAUUUUUCUGUUGACAUUUCCCCCAUUUACAUUCACAGAGACCAUGGUCAAAGACGAUAUGAACAACUACAUCAGUCAGUACUACAAUGAGCCCAGUAGUGGUAAGUUUGAAUUCUAUAAACUAAACAGGCUUGCUGCCAUUUCUUAGCAAGUGAGCCAGAGUCAGACCACUGGUCUGUCUGGCUCAGCAUUGUUGACGCUGAGAGGUUGGGGGCUCUCCGGGAUUUCAGUCUCCCCCAGUGCUUGCUCAAUCAGACUUGCUGCCUGCAGAGCAGAUGUCCCAGCACUGUGAUGUGGUAACUGAUGCUGAAGCAGGUUUCAGGUGAAUAAGGCUCCAGUGAGAGGCUUAAUUCUAAAACUAGACUCUGUCUCCCUUGAGCUGACCUCAGAAGGGCAUCACCUGACGUCACCACACAGAAUGAGGCAGGUAGCCAAGGGAAAGCGUUCCACAUGUUGGCUUCCUACAGUGGUACCUCAGAAGUCGAACGGAAUCCAUUCCAGAAGUCUGUUCAACUUCCAAAACGUUCGGAAACCAAGGGCAACUUCCGAUUCCAAAGAAUGUUCGCAAACCGGAACACUCACUUCCGGGUUUGCAGCGUUCAGGAGCUAAAGCAUUCGACUUGCAAGGCGUCUGCAACCCAAAGUACGUCUGUAUUCUGUGACUGGCCCCUGGAAACUGCAAACUGCUCUUCUUUAAGCCCUGCUGCCGAAUCUAUUUCUCCUUCUCCUCCCUUCCGGUAGAAACAUUCAUGUCUGCCCAUAUUGGGAAUGGGAAUAUGUUAAUCAGCUCCCAUCAGCCUCAGUCAAUAUGGCCAGUGGUGGGAAUUGGAGUCCUAACUAGUAAAGUGCCACUGAGCAAGCUGUCUGAUUCCAGCAGAUCUUGCAACCAACUUGACCCAACUGCCCACCCACCUUUCUGUCUAGCAGCUUGGAAGAACAGAAGCCCCGUUAAAAUCUGCGCCUCCCUGUGCAAUCCACUCUGUUGUAUUGGCAUAGGAAGGUUUCAUACCAUGUUGAACCUUUCAUCUUCCAGCACAUCCUUACGGAUGCCCUUUAAACAUCUGGUAGCAAUUAUUAUUCAAGGGCUUCAAUAUUACUGAUUUUUUUGUUUUUAUAUUGUUGUAAACUGCUGUGAUAUAUAUUUAUGAUAAAGCAUUAUAUAAAUAUUUUUCUAAAGUAAUUAAUUAAAUAAUUAAAGCUUCAUUUUGGUGACUGCUGGCCAUUAGUAGUUUCUUACUCUUUGUUUGCAAAUAUAUUUGUGGGGGCGGGAGACCCAGCAACGUGAUUCCACACCCAGACGUGCAAGUCUGUUCUCCAUGGAAAUCAGUGGAGGCGGUAUAAUUCUGAUUCCUUUCCAUGGGGCUUGCAAGGGAAGCUUCCUAGUGUGUCGGAAGCUGACUUACACUUAGUCAGACCAUUGGUCCCUGUAGCUCCCUCUUGUGUAUCCUGACUAGCAGCGACUCGCUAGGGUUCAAGACUGAGGACACUUACAGCUCUCCUUGGAGAUGACAGGAUUUGAAUCCAAGACCUUCUGCAUGCGGAGUAGAUGCUCUACCAGUGAACUAUGAUCCUUCCAGCUUGUUUCUGCCCUGGGCUUCUGGAAGCCUUUAGGCUGGACAGCAGGAGGCCUCCCUUGGAAGCCAACAGUAAUGUUUUAAGAUUCAGGUGUACUUUGAGGUCUAAAUAUUUUAUUUUUCCAUCUCAAAUGGAAACGAGGGGAAGCAGCUCCCCCAUGGGGAGGAAAUGGAUGUCCUUCUAAAGGGGUUAAGCUGAAUGAGUGAAGGAUAAAACUAUUUGACCCUAGAGAAGACCAGUGUUAGUCUAGUGGUCACUGGGUCGUGCUUGAAAUGGAUUUCAUUCUGAAACCGCCACACCACUUCAUGCACACAUAACACUUUAUUCAUGUUAUUAAAAAGUAGAAAGCAUAUAUUCGAAACAGCUUUCCUGAUUUGUGGAGCGGGAGUUGGGUGGAACUCCAUUUUUAAAAAGCAGAAUUUUUAAUUUGCAAAUUAACAUCAUAAAUACAUUUUAUUUUACCCUAAAUAAUAAUAUAUUUUAACAGGCACCUGCACCUAUACCUCACAAAUGCAGGGCACGGAUGCAAGCUACGGAAAAGUUGAGGUGUCUUUUGUGUGUUUUUAUUAUACUUGGUAUCAGAUGGAAGGAACCUAUAAAUCUUGCAACCAAAACCCUCAGAUUCUGUUAACUGUGUAAAUUAAGAAAGUAAGAGGCAGCCCUCACAGUCACACUCGCCUCUUUGCCAGGACUUUGCUGAUCCAAAAAUCCCCCCCCCCCCAUGUGUAACAACCUGCCUGUGUUUUGAGGUCUCCAGGGCAAGCUCUUGUGCUGAGGUCCUGCUUGCGGCUCCCCAUGAGCCGAGGAGGCUGGACUCCCUGCGCCAGUGGCCUGGGUCCAGCCAGGAUUUCAGCCAACAUUUUAUGUAGCUCUUUAUAGUAAAAAAAUCUCUUUAAGUGGUUUACAUGUAAAUUUUUAAAAACGUUGUCCUAAAAACUAAAGCAGUGUACAAAAUAGAAAAUUAAAAUGCUAAGAGUUUGAGUUCAGAAAAGCCUGGGCAAACAUUUAGGUUUUUAAGAGGUGUUUAAAAGUCAUUACUUUAGGAAUGGCUGUUUAUUGUUUACUGCCCUGAUACCUUUUGAUGAGGGGUGAUUCAUAAAUAUCUUAAUACAUAUAAAUAAAUAAAUUUAUAAAUCAUCCUAAUAAAGAAGUGAUAACAUGUGACUUUUACCUGUUUGUAUCUCUGUGAAAUCUGCAAUUCCAAAAACAACUUCCAAGUUUCACAGAUCUUCCCUUAGUGGGUCGUGCAGAUGCGCUAUUCUGAAUAGUGCUUUUUGUAGCAUAGAGUUAGGGGCAGUGGGGUGAGUUUGGAGAACCACCACAGGAGGGGGGGGCAGGUGGCCUGAAUAAGUUUGAAAGCUGCUGCUGUAACACUUUCCCCCUUCUGCUGUGUGCCUGUAGACAGUGGUGUUCCAGAAGGAGCCAUCUGUGUCAUUACGACGGCUGCGAUUGAUGUGCACCACCCCAACAUCUCCUCCGACCUCUUCACAGUGGACGUGCCCAUGAAGAUUAUGGGGAGCAACGGGACUUCCGCCAGCGUUGCCUCAGGCAGUGCCUCCAGGUCCACAGACAGCUCCGUCACCCGAGCCCAGAGUGACAGCAGCCAGACCUUUGGCUCUUCCACGGACUGCAGUACAACCCGGGAGGAGUCCUCUGAGUAUUGCCCCUUGGAGAGGGCUUGCCAUGUAGCCAAACGUGAUCAGGUAGAUUCUUCUUCCACCCACAGCAGAGUCAACAAUGCCGUGGUGCAAGAACUGCUGUCAUCCUUGUCUGACGAUUCCUGCUUGACACAAAAAGGACUGGAUCCGGUCAACCUUAAACUGCCAAGCCCAUCAGGGUCUACCAAAGCCAGCCCAGAACUGGAGCACCGGGUGAACAUUUACAACAGGAAGAACCAAGAAAGCUUUGGUAUGUUUCAGAUAAAGCCGGUAAUCCACUUUCAGCAGAAUACGCCUGUGAUCGACAAGUAUACGCCUUUGGAAUCCAAAGAGCAAAAGUUAAACAGGGUCCCAGAUUCAUAGUCCUUUUGCUGCCAUUGGGGUUAUAAAAAAAUAAAGGAGAUGCUUUGCAAGGGAGACAUACUAAAGCUUUAAAUGGGGCUGCCGGAACCAACCCCCGGGUGGGUAUUUUGCAGGAUCGGAAUGAGUUAAAUAUUCUUUUAAAUAGGAAAAAAAAUGCAUGAGUUGUGAGAGAGCCAGCACGGAAAAUUUGACAUUUCUACCACCUGAAGUUGAAGGGAUGGGGGCAGAGACCCAUCAUGUUAAAACAAUGACCUCAAAGAUGUAUAGAUUCUUAAUGCGUUUUUUUUAAAGAAGCAGACACAAAUCACACAGUUUUUAAGGAAUUCUGGACAAUCUUCUAUCAGGUCAGGUUUCAGCAGGGUAUAUGAUACAAGUGGAUGUAAACUUCUCUCCUCCUCUUUCUUACAAUCUCCCUUUAUAUGUGACAACUGCAAACCCCUUUGUAUAAAGAUGGCAAAUAUUUUUGUUCUUCCUGAGGAGAAAACAAAAACAUUUUUCAGGGAGUACUUUGAAUGAUGCAGAUCAAAGAAAUUUUAAAAAAGUGAUCUUUUUAUUUUUAGCAUGAACUUUGGGAAGAAAAUAUUUUGACAAAAUUAAAAGUUGUCGUCUCCAAGACAACAGAGUAAAAAAUGGAC
Molecule: messenger RNA, 96285 nt
Organism: Podarcis lilfordi (Lilford's wall lizard)
Lineage: Eukaryota; Metazoa; Chordata; Lepidosauria; Squamata; Lacertidae
Source: the annotation of a GenBank genome assembly